GUUCCCGGCCUGGACGCCUCGGCUGGAGGGACUGCUGUCAAGAGGAAAAACAAAACUACACGGCGCCCACUGCCUGUAGUUUUGUUUUUUUUGGGGGGGUUCCUUUGAGGCUUAACUGUUCUCCUUUUGGAUUUUCUCACUACGUUUCCUGGAUAAAGAGAUUUUGUGAGGAAGCCCACGUCUGGGCAUCCCGGGGCAUCCUUGUUUAGACAAGGUGCUGACUAACAUGUCAACACAGGCGCCAACGUUCACGCAGCCGCUGCAAAGCGUUGUGGCACUGGAGGGUAGUGCCGCAACGUUCCAGGCUCAAGUUAGUGGUUCUCCAGUUCCCGAGGUGAGCUGGUUUCGUGAUGGCCAGGUUCUUUCCAUCGCCGCUCUGCCCGGUGUUCAGAUCUCGUUCAGCGACGGCCGUGCUGUUCUGAAGAUCCCUGCUGUGACCGCCGCACACAGUGGGAGAUUUUCUGUCAGAGCCACCAAUGGAGCUGGACAAGCCACGAGCACCGCCGAGCUGCUUGUCACAGCGGAGACAGCGCCUCCAAAUCUUCUUCAGAGACUGCAGAGCUCCACAGUGAGACAGGGCAGCCAGGUGAGGCUGGAUGUCCGAGUCACUGGGAUCCCAACGCCUGCGGUGAAGUUCUACAGAGAGGGAGCUGAGAUCCAGAGCUCAGCCGACUUCAGGAUCCUCCAGGAUGGAGACCUGUACAGUCUACUGAUUGCUGAGGCCUUCCCAGAGGACUCUGGGACGUAUUCUGUCACCGCCACCAACAGCAGUGGACGGGCCACGUCGACCGCUGAACUGCUGGUUCAGGGUGAGGAAGCUGUGCCUACAAAGAAAAGCAAGAUUAUAGUGUCCACAUCUCAGAUGGUGACGUCCAAGACAAGUGUGCAGAGGAAGGUGGAGGAGGGGUUCCAGGCCACCACCCAGGUGGAGAUGUAUGGAGGAGCAGGUAUGAUGACUCAGCAUUUAGCCCACAAAACCCCUCCAAGGGUUCCCCCGAAGCCGACCUCCAAGUCCCCCCCAUCCUUUGUUUCCAAAGUAACGGGAGCACGCCAACAAUCGCCUUCACCUGUCAGACACGUUAAAGGGCCAACACCCACACCUGUCAGACCCGUUUCGCCUUCUGCCAGACUGUCCAUCUCUCCCAUGAGACCAGUCAAGUCUCCUGUCAUGACCAGGAAACAGGUACCUGCCUCUGCUGAGGUUCUACCGCCCUGGAAGCAAGGAGACCUUGUGGGCGAUGCCAGCUACACCUCUGUGACCAGUGUGAGCAGUGUGGGCAGCGCCACCCAGCUUCAUGUGGAGAAGCACUGGGAGCAGACGGUGGCUUCCAGCAGAGAGGGCAAUAAGAGCAUGGCGGUGGCUACUGUGGUGGUGGCCGUGGACCAGGCUCGCAGCCGGGGGCAGGCUGAGGCUGCAGGGCCAAAAGAACAGGGUGAGGGAGCAAAAAAGGCUGAGGCAGUGGCAAUGGUAGUGGCUGCUGUUGACCUGGCUCGUGUUCAUAAGCCUGUGCAUGCAGAGGGUGUUGAAGCUGAGGAGCUAGAGGAGAUAAGGCAGCAGGCAGCAGAGAAACACACAGUUCCAACCGAAACUGUCCCUGCUGAACCGCCACCUGCCGUCGUCCAGGUCUCCCAGAUUCAGAGAAUGACUGAAAGCACCUCCCAUGUGGACACUGGUGUCACCACGUCCCCAGUUCCACAUUUCACAGUUUCUAAAGUUUCCGUUCCUAAACAUGGACUUAGACAUGAGGUGUCCAUCGCUGGCUCUGCCAUUGCCACUUUGCAGAAAGAGUUCUCCUCCAGCUCUGCUCAUAAAAAGAUCAUCAAGCCUGUAAAAUCUCCCAGUCCAUCACGCAAGGUGGCGCAAGCGACCCUCCCCCCGCCCUUCAAAGACAUCACAUAUCAGAGUCAGGUUGAGUUACAACGGGGAGCAGCUUAUGCAGUGAGUGAGGAAGAGUUUGAGGACUGGGAGCCUCAGGAGGUUGCUGCAGUUCCUACAAGAGCCCAGGAGCCUGUGGUUCCUCCUACACUUAUUAUUGGUCUGAAGAACCUCACGGUGACAGAGGGUGAGUCUGUCACCCUACAGUGCCAGAUCAGUGGACAUCCAGCUCCCGCUGUCAUGUGGUUCAGAGAGGACUACAAGAUCGAGAGCUCCAUUGACUUCCAGAUCAGUUACGAGAACGGUUUUGCCCGGCUGGUGAUCCGCGAGGCGUUUGCUGAAGACAGUGGACGUUUCACCUGUACAGCCACCAAUGAAGCUGGAACCAUCAGCACCUCCUGCUACCUGCUUGUCAAAGUUUCAGAAGAAAUAGAGAGCAGAGAGGAGAUGUCUGCCGAAAUUACCCAAGAGAAAACUGUCUCUGUGGAGACAAAGGAAGAAACUGUGACGGGAGAAUCUGCUGCUCCCUUCUUCAUCAAAAAACCCACUGUUCAGAAGCUGGUAGAGGGAGGUAGCGUUGCGUUCCACUGCCAGGUGGGCGGAAACCCAAAACCUCACAUCACCUGGAAGAAGAACGGUGUGGCCCUCAUUACUGGAUACAGAUACAAAGUUGCAUACAAGAAGGAGACAGGAGAAUGCAGAUUGGAGAUCUCCAUGACUUUUGCUGAUGAUGCCGGAGAAUACGCAAUCUUUGCAAAGAACCCUCAUGGAGAAGCUUCAGCCUCCACCAGCCUGCUGGAGGAAGAGGAAUAUGAAGUUCAUAUGAAGCAGCAUGAUGUGACGUAUAAAACUGAAGUGACAGCAGCUUUGGUUCCGGAGCCGUCAGUAGUUGUGAGCCAGUACGAAAUGGAACAGAGGAAGGUGACAACUCCCAUGAGCUUUGUCUCCGAAACAGAAUUUCUCAUUUCAGCAUUUGAGGAGAGGAUCAUUCAGGAGAUCGAGCUCCGCAUCAUGAGGAUUACAUACAAAGAGCUGGUGACAGAAGAUGCAGAGUUGAUGGUGACUGUAGUUGAUGAGGAAGCUGUGCAGCCAGCCUUUGACACACCAGUCAAGAACUACAGGAUCAUGGAGGGAAUGGCUGUAACCUUUCACUGCAAGAUGGCUGGAAAUCCACUGCCAAAGAUUGUCUGGUACAAAGAUGGCCAGCGCAUCAAGCCUGGUGGCCGUUACCAGACGGAGGUUCUUCAAGAUGGAAGGGCUAGUCUACGUCUGCCUGUGAUACUACCUGAGGAUGAGGGUGUCUACACCGCCUUCGCCACAAACAUGAAGGGCAAUGCUGUCAGCUCUGGGAAGCUGUACGUGGAGCCAUCUGUGGCUGUAACACCUCAGAGAUUCACUCCACAGCCGUCAAUGCAGAGGAUAAGGUCCACAUCUCCACGUUCUCUGAGCCGCUCACCCGGCCGUUCCCCCAGCCGCUCACCCAGACGUUCUCCAGCUCGUCGUCUUGAUGAGACAGAUGAGGCUCAGCUAGAAAGACUCUACAAACCAGUUUUUGUCUUGAAGCCUUCCUCUCUAAAAUGCUCUGAGGGACAAACUGCCAGAUUUGACUUGAAGGUUGUUGGCAGACCAAUGCCCGACACUUACUGGUUCCACAACGGACAACAAAUGGUCAAUGACUACACCCACAAGAUAGUAAUUAAAGAGGAUGGUACUCAGUCGCUGAUCAUUGUCCCAGCAAUGCCCCAAGACUCUGGAGAGUGGACGGUCAUUGCUCAGAACAGAGCUGGGCGUACCUCCCUGUCUGUUACACUCACUGUUGAUGCCCGUGAAAGCCUGACACGGCCUCAGUUUGUAGAGAAACUGAAGAACAUCAGUGUAAAGCAGGGCACUCUGGUUGAGUUGGCUGUUAAAGCCAUUGGAAACCCCCUGCCUGAUAUUGUCUGGCUGAAAAACAGUGACAUCAUCACUCCACACAAGCAUCCACAAAUUAAGAUCGAUGGUACUAAAGGAGAGGCCAAGGUCCAGAUUCCCUCAGCGGCUGGCUCAGACAGUGCCUGGUACACAGCCACAGCCAUUAACAAGGCUGGUAGAGACACCACUCGAUGCAGAGUCAAUGUUGAAGUGGACUUUGCUGCUCCUCAAACCGAGAGAAAGCUCAUUAUUACCAAAGGUACCUACAGAGCUAAAGAGAUCGCAGCUCCUGAACUGGAGCCUCUUCAUCUGAGGUAUGGUCAGGAGCAGUGGGAGGAGGGCGACCUCUAUGACAAAGAGAAGCAGCAGAAGCCACAGUUCAAAAAGAAGCUGACUUCUGUUCGCAUGAAACGGUUUGGCCCAGCUCAUUUUGAGUGUAGACUUACUCCUAUUGGCGACCCCACCAUGGGAGUGGAGUGGCUCCAUGAUGGCAAACCCCUGGCAGCUGCAAACAGGUUGCGCAUGGUCAACGAAUUUGGCUACUGCAGCCUUGACUAUGAAGCUGCUUAUGCUAGAGAUAGUGGUGUCAUCACCUGCAGAGCCACCAACAAGUUUGGAGUUGACCAGACUUCAGCUACCCUGAUCGUUAAGGACGAGAAGGGACUCGUUGAGGAAACACAGCUGCCUGAAGGCAGGAAGGGAGCUCACAGAAUUGAUGAGAUUGAGCGAUUGGCUCAUGAGGGAGGACCAUCUGGAGUCGGUGCUGAUGAUGAAUCUGACAAGACCAAGCCUGAAAUAGUCCUGCUACCUGAACCAGCCACAGUGCUGGAAGGUGACAUUGCCCGGUUCCGCUGUAGAGUCACUGGUUAUCCAGCCCCCAAGGUUAACUGGUACCUCAAUGGACAACUUAUCCGCAAAAGCAAAAGAUACAGACUUCGUUAUGACGGCAUUUACUAUUUGGAGAUUGUUGACAUCAAGUCAUAUGACUCUGGAGAUGUCAGAGUGGUUGCAGACAAUCCUUUGGGCACAAGUGAGCACACUGUGAAGCUAGAAAUCCAACAGAAAGAAGACUUUAGAUCUGUUUUGCGACGUGCUCCAGAAAAGGCUGCAGAGAGUUUACAUGAGCCUGGCAGAGUUGGAUUUGAUGUUGUGAAAAUUGAGCGUGCUACUGAGGUCUCACAGGACAGGGAGGUUGUUCGGCUGCGUAAGACACAAAGAGUUGUUCAUGAGAAAGCCUCAGAAGAGUCAGAUGAGCUGAAAAGCAAAUUCAAGCGCAGAACAGAAGAAGGUUUCUAUGAGUCAAUAUCUGCUGUGGAGUUCAAGUCUCGCAAAAGGGAUGAAUCUUAUGAAGAUCUACUAAAGAAGACCAAGGAAGAACUUCUUCAUCACAUGAAAGAGAAAGAAGAGGCUGAGAGGAGAAAAAUGGAAGAAGAGGGCAAAAUCACUAUCCCCACUAUCAAACCCGAACGAGUCCAACUAUCCCCAAGUAUGGAAGCACCGAAGAUUCUGGAACGCAUCACCAGCAAAACUGUCGCUCCACUGGAAGAGGUUCGCUUCAGAGUCAGAGUUGUUGGCAGACCAGAACCUGAGUGCCAGUGGUUCAAAAAUGGAGUUCAGCUGGAGAAGUCUGACCGUAUUUACUGGUACUGGCCAGAGGAUCAUGUUUGUGAACUGGUUAUCAGAGAUGUCAUAGCAGAGGAUUCUGCAAGCAUCAUGGUUAAAGCUAUUAACGUGGCUGGAGAGUCAUCAAGCCAUGCCUUCCUGCUAGUGCAAGCCAAGGCAGCAGUGAACUUCAGCCAGAACCUGGAGGAUGCCAGUGCCAAUGAGAAGGACACCAUGGUAACCUUCGAGUGUGAAACCAGUGAACCCUUUGUCAAAGUCAAAUGGCUCAAGAACAACAUGGAGAUCUUCUCCGGAGACAAAUACAGGAUGCACUCUGACAGGAAGGUUCACUUCCUGUCUAUACUUGUGAUUGAAAUGAGGGAUGCUGCAGAAUACACUUGUGUACUUGUAGAUGAUGAGAAUGUAAAGACCAGUGCAAGGCUCUACGUAGAAGGUGCUUCUCUGGAGCUCGUCAAACAUUUGGAGAACAUUGAAAUACCAGAGACCUAUGCUGGAGAGUUUGAGGUUGAGCUGUCCCGUGAGGAUGCUGAGGGAAGCUGGUUCUUUGGAGACAAGGAGCUCUCUCCCAGCAGUAAACACGUCAUGUCUUCUCGCCGAGGAAGACACAUCCUCUCUGUCAAGGAUGUCAGGAAAGAGGAUCAGGGGAAAUACAGCUUUGUAUGUGGAGACCUGAAAACCAGUGCCUCACUCAGAAUAAAAUUGCGUCCAGUGACCCUGAUGCAGCCCCUGACUGACCUGACAGUCUGCGAAGGUGACAUUGCUCAGCUGGAGAUCAGGUUCUCCCAGGAGAAUGUUGAAGGAACCUGGAUGAAGAAUGGCCAAACCAUUUCUGCUUCAGACCGUGUUCACAUUGUAAUCGACAGACAGGUUCACAAGCUGCUACUGGAGAAUGUCACCAGAGAAGAUGCUGCGUCCUACUCUUUUAUGGUUCCUAGCCAGGAUAUUUCGACCUCCGCCAAACUCAGUGUUCAAACCAUUGACAUUAUGAUACCACUGAGGGACGUGUUCUCAAUUGAAGGCACCAAGGCUGUUUUGGAGGCCAAAAUAUCAGCCCCAGAUGUCACCUCAGUUAAAUGGUACCACAAUGAUAAGCUCUUGAUUGCCAGUGAUCGAACUCAGAUUGUUGCAAAGGGAGCCAAGCAGCGCUUGGUCUUCUCCAGGACAUAUGCCUCAGAUGAAGGCCAGUACAGACUGGUGGUUGGCAAAGUCGAUUCUAGCUGCAGCCUGACUAUCGAACAGGUGCACAUUGUGAAGCAUAUGGAAGACAAAGUGUGUUCAGAGUCCCAGAAUGUAUCCUUUAGUGUUGACCUAUCCCAUCCUGGUGUCGACCCGGUCUGGACAUUCAGGAAGAUGCAGCUCAAACCUGGACCCAAAUAUAAGAUAGAAUCCAAGGGCAAAACUCACUCUCUGACUGUUACUGACACCAUGAAGGACGAGGAGGGUGACUACAUGUUCCACGCAGGUGAAAAGACAUCCAGUGCCAAGCUAUCUGUGUCUGGUGGGGCUAUCACACACCCCCUGCAGGACGUCACUGUGGCAGAGUCGCAGACAGCUGAGCUGGAAUGUAAAGUGGCCAAUGCCAGCACUGAGGGAAAGUGGCUGAAGAAUGGACAACCUGUAGACUUCAGUGAGAACCUGGUGAGCGAAGUGAACGGUGCCAUCAGGCGCCUCAUUAUUGUGAUCACAAGACCACAGGACGUGGGAGAGUACACCUACCAGGUGGCAAACUCCAAAACUACUGCAAACCUCAGGGUGGAGGUGGUAAAAAUCAAGAAAACCCUGAGGAACCAGACUGUGACUGAGACCCAGGAAGCUGUGUUCACACUGGAGCUCACCCACUCUGACGUGAAAGGGUCCCAGUGGAUCAAGAAUGGCGUGGAGCUGCAGAGUAGCGACAAAUUUGAGAUCAGCUCGGAAGGCGUUACCCACACCCUAAGGGUCAAAAACUGCAACACACAAGAUGAGUCGAUGUAUUCCUUCAAACUGGGGAAGCUGUCGGCCAACGCCAGGCUCAAUGUGGAGACGAUAAAGAUUGUAAAGAAGAUAAAAGAUGUGACAUCACUGCUGGACGGCACUGCCUCCUUUGAAAUGAGCUUGUCACAUGACAACAUUCCCGUCAGAUGGAUGUUUAAAGGUGUGGAGCUCAAGUCCAGUGACAAGUGUAAGAUUGUGUCAGAGAGAAAGGCUCACAAGCUGACUCUGCAGAACGUCGACAGCAGAAGCGCAGGAGAGUACACGGCUAUGGUUGGACACCUGCAGUGCAGCGCUGUGCUCAUGGUGGAAGCUCUACAAGUCACCAAACCCAUGAGGAGUGUGGAGGUGGCAGAGACCCAGGUGGCCACAUUUGAGUGUGAAGUUUCCCACUUCAACGUGCCGUCCACCUGGCUGAAAGACGGCGUGGAGAUCGAGAUGAGUGAGAAGUUCAGGAUCGUGGUUCAAGGGAGACUCCACCAGCUGAAGAUCAUGAACACCAGUGGAGACGACUCAGCAGAGUACACCUUUGUCUGCGGGAAUGACCGAGUUUCUGCAACGCUAACCGUCAGCCCGGUCCUGAUCACCUCAAUGCUAAAGGACCUAAACGCUCAGGAGAGAGACACCAUCACCUUUGAAGUGACUGUGAACUAUGAGGGCAUUACCUACAAAUGGCUGAAGAAUGGUGUGGAAAUCAAGUCGUCAGAUAGAUGUCAGGUCCGCAGCCGACAGCUCACCCAUUCCCUCACCAUUCGGAAUGUGCAUUUUGGAGAUGGAGGAGAGUACCAGUUUGUGGCCGGUUCUGCUGCCACAGCAGCCAACCUGUUUGUUGAAGCUCGUGUGAUUGAAAUUACCAAGAAAAUUAAGGACCUAAAGAUCACAGAGAAGAAGAAAGCAAUUUUUGAGUGUGAGGUCUCUGAGCCAAACAUCCAGGUGAUGUGGUUGAAAGACGGCCAGGAGCUGGACCUGUCUGAAGAAAGAUUUGUGGUGACAGCAGAGAAGUAUGUUCACCGUCUACUGAUUCAGACAGUUCGCAUGUCAGAUGCUGGAGAGUAUUCAGUGGUGGCGGGAUCAAGCAUCUCCAAGGCCCACCUCAUAGUGGAAGGUCGUGAUAUCCGGAUCUCUGAACCUGUGGAGCGCCAAAUUUGGGUUCUAGAGAAACACAGGUCCACCUUUGAGUUUGAAGUUAACGAGGAUGAUGUGGAGGGUCGCUGGCUGAGGAAUGGCGUGGAGAUCCAGUUCUCCGUAGAGGAUCGCUUCAGUUAUGUGGCCAUCAGGAAGCUGCACCGCCUCUCAAUCUCUGAAACCUACAGGAGCGACGCUGGAGAGUACACCUUCAUUGCUGGCAAGAACAGAAGCAUCAUGCACCUGGAAGUCAACAUCCCAGAGCCUCCUCAGAUAGUCCACCACAUGGAGCCACAGUCUGUGGAGGCUGGUAAACCAGCUCGCUUCUCAGUGCAGGUGAGGGGCGUCCCCCAGCCUCAGGUCUUCUGGUACAAGAACUCCCAGGUGCUGUCUCAAGGAUUCAAGUGCAAAUUCCUCCAUGAUGGCAAUGAGCACACACUGCUGCUCAUCGAAGUCUUUCCUGAGGACGCUGCUGUGUACAACUGUGAGGCCAAAAAUGAGUAUGGCACCGCCACGAGCACGGCAGCUCUCAAUGUAGAAGUGUCAGAAGUAGUUUCUCCGGAUUCAGCAGCUCCUGUUGCUCCCCCUGUUGUCAUAUCACCUAUUGGCAGCGCCUCAUCCCGUGAAGGAGAACCAGCUCGCUUCCAGUGCAGAGUUCGUGGAGACGAUGUGAAGAUCAGCUGGUUUCACAAAGAGAAGGAUAUCAAGCAGUCUGAGUUCUUCAGGAUGUCUCAGUUUGAUGACAGCUGUCAGCUGGAAAUCUCCAGGGUUUACCCAGAGGAUGAGGGCGAGUACACAUGUGUGGCCACUAACAGCGCCGGGACUGCAUCCUGCACUGCCACACUCACACUGGACGGACAAAAUCAGUCAGUGGGCAGUUCUUCUGAGACUCAGUGGAGCGUCUCCAAGAGCCUCAACACUCUAAAGAAACAUGCCUUUGGUCAAAAGCCAAGUUUUAUCAGUUCAAUCAAAAGCUGCUCAGUGCCACACGGGGAAGUGGCCCGCUUCCAUGCAUGCGUGUCUGGUUUGCCAAAGCCAGAAAUAAGCUGGUUCCACCAGAGGCAGCCGGUUAAGCCCAGCAAGAAUGUUGUGUUUCAUUUCGAUGACGUGACGAACACCGCAACGCUGAUCAUAGUGGAUGCUUUCCCUGAGCAUGCUGGCCAGUACACCUGCAGGGCAGCCAAUGAUGCCGGAGAGGCUGCGUGUUCAGCCACCCUCAGCAUUACCAGAGAAGAAGUGACUCACGUGAGAGAGCAGGUUGAAACCAGGGUCAAGCAAGAAGUCAAAAAGCAUUGUAGCACCACCAUCACCACUGUGGAAGAACAGGAGGAAACCUACUACACUGGUGUCCAGUUUCCACAGAAAACAAAAACUCUUGAAUUCAAGCCAGAUGUGAAACAUUACUCUUCUGCUUUAGAAAAGAAAAAAGAAAAGCCAGUUUUCCUUAGCCAGCUUGCCCCAGAAGCUGUCACCUCUGGGGAGACUGCCAGGUUUACUGUCAAAGUUUCUGGCCAUCCAAAGCCUACUGUUCAGUGGUCUCAUAAUGGAGAAAUCAUCAGCAGCCCUUCUACAUAUAAGCUUAUAGAGGAGCGCGAAGAAUAUACAUUAAUAAUUACCCAGGUGACCUCUGAGUACGAGGGUGAGUACUCUUGCACUGCCACCAACCGAUUUGGUCAGACAACAUGGACUACAUACCUUGAAGUGAAAAAACCUGAUGUUAGCCAGGCAGAAAAAUGGGUUGAGAAGAUGUUUAAGGUUGCAGGUCAACCUCCUACUUUCACAGUUCAGAUCCAGUCUGUACAGACCUUAGAAGGUGGAGAGGUUGUUUUUAAGUACAAGUUAAGUGGUGAUCCAGUCCCUGAUGUUAAAUGGUUCAAAGGAGCUUUUCAGAUCCAGCCAAGUAGAAACUGUGUCCUUAUAGCCAAUCCAGAUGGAUCUGGCUCAAUCACUAUUAAAAGCAUCAAAGUAGAGGACAGUGGCCUGUAUAUGUGUAAGGCCUCUAACCAGUUUGGUGAAGCAUCUUGUAGUGCUGAACUUGCUGUCUUCAAAGAAUCUGUCUCAGUUUCUCACAAACAGGAACACCUGACAGUUGUUCAGAAAAAAGGCUAUAAGGUUUCAGUGACAGAACAGGCAACAGAGUCUCGUUUGUACCAAGUCAGUCUCCCAGGCCAAGACAAUGCUCGAUCAGACCAGAUGGUUUACACUAUCGGCACAGAAGAUCGACAGAUAAUUCCCAGUGAACAAGUAGGCUCGCUCAGAGAGGUAGAUAUUUCCGCUGCUACUGUUCAUAGUGAGCAAGUAACCCACCAGGCAGCAGUGCUUCAAACUCAUGAGACCGAAGAGAGGGUGUCUAUGGUAUCUACACACCCAGUUCAGGUUUCAGCUGUUCCUGUAAAACAGCUUCACAUGUCAGCCUUUACAUCAUCUGUUGAACAGAGCCAGGAUCUCACAGAACAGCACUGUGAUCACAUUCAAAGUCCUGAGGUUAUUCAGCUUCAGGCUGCAAAGGAAACGAGGCCAAAGGUGAAUUCAGCUGUUGCAGAGGAGCUAACCCCUAUUAGUACUAUUAAUGCAGAACCUUUGAUCCACCACAAGUCCGCUACUGUAAAGCCUGUUUCAGAACAUAAACAUCUAGUCAGUGGCCAACAAGUUGAGUCACAGCUAUCUAUCAUGAAAGAGCAGUCACAAGACAUCACCGACCCAGAAAAGGAGAUGGGCUACAAGGUUAGGGAAGGUAUUAAGAUUCUUUACUCUGCACAGAGUGAAGACAAACGGAUGCUUGCAGAAGGCCAUACAACUGAACUAACAGCAUUAGAUUCUGCUGUGAAGCCUUCUGUUGAGAAGGAACAGCCACAAACAGUUUUGGCUUCACUCAGUGAGUCUAAACAAAUGUUGGCCAAGGAGACAAGGUUCUCUAUGCAGAGACCCAGUGAGGAGACAGCCCAGAUAUGUAAGGACACAAUAAUAAAAGCUGCUCCAACUGCUGAACACAAGCAGAUGCUGCAAGCUGAGUCCACUCACAAUCUGCCAUGUCUGGACAAUGCCAUGUUAAUUUACUCACAAGUUGAAGGAGAGCAGUUGUUACACCUGCAGGUUAUCACAGACCAAGACCUUCUUUCGUCAGAGAGGAGCUUCAUUUAUGAGAAACCAGAACCAGAGCAGGCUGGACCCAGGAAAAGUCCUACUCUGCUACACACAGUUAGUCAGAAUGAGCAAAGAACAGUCAUUUGUGAGGAUACAUCACAAUUUGAAGCCAAGACCAACAUAGUGAAUAUCCAGCCACAGAAGGUGACUCCUCCUCUGCUACACCUUCAGUCAACCCAACCCGCUGAGCCGCUAUUGAAAGAAGAUAUUCUUAUUAUUGAGAGGCCUGAACAGCAGUUGUCAGCUCAGAAAGAAGAAAAGUUGAGGAGCUAUGCAGCUGUCUCAAGAGGGAAAAGGGAACUAACAGCAGAUUAUUACACAGAACUGGAUUUGUCAGUGACUGGAGUUCAGUCUCAGCUUCGCACUGAACCUAGAUCUCCACAUAUCCUCCAGCUCUCCUACCAGCCAAUGCAGCUGCCAAAAGAGACACCAGUUACCACAAGGGAGGACAAGCAGCAGCGAGCGUUGGUGCAAAAGCAGGAGCACUGGAAUUUGACACAUGUCACUAGUGUUGCAGACACUCAGGCAUUAGAUGAGGGCCACACUGAAAGUCUUACAUCUGUGGAUAAAUGUAUUGGCCACAUAGCUAUAGAGCCAAAACUUCCCGCCGAGCAAAUCAAAGUUGAGGAGAAAGACAUUUCCACUGAAAGUAGUGUCUGCUUAGAGGCAGCAGAACAGGACUUUGCAGUUCAGAUCCAGGAGGGCCAGUCAGUCAGACAGGCAAUAGUGAUGGAUGAAAAGCAAGUGCUGAUGGGUGAGCUGUCUGAGGAAAUCACAAAAUCCGAGUCCACCACAGUUGUUGUGACCACACAGCCCAAACUGUCCCUCAAAGCAUCAGAGUCACUAGAUAAUGCAGCACUCCCCAAGGAGUUCACAUUUGUGAUACAAAUACCAAAACCAUCCAGGCUCAAUUUACGUUAUCAGCUCAGAGAUGCUCUUCAAUCUGCAGUGGCCAGUGACCAACCAGUUUUACUGGCCGAUGUUGUAGGAAGGAUACAGACUGUUGACGUGCAGGAAGUAAAGGUUCAUAGAGAGCCCAAGCAUGUCAUGUUUACAUACCUGAUCACCACAACAAGUUUACCCAUGGAAAUCACCCUGACCUUAGAGGGUGAAUACCCUCAGACUGCUGACCUCAGGACUGAACUGCAGGCAGCUUUCCACUCCAUAUUGUUCCAGGACGGCUGUGUUCUUACUUCAGAACAGCCUGGCACUAUGCAGCUGGACAAACCCCAACAGGUUCAAGUCACCUCAGCCAGUUCUAGGCAAAUGCUGUCAACCAUAAUAGAAACCAUGAGCUUGGCAGAGAGUGCACUGGAUUUCACUGGUGUUUGGUCUCAGGCUGCUGCACUUGAGACUGAGACUAACAUGGCAGUGGAAUGUGCCACAGUUGAACAGCAGGUUGUGGUGCAGGAGUCCAAGGUUGCAAAGACAGAGUCGUCCAUCUCAUCACAGAUUCUAAUGUCCACUGAGGCUCAUGUGACUUUUGAAGAGUCAGUACAGGUAUCAAGGAAGGAAGUGCAAUCAGUUCUAAAAAGCCAAGAAAAAGAUGUAGGGGCAUCUGCUGUCGCUGUAAGUGCCCAUCCUCCAAUCACUAUUCUCACUGAACAGACAGUAGAUGUGAGCCUCCAGAAGGAAUUCAAAGAAGAGACCUUUAGAGAGGAGCUCACAGUGCCCAGGCCUGAAGAAAGGCAAUACCCUGUAAUUGUCACCUCACUGGAGGACAUGUCCGUCAACGAGUAUAGUGGAGUCACUCUUAGUGCUACUAUUAAGCAUGUUGCAAAGGUAAACUGGUUUUUCAAUGGGCAAUUGGUGAAAUCUGGCAAAGAGUUUUUGUUUUCCAAAGUCCACGACACAUACACACUGGUUAUCGACAAAGUUGUCAAGGAGAGACAUCAAGGAGAAUUUGUUUGUGAGGCUGAGAAUGAAGCUGGCAGGACGACAACAUCUUCAAGACUCUCAGUGAUCUCAAGAGUGCCACCUGUCUUCAGGAAGCAAAUCACACCUCUGGAAAUAAACGUCGGCAGUCACGCUAAGUUUGAAUGUGAGAUCGAGGAUGCCCCGAGUGUGACCUUUAAAUGGUACAAGUCUGGCACCGAAAUCAGACAAAGUGACAAGUACAGGAUCAUCAGCCUUCCCACCAGCUCCUCUAUAGAGAUCUUGAAUCCAGUCAAAGCUGACAGCGGUGAAUUUACCUGCAAGGCUUCGAACCAACACGGCACCGACAGCUGCACUGCCUCCCUCAGUGUCACGGAAUUGUAUCCACCGGUAUUUCUCACAAAACCAGAACUUAAGACUUUGUAUGUGGGAAUGCAGGCUGUGCUCCAGUGCUCUCUCACUGGAUCCUCGCCCAUGGAAAUUGUCUGGCACAAGGACAACAUAGCCAUCUCUUCUGAGGAGAAUUAUGUUAUGAAAUGUGAAAAGAACAAAUAUUUCCUUCACAUUAAGAGUCUUUCACUGACUGACCAGGGAGUGUACCUGUGCAAGGCCUCCAACAGUGUCGGCACUGCCACCUUUACCACAGAGCUCAAGGUCAUCACCAAACCCAGCUUUGUUAGGCUUAUUGAGCCAGCAUCAGCUGCUGUCAGUGACCCACUGAGGCUGGAGUGCCAGGUGGAUGAGGACACUGGUGUGACCGUCACCUGGACCAGGGAUGGCAAAAAAGUCCACCAGAGCAUGGACUAUAAACUGUCCUUUGAGGACAAGGUGGCUGUUCUAGAGAUUCCCAAGUCCAAGUUGAAGGACUCGGGGAAGUAUGUGUGCACAGCCACAAAUGAGGCUGGAGGUUCAUCCUGCGAGGCUGUUGUAACAGUUCAAGAGCCUCCUGCUUUUGUCAAGAAAAUGGAACCUAGGAUUACAUGGAAACAGGGAAUAGUUGCACGCUUACAGUGCACCAUUAAAGGCUCACCUGUACUUCACAUCCACUGGUUCUGGAAUGACAGAGAGCUUAGUGAUGGAGAGAAAUAUAUGACCUCUUUUAAGAAUGGAGUUGCCACGUUAGAGAUAAUCAACCUUCUGGUAACAGACAGCGGAACCUAUACCUGUGAAGUGUCAAAUACUGGUGGCAGCGACAGCUGUAACACUGUUAUAACAGUUAAAGAGGCACCAUCCUUUAGGAAAGAGUUGCAGACAGUAGAGGCAGUGAAGGGAGCAGCAGCUCAGCUGCAGUGUGAAAUCACAGGAACGGCUCCGUUUGAAAUCCGCUGGUUAAAAAAUAAGGGAGCUAUUGACAGUGAUCAAAAAUAUAAAAUAAUCUCACAAGGUUCCUUUUCAAUGCUGGAGAUCCAAACUUUCGAAAGCUCAGAUGUUGGAGAUUAUCAAUGUGUCGUAUCCAACGAUGUGGGAAAAGUCAGCACUAAAGCCCUGGCUAAACUUAAAGAGCCACCAACAUUCUCAAAGAGAGUUGAGAGUGUUACAGCAGUGUUGGGAAACACAGUAAAACUACUGGGAGUCAUUAAGGGCUCAGCUCCUAUCACAGUUAAAUGGAUGAAAGACUCUGAAGUACUGAGAGAUGAUGAUUUAAAUAUCAAAAUGUUGUUUGAGAAUAAUGUUGCUAGCUUGGAAAUAACUUCAGUGGCCAUCAGCCAUGGUGGGAAGUAUUUGUGUCAAGCUGAGAAUGAGGCCGGGCACCAAAAAUGUGAGGCUACGUUGAUUGUGCAAGAACCUGCCAAAAUUGUAGAACCUGCGGAGUCUAUUAGUGUGACAGCAGGGGACUCAGCUACACUGGAAUGCACCAUUUCUGGUAGUCCUGACCUCAAAAUCAAAUGGUUUAAAGAUGGGAAGGAGAUGAUCAGUGGCCGGAAAUAUAAGAUGACUUUGAAGGACAAGAUUGCUUCCAUGAAGAUUAUCACAGCAGAGAAAGGAGAUACUUCAGAGUACAAGAUGGAGGUGUUGAAUAAAGUGGGAAAAGACCAGUGCACAUGUUCUGUGACUGUCUUAGAUCGCAUAAUGCCUCCAACCUUUACCAAGAACCUAAAAAGAGUUGAUGGUAACAUCGGUUGUGACAUUUCAAUGGAUUGUAAGGUGUCUGGGUCCCAGCCCAUGACCAUAUCUUGGUUCAAAGAUGACCUGGAGAUUUCGGCUGGAGCAAAAUUUCAGCCAGAAUUUAAAGACUCCUCAGCUAUUCUGAGAAUUACACAUCUGGAAAAAGAUGACUCUGGAGUUUACAAAUGCAGUGCCACCAAUUCAGCUGGCUUGAAAGAAACCAGCGGCACACUCUAUGUCAAAGAGCCCCCAGUUUUCACAGUGACACCAGACAGCCAGGAUGUUACUCCAGGAGCCACAGUGUUCCUCAGUGCAGUCUUUACCGGAACAGCUCCCUUAACUGUCAAAUGGUUCAGAGACGAAAAUGAGAUUAUAAGUGGAGGCAUAUAUUUCAUAAAAAAAGAUGUCUCUUCAAGCUCUUUGGAGCUUCACUCAGUCAAACCCAGUGACUCUGCUAAAUACACUUGCCAAGUGUCCAACGAUGCAGGAAAGGUGAACUGCAUCGCAGUCCUCUUUGUGAAAGAACCUCCUGUGUUUGUGACUAAGCCUGAAGCCACAAAACUUAUCACCAGUGCUGACUCUGCCAGACUGGAGUGCAAAGUGUCAGGCAGCCCCACCAUUAGCUUAAAGUGGUUCAAGGAUGAGGUGGAGAUCAGCUCCAGUCCCAAAUACAAAGUGGCUCUUCUUGACUCAGUGGCAUCUCUGGAAAUCAUCAACUGUACUGUAAUGGACAGUGGAGAUUACUUGUGUGUGGCAUCCAGUGAUGCUGGUAGUGACCGCUGCAGCAGCACACUCACAGUCAAAGAGCCACCAGUGUUUGUGCGUAGUUUGGAGCCUAAAGAUGUGGUUAAAGGUUCUGAGAUGAUCCUGGAAGGCCAAAUCUGUGGUUCUGCCCCCUUUGCCGUGUCUUUUUAUAAAAACACGAAGUCAAUUAGAAACGACAAGAGACACAGGAUCACUGUGAGAGACGAGCUGGUGAUCCUGCAGGUGCUGGCAGUGGAGGCAGCAGAUGUUGGUGUGUACCAGUGUACUGUUGAGAAUGAAGUGGGCAGAACCUCCUGUGACUGUGAAGUAACGCUGAAAGAACCGCCUUCAUUUUUGCAUAAGCUGGAAAACCUCUGUUCGUUGGUGGGCAAUGACAUUUCUCUACAGUGUGCUGUGAAGGGCUCUGAGCCCCUGACUGUGUCCUGGCUGAAGGAGAAUCAUGAGAUCAAAGAGGCUGAAAAUAUACAGAUAAGAUACGAGAACAAAACCGCUCUGCUGCACGUCACCAACUUACAAACCCAACACGGAGGCAAAUACACUUGUCAGGUGCAAAAUCAAGCUGGAAGUCAAACGUGCUCUGCUGUGUUGACAGUCAAAGAGCCCGCUAAGCUGACGGAAGAGGUCAAGUCGAUCAGUGUUACUCAGGGGGAUCCAGCCAUGCUGGAGGCCAGGUUUUCAGGAACAAAACCUCUAAAGGCUAAAUGGUUUAAAUCCGGCAAGGAGCUGACCACAGGCCAGAGAUAUAAAGUGCAGAUUACAGACAUUAGCUCUGUCCUCAAGAUCAUUCAGACACAGAAAAGUGACGGUGGUGACUAUAAAUUUGAGGUUUCUAAUGAUGUUGGUCAAAGUUCUUGUGAUGCCACACUCACCGUUCUUGAUCAAAUUAUUCCACCAUCAUUUACAAGAAAACUGAAACAGACAGAAGGCAUCAAGGGAUCGUUCGCUCACCUGGAUUGUCUUGUAUCUGGUUCGCUGCCAAUAACUGUGCAGUGGUACCAAAAUGACAGAGAGAUCCAGGCUGAUGACAAAUACAAAUGCACAUUUUUUGAGAAUGUAGCUUUCUUGGAAAUCUCUAAUCUUACCAGCAAAGAUAGCGGCAACUACACUUGCAUUGUUAAAAACAAGGCAGGUUCUGUCCAGUGUUCUGGAAUCCUCUUUGUCAAAGAACCACCAUGCAUCCUUGAAAAGCCUGAAUCUAUAAAUGUCUUGCCUGGCUCAAAGGUCCAGUUCAACAUACUAUUGUGUGGUACACCACCCCUGACCAUCAGAUGGUUUAAAAGCAACAAAGAGAUUUUGCCCAGUACUGAUUGCUCUGUAAUCAAAGACAACACCUCAAGCUCACUGGAGCUCUACUUUGCCAAAACAUCUGACACUGGACAAUACAUCUGUGAAAUACAGAAUGAUGUGGGCUCCACUUCAUGCCUGGCAACACUUUUUGUCAAAGAGCCUCCUAAGUUCACACAAAGCCCGGCCCGUUUGUCUGUGGUCGGUCCUGGUCAGAGUAAAGUCUUUGAGUGCCAGGUGGCUGGCACACCUGAAAUAGACAUCUACUGGUUCAAGGAAGGCUCUGAGAUCAGCUCCAGUGAUCGAUACAGGAUGUCUUUUAUUAACUCUGUUGCCACUCUGGAGGUCUGCAGAACUGACAUAAGAGACAGUGGGCUUUAUUACUGUGAGGCUCGUAAUGAGGCCGGCAGUGAGAGCUGCAGCAUGGAGCUUAGAGUCAAAGAACCACCAUCGUUCAUUAAAAAGCUGGCUACAGCUGAUGUGGUGAAGGGAUCUAGUGUCUACUUUGAGUGUCUGGUUGCUGGAACCGGACCAUUUGAAAUAACAUGGCACAAAGAUGCAAAGGAGAUUAAACCCAGUGCUAAACAUGGUUUAUCUCAAACCAAUGGCACUUUGAUUUUGGAGAUUCAUAAGUGUGACACCAUCGAUGUUGGGGAAUACCAAUGUUCUGUUGCUAAUGAAGUAGGAAGCUGCACUUGUAAAACCAUGCUGAAGCUCAAAGAACCACCAAGAUUUACCAGGAGGAUUGAGAACAUUGUCACAGUUGCUGGUAAAAUGGUGGAGCUGAAGUGUUGUGUGCAGGGCUCUCCUACUCUUUCUGUUCAAUGGCAAAAGGAUGAGAACUGGAUUUUGGAGGAUCCAAAGUUUGAGAGGACAUUUGAGAACAAUUUUGCCACUCUCAGGAUUCCUUUGUGUGAUGCAUCACACAGUGGCAAAUAUACCUGCCAGGUGGUAAAUGAGGCUGGGAAGGAGAGGUGCUUUGCCUUCCUCACAGUACAAGAACCUCCACAGAUUAUAGAGAAACCUGAGGUGCUAAAGGUUACAGCUGGUGAUCCGGUCAGUUUGGAAUGUAAGGUAACUGGCUCCCCUGAGCUCAAGGUGAGAUGGCUGAAAGAUGCUAGAGAGCUUCAGUCCAUCAGGCAGCACAAGCUUAUCUUUGAGAACAACAUCAGCACCCUAAAGAUUCAGUCUGCUCACAGAGAGGAUGAAGGCGAAUAUGUGUUUGAGGUGGCCAAUCACAUUAGUAACUGCACCUGCAAAGUCAAAGUGAUUGUACUAGAACAAGUAAUUGCUCCAGGUUUUAUUAAACCCUUGGUAGACAUGCAAGAGAUACUGGGCUCAUUUGUUCAGAUAUGCUGUAAAAUAUCUGGUUCCCUCCCAAUCUCUGUGGAGUGGCACAAGGAUGGGGCCAAAAUUUCUAGUGGUGUCAAACACAAACUAAUUCAGCAGGACAAUUCUGUGUCUGUGGAAAUUGAACAGCUGGAAAGAUCCGAUGCAGGGUCCUACACUUGCAAACUGGCCAAUGCAGCAGGAAGCUGUGAAUGCAGCAGUUGCCUCAUGGUCAAAGAACCUCCCAGCUUUGUGGUGCUGCCUGAGUCCCAGGCUACUAUACCCAAUGCAACCGUACGCUUCAAAGCCACAAUUAAGGGCACCGCUCCCUUUGUUGUCAAAUGGUUCAAAGAUGACACCGAGCUCAUGACUGGGCCCACUUGUUUCGCAGGACUGGAUGCUCUGUCUUGUUUCUUAGAGCUCUACUCAGUGGCUGUCACCCAGAGUGGAGCUUAUUCUUGUCAAGUCAGCAAUGACGCUGGAUCUGUGCGCUGUAGUGCAAACCUCACAAUCAAAGAACCACCUGAGUUUGUGCUGAAACUUCCUGCCACUAAGUUUGUGAAGCAGGGUGAGUCACUCCGCCUGGAGUGCAAAGUCAGUGGCACAGCUCCUCUGAAAGUGACCUGGUACAAACACGACACCAAGGUCACAGAUGGGGGUAACUGCAGGACUUCCUUUGUUGACUCAGUAGCAGUCUUGGAACUGCUCUGCACCAACUUUGAUGAUGAUGGAGUUUACACCUGUGAAGCUUACAAUGAUGCUGGCAGUGUCAGCUGCAGCACUACACUUGCCAUUAAAGACCCCCCAGCUUUUGUAAGAGGACUUCAGCCCAUUGAAGGGCUGAAGGGUAAAGACGUGAUUCUGUACUGUGAGAUAAGUGGUACAGCUCCAUUCCAGAUCACUUGGUUUAAAGACAGGAAACCUUUGAUGGAGAGCAGAAAGUAUAAGAUGGUCAGCGAGGGCAGCUCGACUACCCUGCAUGUCAUUGGGAUAGAACCUGCGGAUGCUGGUGAUUACGAGUGCAAAGUGUCAAACAAUGUAGGAAGUGACACCUGCCAGACUUCAGUUAAACUCAGAGAACCUCCGUCGUUUGUGAAGAAACUGUCAAACAUGACAGUGGUACUGGGAGAGGAGGUGACCCUUGUGGCCACUGUAAAAGGCUCUGAACCCAUUACUGUGUCCUGGGUUCAAGACAAGGAUCACAUUCUAAGAGACGGGGAGAACAGAAAAAUCACCUUUGAGAACAAGCAGGUCACUCUUAAAGUGUUUAAGGCUGAUCCAGCUGUGGCAGGCAAAUACACCUGCCAACUCAGAAACGAUGCUGGGAGUGUGGAGUGUUUUGCAAACUUGAUUGUUCUAGAACCUGCAAAGAUAGUGGACAAACCAGAUGCUCUGAGUGUCACUGCAGGUGACAUGGCUGCACUAGAGGUUAAAGUGUGUGGGAGCCCAGAGCUCGUCCCCAAGUGGUUCAAGGAUGGUGUUGAGCUGGCUUCUGGGAGGAAAUACAAGAUCUCAUUUUCUCGAAUGAUUUCCCGCCUGAAUGUGCUCUCUGCUGAGAAAAUAGAUUCUGGGGAAUACACGUUUGAGGUCAUGAAUGAAGUCGGGAAGGACCUGAGUAAAAUUAACCUCACUGUCUUAGAUAAGAUCAUACCUCCAACCUUCUCCAGGAAGCUGAAGGAUUGUAACACAAUUGUGGGAACCGCUGGAGAGAUGGAAUGCAAAGUGUCUGGCUCCUCACCUUUUAUUGUGUCAUGGUACCAUGAUGGGGAGGAAAUACAAAGUGGACCCAACUAUGAGAUUUCUUUCAGUGACAACAGCUGCACUCUCAAACUGCCCACACUGAAGCUGUCGGACCUUGGCAUCUAUAAAUGUAAAGCUGUCAAUAAGGCAGGAUCAUGUGAAACCACAGCCUCCUUGGUUGUCAGAGAGCCUCCAUCUUUCGUGAUGCCACCACAGCCAGUGGAGGCCAUGCCAGGUUCUAAUGUAGCCUUCUCAGCCAUCGUGAAGGGAAGUGCUCCACUGAAACUGAAGUGGUUUCGAGGAACAAAAGAAAUGCAGGCAGGACACACAUGUCAUUUCUCUUUGAAGGACAAUCAAGUUCUGUUAGAGCUUUUCACUGUGGACAGGUCCCACGCAGGAGAGUACAUCUGUCAGGUAAUUAAUGAUGCAGGAAAGGAAAGCUGCCCAGUGAAUCUCUCUGUCAAAGAGCCAGCAGCCUUCUCUAAGAAGCUGAAGGAUGUGUCGGUUGAAAAGGGAAAACUAUUAACCCUGGAGUGUACGUACAUUGGAACCCCAAAGAUCACAGUAAGCUGGUACAAAGAUGGCCAGCAGAUCUUUGCUUCCUACAAAUACAACAUCACCACCACAGAAAGCUCCUGCAUUUUGGAGUGUCUAAGCACUGACAACAAGGAGGCUGCUGGGAAAUAUUCCUGUGAAGUGUUCAAUGAUGCAGGAAGGGACACGUGUGAGGCAAUCGUGUCCAUUCUAGAGGCGCCAUACUUUAUCGAGUCUUUGGAACCCAUGGAGGUAACAUCAGGAGACGCAGUGUGUCUGAAAUGUCAGGUUGCAGGCACACCUGAAAUUAAAGUGUCCUGGUUCAAAGCUGAUGGCAAGGUCAGAUCUAGCCCCAGCUGCAGGUUGGAGUUCUCAAAGGGUGUUGCCUAUCUGAAGCUCAGCAAAGCCUCCAAGGCUGACAUUGGAGAGUAUUCCUGCAAAGCGGAGAACAAGAUUGGCUCUGCCUCCUCCAGCUGCAGACUUAAUGUGCUAGAGGCCAAAACUCCACCAACCUUCCCCAAAAAGAUCACCAGCCUCCAGCAGACAGAGGGGCAACCUGUCAGGUUUGAAUGUCGCAUCGCUGGCUCGUCUCCUAUCGAGGUGUCAUGGCUGAAGGACGGGGAGACUCUGAGUCAGGCAGCCGAGUUCUCCAUGGUGUAUGAUGACAACACUGCCGUGUUGCAGAUCAGCCACAGUGAGAUGAGGCACUCUGGAGAGUACAGCUGUGUGGCCACCAACAGCGUUGGCUCUGCCUCCUGUAGGGCCAAGCUCACCCUACAAGAACCAAGAUACCCCCCAGUCUUCGACAAGAAAUUAUCACCACAGGAGGUUAUGGUGGGCGACAGCAUUGAGUUGGAGUGUCACAUGAUUGGAUCAGCCCCUAUUAAAGUCACAUGGUCCAAAGACCAUAAAGAUAUUCGCACUGGGGGGAACUAUAAUAUCAGCUGUAUAGACAACAAAGCCCACCUGACCAUUCUGAAGGCAGAUAAAACUGACAUGGGGAAAUACUUCUGCCACGCCUCCAAUGACAUAGGGAAAGAGUCUUGUUCCUCUUAUAUCACUGUCAAAGAGCGUAAAAACCCUCCACUUUUUACCAAAAAGCCCUCAGAGCACAUGGAGGACACGGAAGGCAAACUCAUUAAGAUUGAGGGCAGAGUGUCUGGCUCACAGCCCAUGUCUGUGAGCUGGUUCAAAAACAGCACAGAGAUCUGCAGCUCUGACAAAUAUGACAUCAGCUUUAAGAGUAACGUGGCAGUGCUGUGCAUUAAGAGCAGCCAGGUGGCAGACAGUGGCAGGUACUGCUGCCAGGCCUCCAAUGAAGCUGGAAGCACCUCCUGCAGCAUUAUUGUGGACGUUUCAGAGGCCAAAAAGCCUCCAGUAUUUGAUGUCCCUCUUAAACCGGUGACUGUAGAUGAGGACGAGAAGCUCAGUCUCCGGUGUCAUGUCUGCGGGUCUCCUCCUUUAAAAAUUCAGUGGAUGAAAGACAGAAAGGAUCUCACGUCGACAGGCAACAGGAAGAUAACCUUUUCAGAUGGGAUGGCCUGUUUGGAAAUUAGCGCAGCUUGCAGACAGGAUGCUGGGGAUUACCUUUGUAAGGCCUCCAAUGAUGCUGGCAGUGAGUUCUGCAAGGUCAAGGUCACCGUCAGAGAGAGACCAGGAGCACUCCCACCUGCUGCUGAAGUUCCAGCUGCUGCUCCCACCAAAAAACUGGACAACGUGUUUUUUAUUGAGGAGCCAAAACCUGCACACGUCACUGAGAAGGGGACUGCCACAUUUAUUGCCAAGGUGGGUGGUGACCCCAUCCCCAGUGUCAAAUGGAUGAAGGGGAAAUGGAGGCAGAUAACACAUGGUGGCCGAAUCUCCAUCAAUCAGAGGGGCCAGGAAGCCAAACUGGAGAUUAGAGAAGUAACCAAAUCGGACUCUGGUCAGUACAGGUGUGUUGCCUCCAACAAACACGGAGAGAUUGAGUGCAUCGCUGACAUGCGUGUUAACGAAAAGAAAGAAUCUGCAGUGCUUGAGGGAGAUCUUCGAGCCAAACUAAAGAAGACACCAUCAAAACAGAAGAGUCCACAAGAGGAGAAGGACAUCGACAUUGUUGAACUGCUGAGGAAUGUUGACCCCAAAGAGUAUGAGAAGUACGCCCGAAUGUAUGGGAUUACAGACUACAGAGGCCUGCUCCAGGCUAUUGAGCAGCUUAAGAAGGAAAAAGCUGAAGAAAGUGGAAGACCGGAACUGGAACGUGGAGAUAGGGAGUCUGACGAAGACAUGGCGCGACUGGUGGCUGACCUACAGAAGAGGAUGGAACGGACAGAGCCAGUCACUGUUUUAAAGGACAUCUCGGAUCAGUCUGUCAUAAUCAACAAUGAUGCAGCGUUUGAGUGUGAGAUCAAGAUUAACUACCCAGAGAUCACCCUGUCCUGGUACAAGGGCACCCAGAAAUUGGACACCAGCAGCAAGUAUGACAUCAGCAUCAGUGGUGACUGCCACCUGCUCAAGAUCAAGGACUGCAAGUUGUCUGAUCAGGGCAACUAUCGAGUGGUCUGUGGGCCGCACAUCUCUAGCGCGAAGCUCACUGUCACGGAUGUGGAGAUUGAGAAACAUCUGCAGGACACAACGGGUAAGGAAGGUCUGUCUUGCACUCUGUCUUGUCAGUUGUCUAUCCCUAAUGUUCAAGCUGAGUGGUUUAAAAAUGGCAAGCAGUUAGAGAUGAAGGGCAGGUACAUGUCUGAAGUAAAGCACAAGGUUCAGAAGCUACUGAUCAGAGACCUGAGGACUGGAGAUCAGGGCCAUUACACCUGCAGAUACCAGCACCUGGAGUCCUCAGCCAAACUCUGGGUGGAAGCCGAACAAAUUCAUUUCACCAAACGCAUCCACAACGUUGAAGUCAACGAGCGGCAGUCAGCCACCUUUGAGUGUGAGGUGUCAUUUGACAACGCUAUCGUUUCAUGGUACAAAAACACCUGGGAACUGAAAGAGAGCCCUAAGUACAACUUCAGAAGUGAGGGCAGAAGACAUUUCAUGGUCAUUCAGAAUGUGACCUUUGAAGAUGAAGGCGUGUACUCAGUCAUUGUGAGGCUGGAGCCCAGAGGAGAGGCAAAGAGCACAGCUGAGCUUUAUUUGUCUGGCAAAGAAAUUGAAUUAGCAUUGGGACCAGUUGAUCUGCCAGACUCCUCAGUUCAAAGGCCUGAGGUGCCCUUGUCAGUGUCAAUCCAAGAAUCUGCAGAAGUCUGUCAUUAUGAGGAGGAGUUUGAACAUAGAGCUGAAUAUUCCCAUGAUUAUGAAGAAGAGGUGGAGCAGAGAGUUGCCAAAGUUCUCAUUGAAGAGACAGUGGAUUCCAGGGAACUUGAAAUGAGAAGCGAAAUCCCAGCACAAGUUCCACAACAUGAGAAACAGCCUGAAGAGAAGCCAGUAGCAGCUGUGAGGGAGCCAUACAAAGAACCAGAGGUCAAAAAAACAGUGGAUGAAAAGGUUUCUGUGGGCUCUGUCCCAGGAAAAAAAGAUGUUCCUGUUUCCAAAGAAAAAGAACCAGAAAAGGUGAAAAAAACAGCUGCUGCUCCUUUACCACCUGCUAAGGUGCCAAAAAAAGAUGAGUCCAAGCCUGAGGUACCAGCACCGCCCAAAAAAGUGGCACCUGCAGCUAAGCCUGAGCUGAAAGUGGAACCUGAACCAAUACCUAAACCUACACCACCUCCUAAAUGGGAACCUGAAGCUAAACCUGCAUCUAAGGCUGAACCAGAGCCUGGAGCUCAGCCCGUGCUAACCCCACCCUUUAAAGUCCCAAAAGAUGCUUUAAAACCAGAGCCAGAAGGGAUCAAGUCUGAACCAACAGGAAUUGAACCAGAACCAAAAAAAACAAAACUAGAUGUCCAUAAAACUGUAAUAAAGGCAGAAUCUGUCAUAACUGAGCGAGAAGAGGCCCAUCAAACAGAACCUGCAAACAUUCCCAAGUCUGACAUGCCAUCAAAAAGAGCAGAAGCUGAAAUAAAAGUGUCAAAAGCAGAACGUCCAAAGACUGAGCCAGAACUGACAAUUACAGCAAAGGAAACUCCAAAUAAAGUGCCAGCGAUGCCACCUAAGGAGGAGGUGGCGGCACCACCAUCAACACCACUCACAGCCCCUCAAACAGUAGAGAAAGAUGAAGCAGCUGCACAGAAGAAGCCUGUGGCCGUGAAAGUUCCUAUUAAGGACAAAACACCUUGGUCUCCAAAAGCAUCCAAGACACCAGAACCUACUGUGAUUUUUCCAAGAGAAGACCCAACAAAAAAAGAUAAAGCGUUGGGCCCCAUACCUAAACUUGUACCUGAAAAAGUACAUAAGAAGGUCUUUGAUGAUGUAGUUGUGUUGGAGACAAAACCUGAGAAACUACCUGAUAAAAUACCUGUAACAGUGCCUGACAGCGGGCCUCAGGGAAGGCCUGAGUUGACGGAAAAGACCUCUGAGAUGCUGUCAGAGAAUGCACCAGCUCCUGAGAGAACAGUGGAAGAAGUUGGGAUAAUGGUGCCUGAAAAAUUACCUGGGAAGUUUCCAGGAAAAACAAAAGAGGCAGCUCCUCAUUGGAAGCCUCGGGUGGCAGAUGAAGACAGGAUUCCUGAGAAGCCAUCUGACAAGUUUCCUGAAAAGGUGACAAAGAAGCAAACAGAGAGGAUUUCUGCAGAUAAAGACGUUCCUGAAAUGCAGAUGAAGAGUCCUGAUAAAACACCUGAGAACGUGCCUGAACCUAAACCUGAAAAAGAGAGAGAAGAAAUGCAGCCUAAAGAAGAAACAAAGAAGACUGAGAAGAUUCUACCCUCAGAGGUUCGACAACAGCAAACUGUCUCUGCUCCCAAAAAAGGAUUUACAACCUUUACUAAAACGGAACAAAUAAAAGAGGCUGAGAAAACGCAGGACGUUUAUGUGAUAGAGACAAUGACUCCAACAGAGAAGGUUUUGGAACAGGAAGAACUUGUGGAACAACAAACUGAAGUGUGGCAGAGACAUAAAGUGACCCCUGUGUUGUUAUCAGAAAAGGAUGUCUUUAGCACAACAGAACCAAAGGCUCAAGAACAAAAUUCUGAUUUGAAAGGUGAGAAUUCUAUCACUAAUGCUUCAAAAGGGAAAGACCGCAUGGUGAGCAGACGCAGCGUCAUCCCUAAAACAGAAGACACCAGGGUUGUAGUCCUGGAAUCCGCAUAUGACAGAGAGGAGGUUGUAACAGUGGAAGAGAACAAGAUAAUUGCAGAGCAGAUGUUUCAGUCAGAGCAAGAAUCAGCCAUUGAGCUGCCAGACAAGGACACGUCUAAACAACAAACUAGACCUAUAGUCACAAAAAAAAGUGACUUCGGUGUUAAAACAGAAAGCAGGCAGACACACAAGAGAGAGGGAACAAUUACGAUCAAAGACAUUCCUUCUGUUACAGAGGCAAAGCCUCCAUACAAGCAAGUGGGUCACAGUGUUAAGAUAAUAGCCACCAUGCCUGGAGAAACAUACAGCAGAAGUGAGGAGGGUACAGAUGUUUCAGUAGAACAUGUUCCAGUUCAAGAUAAAAUAGCUCAAACUAUUUUUCCUCAACUGAACAUUGUGAAGGACACCAGAGAAGGUACUUUAAGCACACCAGUCAUCUGUGAUUCAAAAGAGGAUCAAGCUAGUUUAACAGAAAAAAAGUCAGUGAAGGAAUAUGAGUCAUCGGAAAAGAAACAGAAGGAGAAGCUCAAACCUGAAAAACUAAUAGAGUCCAUUUUAGAUGUUAAGGUACAGAGGCCAAAAGCACUGGAACAGAAAACUAAGCUUAAGUCAGUUGCUGCAAAACCUGAAAGAGAUGACAAGAAAGAAGAUAUGUGCAAAGAUAUCCUAGUGGCAAAGGAAGAAUGUUUUCUAAAUGAGGAAAGAGAGAAGAGAGGGAUCCAAAGUCGACUGCCUUCCAGAGACACAGAAACCAAGACUGAGACAAUCCCUUCUUCUUCAUCUCUGGGACAGCAAGUCAGGAUACAAGGAGAAAAGUCUGACAGAGUUCCAGUUAAGGACAAGGAGCCACAGCAGCCACCACAAGUCAAAGGACCAGUGGCAAAGCCAGCUGCUCCUCCACAAGAGAGCAAACCACAAGAACAACUUCAAAAAGCUCCAGAAAGGCCAAAGGUUACUGACAAAGCUGAGAAGUUGGGGAAGAAAUUGACAAUGCAUGGAGCCCAGCCAGUUUCUGAGCCACAGCCUGUUUUGAAGCAUGAAGAACUAACCAAGAUGGCUGUGGUGGAAAAGAUAGCUCCUUCCACAGAUGAAACCAAGGGACCUGUUCAAGCACCGGGAGGAGUAAAGAAAGAAACUGUUCUGCAGAAAAAAUGUCACAUGCAUUUAGAAGAGGAUGGAUCAUUUGACAUUCCCACCUUGCGGAAAACAACCAGAGUUGUGAGAGAAAUGGAGGAAGAGCAGGAGACUUUCCAUCUAAAAAAGAUUCCAUCAGUUUCACCUAAGGAGGCCAAAGAGGACAAACCUAAGAAGGACAUUGACACUUCUGUCUUUGACAUCGAGGAGAUGGUGCAUCAAAAAAAAGUUAUUGAGAUGUCAGUCACAACCAUAAAACCUGUGGUGGAAAGAAGGCUACCUCAAGAGAAAGAUGAGCCUGUUCAAAAGCCUGAAGUCAUUAAACCUAAAGAAGAGCAGAAAAAAGAAGUUCCCAAAGAUGCAUGGGCACAUCAGAUACCCCCCUCAAAAGAUGAGAAAUCAGAAGAUAUCAUUUAUCUGAAGAAGACUCCUAAGUCACCAAAAGUAGAGGAAACACCUGCACCUGCUGCAGUUUUGAAGAAAGUGAAGAAAUUACCCUUAGAUGAACUGGAAGCAGAAGUAAUCAAACUCAAACCAUUCGAGAAACCUGUUAAACCAGCAGAAGAGCCAGAGAAAGUAAAGGAGAGGCCGGACAAGGAUACAGUAUCUUUUCAGAAGCAAGACAGAAUGCCCAGACAGGUGGAACCCAAAGAAUCUCCAAAAAAAACUGAAAAGCAUCCUGAAACUCCAGAGCCACUAGUCAAAGUGUCAAAGCCAGCAGAUGAAAAGAAAACUCCAGAAACAAAAGCUGAGGAGGCAAAAGUGCUGACCAAGGUUAAGAAAAGCCCAACACAAGAAAGAGAGAGAGAGUGCAAGCUUAAGCCCUUCUCCAGGCCUUUUGACAAGCCCACAGAGCCUGAGUGGAAGCUGUUGGAGGAGAAGGAGCCAACUGAUGAGCUACAUCAUCAUCACAUUGAUCCAAAAGACAAAGCAAAAGUACAGGAACCAGAGGUUCCACUGAAGAGACCUGGCAUGCCAGAAGCACCAGAGAAAAAUUUGAUGCAAAAAGAUGCAGAAGAAACUUCAGUGGAAAAAAAGGCAACUUCUUUGCGAGCUACUUUAACGCAACCUAAAAAUGUUGAGGAGCCUAAAGCUCUUCCACUUAAGAAGGGGGUCACACCAAAGAUGAAGGAGGAAAAGGAAGAAGUGGCAUUGAAGCCUAUCGAACAGCUCAAGCAAGUUGAGCUGAAAAAGACGCUGUCUCCUAAAACUGGUAAGCUUAAAGAAGCUGAGGUAACCCCUGUAGAAAAGAAGCCAAGUGUGGAUAAACUCAAAAAGUCUCUCCAACCUGUUUCACCAAAAUAUUCUAAUGAAGCUGUGAGUCUUGAAAAGGAAGGCAAAACAGCAGAACCAGUAAAGCCUGAAAAAGGCAAGGUCCCCCUGGGGAAGGAGGUCUCUCCUAGAGCUGUUCAGAUGAAAAAAGUAGCUACCCAGCCAGAGGAGGAGCUAUUUGAAGAGGAGUUUACAGCUAAAGAGAAAGUGGAGCAAGAAGAGGAAGAAGCUUGGGGUUGGGAACUGGUCCCCCAAGAGAGUUACGAGUCAGAAGACUUGGAAGGUGAACAGGAAGAAGCUAUGGACGUUCCUGGGGUAACAAGGAGAGAGGGACAACCAGCAGAGGAAGCAGGAAGAGGCAGAGGUAGAGGGCUGAAAGCCAAGCAGACCCCGUCCCCUGGAGAAGGUAGGGGCCGUGGCCUGAGGCCUGGAGGAAGGGGUACACCACCACCUGAAGAACCCUUUGGAGGAUUCAAGCUCAAGGCUGUACCUCUGAAGUUCAUCAAGAAGCUUCAAGAUAUUGUGCUGCAGGAGGCCGAGUCCAUCGGCUCAUCUGCUGUGUUUGAGUGUGAGGUGUCACCCUCCACUGCCAUCACGUCCUGGAUGAAAGACGGCAGCAACCUACGUGAGAGCCCCAAGCACAAGUUCACUUCUGAUGGCAAAGAUCGCAAGUUGAAUAUUAUAGAUGUCCAGCUGUCAGACACUGGUGAAUAUACCUGUGUAGCAAAGAAUGCUGGGAAGGAAAUAUCAUGCACAGCCAAGCUCGUUGUUGAAGAGCUGCCUGUGAAAUGGAUCAAAGAGCUGGAGGAGGAGACGUCAGCACUGAAGGGUCAGCCUCUGUACUUGACAUGUGAAUUAAAUAAAGAGAGAGAUGUAACAUGGAAGAAGAACGGUGAAGUUCUAAAGAAAAAGGACAACAAGAUACAGAUAAACAUUAUUGGGAUGCAGCAUGCUAUCACCAUCCAAAGCUCCACCGACGAGGAUGCUGGGGCUUAUUCUUGUGAAGUGUCUGGCCAGGAGGAGGUCAAGACUAGCACAAACGUCAAAGUGAUUGAAAUAAUUAAGGACUGGAUUGUGAAACCACUGAGGGACCAGCAUGUGAAACCAAAGGCCAAAGCUACAUUUAAGUGCGAGCUCUUUAGGGACACCCCCAACUGGAAGUGGCUCAAGGGAGAGAAUGCGGUUACGCCUUCCGACAAGGUUGAGGUCAAGAAGGAUGGAAAGGAACUAACGCUCACCAUCAAGAAUUGUCAGCCUGAUGACGUAGCAGAAUAUGCCCUGGAGGUGGAGGGACGCAUCUACAUGGCAAAGCUAACUCUAGGAGAGCGGGAGGCUGAGAUCCUGAGGCCCCUUGUCAGUGUUGAGGUGACUGAGAAGGAAGAUGCCAUUUUUGAGACUGAUAUCUCUGAGGAUGAUGUUCCAGGCGAGUGGAAGCUCAAAGGAGAGGUUUUGACCAGAUCCCCGACGUGUGACAUCCAAAUGGACGGUGGGGUACGUAGGCUCACGCUGAAAAGCUGCCAGUUGGACCAGGCUGGGGAAGUGUCCUACCAGGCCCUGAACGCCACAACCAGUGCCAUGUUGAACGUCAAAGAAAUCGAAAUGGAUUUUGUUUUCCCACUGAAAGACGUGUCGGUCCCAGAGAAAAAGCAGGCUAAGUUUGAAUGCACCAUCACAAAGGAUGUUGCUAAAGUGUUGUGGUACAGAGGUGGUGACAUCAUCACCCCAGAUCAAAAGUAUGACAUUAUUGAUGAUGGAAAAAAACACAUAUUACUCAUAAACUGCUGUGAGUUUGAUGAUGAGGAAGAUUACCGGAUUGAGGUUUUGGAAAAAACAUGCACAGCCAGACUCACAGUGGAGGGUAUCAGGCUCAAGUUUAUCUCACCAAUAAAGGACCAAACUGUGAAAGAAGGCAGGACAGCUCGGUUUGAGCUGGAACUGUCUCAUGAAAACAUCCCUGUCACCUGGUACAAAAAUGACACCAAAAUCCAUCUGAGCAGAACAGUGGUCACUCAUGUGGAUGGAAAGAAGCAUGUUCUAGAAAUAAAGGAAGUGACUCUAGAUGAUAUUUGUCAAAUUAAGGCGGAGGCCAAAGGAAUUCCAUCCAUGGCCAACCUUACGGUCAUAGAGGGAGACCCGUAUUUCACACUUAAGCUGCAGGACUAUACCGCAGUGGAGAAAGACAAGGUGACUUUAGAUUGUGAGAUCAGCAAAAACGUCGAUGUUAUGUGGUACCACAACGAGGCCGAAAUCAAGGCCUCUAAGCUGAGGACCAUUAAGGCCGAGGGCAAGCACAGGACAUUGGUAAUCAAAAAAGUUGGUGACAAAGACAAAGGACAGUACGUAUGUGACUGUGGAACAGACAAGACAACAGCGACACUUCACAUCGAAGCUCGCCACAUUAGGGUGCUUCGUCCGCUCUAUGGUGUUGAGGUGUUUGACGGUGAAACCGCUCGGUUUGAGGUUGAGCUCAGCGAGGACGAUGUUCACGGCCAGUGGAAACUUAAUGGAGACAUCCUUUGUCCAUCUGCUGACAUAGAGAUCGUGGAGGAUGGAGCCAAACACACACUGGUCUUGUACAACUGCAGAGUGCCUCAAACUGGUGAAGUGGCAUUUACUGCAGCCAAUGCUAAAUGUUCUGCUAACUUGAAAGUGAAGGAGCUCCCAGUAUCUUUCAUUACACCGCUGGCUGAUGUUGAAGUGUUUGAACAGGAUGAGGCAAAGUUUGAGCUGGAACUCUCUAGAGAACCCAAAAGCUUCCGUUGGCUGAAAGGAUCUCAAGAGUUGUCCUGUGAUGACAAGUUUGAACUGCUAGUGGAGGGAAAGAGACACACUCUUAUUUUAAAAUCUGCCAAAUAUGAGGAUGAAGCCAAAUAUAUGUUUGAGUGUGAAGAUAAGAGGACAUCUGGAAAGCUGAUUAUUAAAGGUAUUCGCAUCAAGUUUAUUAAGCCAAUUAAAGAUGUGACUGUAAAGGAACGUGAAACUGCAGAGUUCAGCAUUGAACUCUCUCACAAAAAGAUUCCCGUCACCUGGUAUAAGAAUGACAUCCGCCUGCACCCCAGCAAGGUGGUGCAAAUGUCAGAGAAUGGAAAGGUCUACACACUGGCCUUCAAGGAGGUCACUAUCGACGACACCUCCAUGAUCAGAGUGGAGGCCAUGGGCACGACAGCAGAAGCCAUGCUCACUGUGCUCGAGGGCGACCUGUACUUCACAGUAAAGCUCCAGAGCUACACAGCUGUAGAGAAGGAUGAGGUGAUUUUGUCCUGUGAGCUGAGCAAGGCCAUUGGUGAGGUCAGAUGGCUCAAAGACGGGAAAGAGAUAUUUGCUUCCAAGAAUAUUCUUUUUCGAUAUGAAGGCAAGAAGCACAUUUUAGUCAUCAAGAAGGCAGCAAAGAGCGACAUGGGCGUGUACACCUGCGACUGUGGCACCGAUAAAACCACAGCACAUCUAAACAUCGAAGAGCGGAACAUCAAAGUUGUUCGACAACUAUACAGUGUGGAGGUAAUAGAGAUGGAGACAGCCAAGUUCGAGACAGAGAUUUCAGAGGAAGACCUUCAUGCUACUUGGAAACUAAAGGGAGAGACACUUCACCCAUCUCCUGAUGUGGAGAUCAAAAAGGAGGGAACGAGACACAUAUUGAUCCUGUUCAACUGCAAGAUGGGCAUGGCUGGAAGUGUUGCCUUUGUUGCAGCAAAUGCCAAAUCCUCAGCUCAGCUCAGGGUCAAAGCCCGAGUAAUCGGCUUGGUGAGGCCUCUGAAGGAUGUCACAGUGACGGCUGGGGAGACUGCAACCUUUGAGUGCGAGCUGUCAUAUGAAGGCAUCGCUGUCGAGUGGUUCCUGGAGGGUUCAAAGCUGGAACUGAGUGACAGAGUGGUGUUGAAGGCAGAGGGUAAAGUCCACAGCCUGACCCUAAGAGACGUCCAGCUGAAUGAAGCUGGACAAGUCAAACUCACCACCAAAGAUUUCCAGGUCGAGGCCAAUCUUAUCGUCAGAGAGCCAGCAGUGGAGUUUACCAAGCCUCUGGAAGACCAAACGGUGGAGGAAGCAACCACCGCCACACUUGAGUGUGAGGUUUCCAGAGAGGCUGCAGAGGUCAGAUGGUUCAGGGAUGGACAGGAGAUCCGCAAGACGAAGAAGUACGAGAUGAUUGUUGACCGCCACAAGAGAGCGCUGGUCAUUCACGACUGCACUCCUGAUGACUCAAGAACAUAUGCUUGUGAUGCUAAAGACUUUAAAACCUCUUGCUUCCUCAGUGUCGAACCUCCACAUGUUGAAUUUACAAAGCCGCUCAAUGAUGUUGAGGUCAAAGAGAAGGAAUCAGCCAGGUUUGAGUGUGAAGUUUCCAGACAGGACGCCAAGGUCCGCUGGUUCAAGGAAGGAAGUGAAAUCAGAAAGGGGAAGAAGUAUGAAAUUAUUGCUCAAGGUCGACAGCACAUCCUCCUCAUACACAAAUCUGUGUUUGAAGAUGAAGCUGAAUACGAAUGUGAUGCAAAGACCUCCAAAUCCUCUGGCAUGCUCACUGUUGUUGAGGAAGAGGCCAGGUUUACCAAGAACCUGUCCAGUGUGGAAGGAACAGAGACGGACAGCGUGAAGCUGAUCUGCGAGAUCUCAAAACCCAGCGCUGAUGUUACCUGGUACAAAGGAGAUGAGGAGCUGCCAGAGGGCGGCCGCUACGAACACAUUGUAGACGGAAAGCGGAGAAUUGUCCUCAUCAAGGACUUGAGAAUGGCUGAUGCUGGAGAGUACAAUUGCAGACUGAGUUCUAACAUCAAAACCUCCGGAAACCUCAAGGUUAAUGAACUUGCUGCUGAGUUCAUCUCUAGGCCUCAGAGCCAGGAGGUGGUGGAAGGUCAGAAGGCUGAGUUCACCUGCUCCGUGUCCAAGGAGACCUACGAAGUCAAAUGGCUGAAAGACAAGAUAGACUUGGAAGCGGGAGACAAAUACCAGAUGGUCAGUGAUGGCAAGAAACGAACACUGGUCAUCCUGAACUGUGAGCUCAAAGACGAGGGGGGAUAUUUAGUGAUGAUCGGACCAACCAGAGCAAGCGCUGAGCUCACCGUGCGCGAGAAACUUAAGAUCAUCACGCCUCUGAAGGACACAGAGGCCAAAGAAGGUCAGGAGAUUGUUCUGAACUGUGAGGUGAACCAGGACGGAGCGAAGGCCAAGUGGCUGAAGAAUGAGGAGAUACUGUUUGAGAGCAGCAAGUACGUGAUGGUGCAGAGAGACAACGUCUUCUGCCUGAGGAUCAGAGAUGCACAGAAGGCUGACGAAGCCAGCUACACCAUCAACCUGAGCAAUCAGAGAGGAGAACAGGCUAAGAGCUCCGGCAGCCUCAUAGUCAAAGAGGAAAGUCUAAGGAUCGUGGUUCCUCUGGAGGACGUUGACACUCAGGAGAAGAAGACAAUAAGCUUCUCAUGUAAAGUCAACAGACCCUGCGCCACUCUCAAAUGGAUGAAGGGUGGAGAAGAGAUCACCCUGAACAAACACGUGGUCUACAGAGUGGACAAAGAAAAGCACACGCUGACUAUCAAAGACUGCACACUAGCUGAUGAAGGCGAGUACACUGCUGUGGCUGGAGACAGCAAGUCCACUGCAGAACUGAUUAUCAGUGAGGCACCCACAGACUUCACCAUGCAGCUCAAGGACCAGACCAUCACAGAGUUUGAUGAUGCAGAGUUCACCUGUAAACUGACCAAGGAGAAGGCCGAUGUCAGGUGGUACAGAAAUGGCCGGGAAAUCAGAGAAGGACCCAGAUACACAUUUGAAAGAGAUGGGAAAAUGUGCACCCUGCGGGUUAAGGAGUGCAGGCCAGAUGAUGAGUGCGAAUAUGCCUGCGGUGUGGACGAGAAGCGAUCCAAAGCCAGGCUCUUUGUUGAGGAGAUCCCAGUGGAGAUCAUCAGGCCACCGCAGGAUGCAUUUGAGCCUCCAGGAUCAGAUGUUGUGUUUGAGGUGGAGCUCAACAAGGACAGAGUGGAGGUGAAGUGGUUGAGAAACAAUAUGACAGUUGUCCAGGGAGACAAAUACCAGAUGAUGAGCGAGGGUAAAAUCCACAGGCUGCAGGUCUGUGAGAUUAGGCCUAGAGACCAGGGAGAAUACAGACUCAUGGUCAAAGACAAAGAUGCCAGAGCCAAGCUGGAGCUGGCAGCUGUGCCUCAGAUGAAGACCACAGGCCAGAGCUAUGUCACUGAUGCUGGGAAACCCAUCGUGUUGACCGUCCCUUACAGUGCCUACCCACAGGCAGAGGCCGACUGGCUAUACAACAUUACGAGCCUGCCUAAAGAAAACAUCUACACGUCCGCUGACCACACAGAGUACCGGCUGAAAGACCCGAAAAAGUCAGACCAAGGUCGCUACAAAAUCAUUAUCAAGAACAAACAUGGAACAGGAGAGGCCUUCCUCACCCUGGACGUCAUUGAUGUUCCUGGGCCUGUGAAAAACUUGCAGGUGGUUGACACCGCAGACGGUGAGGUAAGCCUGGCGUGGGAGGAGCCUGAGAGCGAUGGGGGCAGCAAAGUGAUCAGCUACGUGGUGGAGAGACGUGAUGUGAAGCGUAAGACGUGGACUUUGGCCACCGACCAUGCAGAGAGUCCUGAGUACACAGUGACCAGCCUCCAGAAGGAUUCCUUGUACUUGUUCAGAGUCUGUGCCCGAAACCGAGUUGGCAGUGGACCCAAUGUAGAAACUGAUAAACCUGUACAGGCCAAGAAUAAGUUUGAUGUUCCUGAAGCACCUCUGAAUGUGAUUGUGGGAAACAUCACAAAGUUUGGCUGUUCUGUUUCCUGGGAGCCUCCUAAGUCAGAUGGAGGCUCUCCCAUCACCUCUUACAUCAUCGAGCUGCGCGACAGAACGUCUGUGAAGUGGUCACCUGUCCAGGUGACUAGAGCUGACGAGUUCACCGCCAUUAUCAAUGAUGUCAUUGAGAACAAAGAGUACAUCUUUAGAGUCAAAGCCGAAAACAAAGCCGGCAUCGGAAAGCCCAGUGCUGCCUCUCAGCCUGUCAAGAUCAUGGAUCCCAUCGAGCCUCCCAGUCCUCCUCUGAACCUGUUUUAUCAGGACCAGAACAAGAGCUCAGUGCAGCUCACAUGGGAGACACCUCUGAAGAAUGGAGGAAGCAUUAUCACGGGAUAUAUUAUCGAACGCUGUGAGGAUGGCACUGACAAGUGGCUUCGCUGCAACGCACGUCUUUGCCCCGAACUUUUGUAUAAGGUUUCUGGUCUGAAGUACAGAACCAAGUACAACUACAGAGUGUUUGCUGAGAAUGCUGCUGGAGUCUCAGACCCAUCCAACACUAUUGGACCACUACUGGCUGAUGACCAACACUUUGCUCCAGUUUUUGACUUGAGUGCUUUUAAAGAUGGCCUUGAGGUGAUCGUCCCUCAGCCUCUCACCAUCAGAGUGCCUAUCACCGGAUACCCCACCCCCAUUGCUAAGUGGACCUUCAAUGAGAAGGAGCUGACCAGCGCUGAUGAGCGCGUCACUGUGACCACCAGGUCCACGUUCACGGAGCUGAUUGUGACACCGAGCAUCCGUCCAGACAAAGGCACCUACAGCCUGCAACUGGAGAAUGAUGUCACAUCAGUCUCUGGAGACAUUGAUGUCAACGUCAUUGCAUCACCCAGCGCACCAAAAGAUUUUAAGGUCCUGGAGGUGACCCGGCAGCACGUCCACCUAAGCUGGGAAGUUCCAGAACACGAUGGAGGAAAUCCUUUGACCGGUUACCAAGUGGAGAAACGGGACGUGUCCCGCAAGACCUGGGUCAAGGUGGCCACAGGUAUCCAGGAUCUGGAGUUCACUGUCACGGACGUGGUUGAAGGGAAGGAAUAUCUGUUCAGAGUCACCGCCUGUAACAAGUGUGGACCAGGGGAGCCGGCGUACAUUGACGAGCCUGUCAAUGUCUCCUCUCCUGCUACUGUCCCCGACCCUCCAGAGAACCUGAAGUGGAGAGACAAGUCAGCCAGUGGCAUCUUUCUCACCUGGGAGCCGCCCAAGUAUGAUGGCGGCAGCAGCAUCAAAGGCUACAACGUGGACCGCUGCCAGAGAGGAGCAGAUAAAUGGGAGCCCUGCGGAGAUAUGGUGCCUGAGCUGAAGUGCCAGGUUACUGGUCUGACUGAGGGCCAGUGGUACUCGUACAGAGUCCGGGCCCUAAACCGCCUAGGAGCCAGCCAACCCUGCAAGGCCACAGAUGAGAUCCAGGCCAUUGAUCCAAUAGAACCUCCACAGAUCCACUUGGAUUCUAAGCUGCUUGCUGGUCUCACCACCAAGGCUGGCAGCAAGAUCGAACUUCCUGCAGAGGUGACGGGUAAACCCGAGCCAAGAAUAAAGUGGACCAAGGCCGACCUGGUUCUUAAACCUGAUGAUAGAGUGUCCAUUGAGAUAAAACCAGGACACUCCACUGUAACCAUUGCCAAGACUGCGAGAGAUGACAGCUCCACAUACAUUAUCGAGGCUACAAACAGCAGCGGCCGAGCCACUGCCACUGUGGAUGUCAACAUUCUUGAUAAGCCUGGUCCUCCAGCUGCUUUCGACAUCUCUGAGGUCACCAAUGAGUCCUGCCUCCUGGCCUGGAACCCCCCACGAGAUGACGGUGGCUCCAAAGUCACUAAUUACAUUGUUGAGCGCCGCGCUGGUGACAGCGCAAUCUGGCACAGACUGUCCUCUACUAUAAAACAGACCACAUACAAAGCUGUGGACUUGAUUAAGUUUAAGGACUAUGUCUUUAGAGUCUUUGCUGAGAACCAGUUUGGUGUUGGGCCAUCAGCUGAACAUCCACCCAUCACUGCAAAAUACCCAUUCGACACUCCUGGAGCUCCCUACAAGUUGGAGGGUUCAGACAUCGCCAAAGACUCUGUGACUCUGACCUGGUUGGAGCCUGAUGAGGACGGAGGAAGCCCGAUCACUGGAUACUGGGUAGAGAGAUAUGAACCUGAUCAUGACAAGUGGAUCAGGUGCAACAAGCUGCCAGUCAAAGAUACUAACUACAGAGUUAAAGGUCUUCCCUCCAGAAAGAAGUACAAGUUUAGAGUUUUAGCUGAGAAUCUGGCUGGCACUGGAAAACCUAGCAAGGAGACAGACCCAAUCCUCAUUAAAGAUCCUAUCGAUCCCCCCUGGCCUCCAGGUAAGCCUAGUGUAAAAGACGUGGCUAAGACAUCAUGCUUCCUGAUGUGGACCAAACCAGAACAUGACGGUGGAGCAAAGAUCGACAGUUUUGUCAUUGAGAUGCUGAAAAGCGGGACAGCAGACUGGAUUCGUGUGGCAGACAAUAUCAGCCUCCUGGAGUACUUCCUGAAGGGUCUGAUGGAGAAGCAGGAGUAUUCAUUUAGGGUGCGAGCCAUUAAUGUAGCUGGAGAGAGCGAACCCAGUGAGCCCAGUGACCCAGUGCUCUGCAAAGAGAGAAUCAAUCCACCUAUGGCUCCUCGCUGGCUGGAGGUUGUCGGCAUCAGUAGGAACAGUGCUGAUUUGAAGUGGGCGGCCCCAGAGCGUGAUGGAGGUUCCCCUAUCACCAACUACAUGGUGGAGAAGCGCGAUGUCAGGCGUAAAGGCUGGCAGACCGUGGACACAACAGUAAAGGAGUUGAAAUACACCGUGACACCACUGAAUGAUGGUGCACUCUAUGUGUUCCGUGUUGCUGCUGAGAACGCUGUGGGCCUUGGACCGUUCUGUGAACUAGAGGAUUCUGUGUUGGCCAAAGACACUUUCACGACUCCUGGGCCACCAUACGCCCUUAGUGUAAGUGCUGUGACCAAAAGAUACGUGGACCUGCAGUGGGAAGCACCAAAAAAUGAUGGGGGCCGACCCAUCCUCAGGUAUUCCAUUGAGAAGAAGGAGAAGCUCGGAACUCGCUGGGUGAAAUGUGCAAAGACCUCAGGUUCAGACUGUAAGUACAGAGUGACAGACGUCAUUGAAGGAACAGAGGUUCAGUUCCAGGUUUGUGCUGAAAAUGAGGCCGGUGUUGGACACCCAAGCGAACCUACUGAGAUUCUUACCAUCGAAGAUGCAACAGCUGUGCCAUCACCUCCCGUUGAGCUGCAUGUCACUGGAGCCAGCCGGCAUUCCCUGGCCAUCGCCUGGAAGCCUCCGCAGAGGGACGGUGGCUCCCCCAUCACUGGCUACCACACUGAAAUGUGUGAGGCUGGAACCGAGAAGUGGAUGAGGGUCAACUCCCGUCCAAUAAAGGAGCUGAAAUACCAUGUAGAGGAGGGUCUGGUGCCUGAGAAGGAGUACAUCCUGAGGGUCAGGGCCAUCAACUUUGUCGGUGUCAGUGAACCAUCUGACAUCUCUGAGAACGUCUUUGCCAAAGACUCUGAUUGUAACCCCACGUUGGAGUUCCAAACUCUGGACCUGGUUGUUGUGGAGACAGAGAAGCUGCACAUCCCAGUUCCUUUCAGAGCUGUUCCCUCACCAAGAAUCACCUGGCACAAGGACGGCAAGGAGCUCAAGGCUGAUGAACGCGUCAGCUUCAGCAACGAGUACACUUCCUGUCAUCUGGAGAUUGAGAGAAGCAUUCACGCUGAUGCUGGAGUGUACAAAGCGACUCUGGAGAACAAACUGGGAGCCACUAGUGCCACUAUCAACGUCAAAGUCAUUGGUCUUCCUGGUCCCUGUAAGGAGAUUUUAGCCUCUGAGGUCACAAAGAGCUCCUGCAAGGUGUCCUGGGAUCUCCCAGACUAUGAUGGCGGCUCUCCGAUCCUUCACUACGUCCUGCAGAGGCGUGAGGCUGGCAGGAGGACGUAUGUCAACACAAUGUCUGGGGAGAACAAGGUCAGCUGGACCGUUAAAGACCUCAUCCCAAACGGAGAGUACUACUUCAGGGUUCAGGCCAUAAACAAAGUUGGAGGAGGAGAGUUCAUCGAGCUUCGCAAUCCAGUCAUUGCUGAGGACCAGAAACAUGCUCCUGACCCACCAGUAGAUGUGGAGACCCACAACCCCACUUCCAGUACCAUCACCCUGACCUGGAAGCCUCCAAUGUAUGAUGGUGGCACCAAAAUCAUGGGUUAUAUCCUAGAGAAGCAGCAGAAGAGCAAAGAAAAUUGGGAGCGGUGCAACAACUUCCUAGUGCCUGUCCUGUCCUACACUGUGAAAGACCUAACAGAGGGCAAGAGCUAUGCCUUCAGAGUCAAAGCUGAAAACGCAGCAGGGAUCAGUGACCCCUCUCGUAGCACACUGUUUGUUAAGGCCUCAGAUGCCAGCAAUCCUCCAAAGGUCUUCCUGAGUGGUAGCCUGCAGUCGGGUCUCAGUGUAAAGCGAGGUUGUGAGAUCUGCCUGGAUGCAAACAUUUCUGGGGCUCCCUACCCUGAGAUCACCUGGUACUGGAACAACCAGGUGAUCCGUCCUAAACCGCUUCGAAAGAGACCAGAAAAACCCCUAAAGAAGAAGGUGGAGAAGAAGGAGGAAGUUAAGAAGGAGGAGGAAAAGACGGACAGAGAAGCCAAAAAGGUAGAGGUAGAGGAAGGUGAGCAGAAAAAGGAGGAAGAGAAAAAGGAAGACACAGCAGAGCUGGAAGUAGAGGAGCCUGACUACCCAACCAUCAACGAGCGUCUAACGAUCAACAACAGUUGCAGGGGUGUGUCCUCUGUCAUGAUCACAGACUCAGUCCGUGCUGAUCACGGAGUCUACAUGAUCAAAGUGGAGAACGGUCAGGGAGUCGCCUCUGCAACCUGUCAAGUAAAUGUGCUUGACACUCCUGGUCCUCCGGUGAACUUCACAUUUGAGGAGGUGAGGAAGAAUUCCGUCAUCUGUAAAUGGGACCCCCCCUUGGAUGACGGCGGCAGUGAAAUCCUCAAUUACUCCCUGGAGAAGAAGGACAACUCACGGCUGGAGUUUGGCUGGAGCUCUGUUACAACAACACUCAGAGGAUGCCGAUAUUUUGUGCCAAAACUCAUUGAGAAGAAAGAGUAUAUCUUCAGGGUUGUAGCUGAGAACAAGCAUGGCGCUGGUCCACCCUGUGUGUCCAAGCCAGUCAUCGCAAAGAAUGCUUUUGACCCCCCUGAGGCUCCCAACAAGCCACAGGUUGCUGAUGUCACAGCCAACAGCAUGUUGGUCAAUUGGAACCAUCCAAACGACAACGGCAACCCCAUCCUUGGAUAUUGGGUGGAGCGCCGUGAGAUUAACAGCUCACGCUGGGCACGUGUCAACAGGGAAAUUGCCCCUGACACUAAGCUGAACGUUGGAGGCCUGAUGGAGGGACUAACGUACAUCUUCCGGGUGGCAGCUGAAAACGAGGGUGGCCUUGGAAAGUUUAGUGACCCCUCAGAGCCGAUGAUGGCCCAGUCUCCAAUCUUACCUCCUGGACCUCCUAUUGUCAGAAUAGCGACAACCACAGACCACUCCAUUGAAGUGGAGUGGGACCCACCUGUGGACAACGGUGGAGGAGAGAUUGUGGGAUAUCAUGUGGAAAAGGCCCUUGCUGGCUCCAGUGAGUGGUCCAGGUCUACAGAGCAUUCUCAGAGGAGCCGAACCUUCACUAUCUUUGGAGUUCGUGAAGGAGCCAAGUUUAGAGUCAGAGUCAUUGCGUGUAAUGCUGCUGGGGAGGGACCACCAGGAGUCACAGAUCCUGUGAUCGUGAGGAAUCCUGCAGAGAAGCCAGUGAUUGAACUGGAUGUUUCAAUCACAAAAGAUAUGAUCAUCAGAGCUGGAGAGACACUGCGAAUACCUGCUACAGUUACAGGCAAACCCUAUCCAUACAUCAACUGGACCAAGGACGACCGUAACCCUGAAAAAGACUUGGUGGAGAUCAUAACCGAGGGCAAUAACAGCAUUCUUUCAUUGCCAAACAUCCAAAGGAAAGAUGCUGGCAAAUACCAAAUCUCUGCUGCUAACCCCAGCGGAGUCAAGAAUGCUUGGACACGUGUGGAGGUUGUGGAUGUCCCUGGACCUGUCACAGACCUGAAGCCUGUUGUUGUCACCCGUAAGAUGAUAUUCCUGAACUGGGACGAGCCCAAAGAUGAUGGAGGUGGUGUUGUGACCGGCUUCGUUGUUGAGCGAAAAGACAUUAAAAAGGAUAUGUGGAAGCAGCCUGUUGAAACUGUGGCAUCCAAGUGCGAGUGUACGGGUAUCGAGGAGGGGCAGGAGUACAUAUUUCGCGUCAUGGCAAAGAACAAGUACGGCUUGGGCCAGCCUGUCGAGCUGCCACCAAUCUUGGCUGUGGAUGCACCAACUCCACCAUCAAACCCAGAGAAAUUCAACUACACUGAGCGCACCAAGGACUCAAUCACAUUCACCUGGAAGCCACCUCGUAAUGAUGGCGGCAGCCCUGUCCUUGGCUACUUUGUUGAGAAGAAGAGACACGACCAACAAGCCUUUGAGCUCUGUAACACAGAUAUUUGCCCUGACUUGACCAUGACUGUAAAGGACCUAGAUGAGGACUGGAUGUAUGAGUUCAGGAUCAAGUGCGUAAACGCAAUAGGACAUAGUGAACCAACCAUCCCAUUAGCUGUGAUUAUCCAAGAUGACGAAGUGGCUCCGGAAGUCCACAUGCUAAAACACUUUGAGCAUGACUCAAUUACAGUGAAGAAGGAUGAGCCCAUCGAGAUGCCAGCUGAUGUCCGUGGCCUGCCCAUUCCCACUGUAGAAUGGUCCAAGGAUGACAUUGUGAUUCCACAGUCCACUGACAAUGUGCUUGUACACACGGAAGUCACUGGCAGGUUGAACUGCAAGACCACUCUGACCAUUCCAUCAUCCAAAAGAAGUGACCGUGGCACCUAUGUUGUGGCUGCCUCCAACAACACAGGCACAGCCAGACACACCAUCUAUGUUAUGGUCCUGGACCGACCAACUCCACCCAGGAAUGUGACAGUGUCUGACAUCAAGUCGGAGUCUUGUUAUAUUAAGUGGGAUGCACCACUAGAUAUUGGAGGCAGUGAUCUGACCAAUUAUAUUGUUGAGAAGAAGGAAGUGGGGGCAGUGGAGGUGGAACGAGAAGAGGGACAGGAAGCUCCACCUGAGCAGUGGGAGGAGAUCACGAGCAGCAUUGUUGAGAAGAAACUUAGGGUGUGGAACCUGGAGAAUAACAAGACCUACGUGUUCCGGAUCCGAGCUCAAAACCACUAUGGCAUUUCUGACCCCUGCAUGGCAGCUGAAGUCAAGAUUAUUGACCCCUUAGGCCUUCCUGGCCCACCAGAAAAGCCAACCAUUGUUGAGUACACCAAGGCCACCAUGACCCUGAGCUGGCAACCUCCCACUGAAACUGGUGGCUCUAGGAUAAUUGGAUACUGGCUGGAGAAACGGGAGCGAGGCACCACCUACUGGGCUAGAGUCAAUAAGGCACUGAUCACCAAGAGAGGCAUGAAAGGGUGGGAAUACCAGUCAAACCAUCUAUUUGAAGGAACCGAGUAUGAGUUUAGGGUAGCUGCAGCCAAUUCUGCAGGAAUUGGCCCAUUCAGUGGACCAUCUGACUCUGCCUUUGCAGUUGAUCCAAUUACUCCUCCAAGCAUGCCUUCUGCUCCUGAGGUUGCUGACAAGACUAAGCACAAUGUCACGCUGUCCUGGAAACCUCCAGAAAGUGACGGAGGAAGCCCCAUCAAGGGCUACAUAAUCCAGAUUCAAGAUGAGGGCAAAUCAGAAUGGGCGAGGGUAAAUGAACCAGACACCCUGCACCCCACCACUGAGUUUACGGUUCCCACCCUGCGUGAGCUGAAACGCUACCGCUUCAGGAUCAUCGCUGUAAAUGACAUUGGCGAGUCUGACCCCAGCCCCAGCACCGGGGACGUUCUAAUUGAAGAUGUCCAGCUUGGGCCUUCCAUUACCAUAGACAUGAUUGUUGAUGAUCUGCUCUACAUCCGUGCUGGUGAUCCAAUCAGAAUUCCUGCCAUCAUCAAGGGCCGGCCUGCCCCUAAGGUGACCUGGGACUUUUAUGGUAAAGCAAAGACGCACCUGAAGAACAAGCUGCACACACUGCCUGUGGACUCUGAGGUCGAGUCCACAGACACCACAUCUGUUGUGACGGUCCCUGUCAGCUUGAGGAGUCACUCUGGACGUUAUACCAUCACUGCAAAGAACAAGUCUGGACAGAAACAUGUCAACGUUAGAGUUAACGUCCUUGAUGUUCCCGGUGCUCCAAAAGAGCUCAAAGUUACUGAUAUCACUCGCUCAACCAUGAGGCUGAUCUGGAAACUCCCUGAUAACGAUGGAGGGGAACGAAUUAAGAGCUAUUUUAUUGAGAAGAAGAGUCUUAUAGACAAGGCUUGGACAAAUGUGAAUGUAGCGUGUGCUAGCCAGGCCUACGUGGUUCCAGGUCUUCUAGAAGGUCAAGAAUACCUGUUCAGGGUCCGAGCUGAGAACAGACUUGGGCUUGGCCCAUUCACAGUCACCAGUGAUCCUGUGCGGGCCCGGGACCCAAUCCAUCCACCCGACCCACCCACCAAGCUUAAAGUCAACCUCGUGACAAAGAACACUGUCACUGUGAGUUGGGAGCCACCCAAAAACAACGGUGGCUCUCCUGUAAAGCAUUACAUGAUUGAACGUUUGAGCUGGGACACCAGUGGCAAGGAGAAGGAAACCUGGAAGCAGUGCAACAAGAGAGAUGUAGAAGAACUCACCUUUGUGGUGGAGGACUUGAAGGAGGGGGGAGAAUACGAGUUCAGGGUGAAAGCUGUGAAUGCGGCAGGACCCAGUCGUCCUUCCACCACUGUUGGGCCCAUGGUAAUUAAGGACCAGACAUGUGCUCCUACCAUCCAAAUGCGUGAAGCCUUGGAGGGUGAAGAGGGCUGUGACAUCAGCAUUGUGGCAAAGAUUAGUGGCUGCCCAUUCCCAAAACUCACAUGGCAGAAGGCCAACCUGGCUACACCUGGAGAAAAGGCAAACAUUCAGUACGACAAGCACAUGAACAAACUGGUGACCCAGGACAAGUGCACCCUGCUGAUUCAACAGGCCAGCAGGCAUGACAGUGCCCUCUACAGCCUGACAGCCAGCAACAGCCUGGGCACCAUCACCAAAGACAUCAAGCUUUCUGUGUUAGGACCACCUGGCGCACCCAUCGGACCAAUCAAGUUUACCGAGGUGUUUGCAGACAGGAUCGGACUAGCCUGGAAUCUUCCCACAGACGAUGGUGGAUCUAAGAUCACCAACUACGUGAUUGAGAAACGUGAGGAAAACAGGAAGUCAUGGGUCCAUGUCUCCAAUGACCCCAAGGAAUGCACUUAUGUGGUGACUCGACUGACCGAAAACCAUGAGUACGAGUUCAGAGUGAUGGCACAGAACAAGUUUGGAAAUGGGCCUCCACUGGUCAGUGAGCCUGAAAAGGCCAGAAACCUCUUCACUGUUCCCGGUCAAUGUGAUAAACCGACAGUCACCAAUGUCUGUCUGGAGUCCAUGACUGUCAACUGGGAUGAACCGAAGUAUGAUGGUGGCUCUUCCAUCACUGGCUACAUUGUUGAGAAGAAGGAGACAACUGGAAAGCGCUGGACUCGCGUCACCCGUGACCCAAUACGGGCGCUACCGCUGGGCAACAACUGGGAUGUGACUAGUCUCCUAGCGAAUGCCCUGUACCAGUUCAGGGUCAUUGCCGUCAACGCUGCUGGCUGUGGCCUGCCCAGCAUGCCCUCCGACCCUGUCAUCUGCCGAGACCCAAUCAAGCCUCCUGGGCCACCUACUCCGAAGGUGACAGACUGGACAAAGUCCUCCGUGGAGUUGGAGUGGAUACCUCCUCUGGUGGAUGGAGGGUCAAAGGUCACCGGGUACAUCGUGGAGUUCAAGGAGGUGAACAAGGAGGAGGAAGAGAAGAAAGCUCAGAGGAAGCUGCUGCUGAGUGAAGCAGAGGAAGAGAAGGAGCAAGAGAUCGAGGAGGGCUGGCAGAAGGCGAAGGACACAGAGGUCAGAGGAACCAAAUUUGUGGUGGCUGGUCUGAAGGAAGGUGGCCUGUACCGCUUCAGGAUCCGGGCUGUGAACGUUGCUGGUGCGGGAGACCCAGGACUUGUGUCUGAAUUGAUUGAGGUCAAAGAUAGAACAAUACCUCCUGAGAUGGAUCUGGAUGCCUCGGUGAAGGAGAAGAUUGUGGUCCAUGCAGGUUCCACCAUCCGCAUCAUUGCCUACGUAUCUGGAAAGCCUACACCACAGAUCACUUGGUGCAGAGAUGAUGCAGAGGUGCCUAAAGAGGCCAUAGCAGAGACAACUGGUAUCUCAAAUUCACUGGUCAUCAAGAACUGCAAACGGCAACACCAGGGCAUCUACACACUGAGUGCCAAGAAUGAGGGAGGGGAAAGAAAGAAGGUUGUCUUUGUAGAGGUUCUGGAUGUCCCUGGACCUGUUGGUCUGCCGUUUGUCGGAGAAAAUCUGACCAACGACACCUGUAAAUUGACCUGGUCUACCCCUGAGGACGAUGGUGGAUCCGCCAUUACCAACUACAUCAUUGAGAAGAGGGAGGCAGACCGCAUGGGCUGGACUUCUGUAUCCUACACAGUGACAAGGAACAAUGCCAUCGUGCAGGGUCUCAUUGAUGGCAAAGGCUACUUCUUCAGGAUUGCAGCUGAGAACAUCAUUGGCAUAGGACCAUUCACUGAGAACGAUAAGAUGGUUCUGAUCAAGGACCCCAUCUCUGUCCCAGAGCGUCCAGAGGACCUCAUCAUUACUGCUGUGACCAAGGACUCUAUCUCUGUUGCCUGGAGACCACCCAAGUAUGAUGGUGGUACAGAUGUAACUGAGUACAUCCUUGAGUCUCGAAUGAUUGGCCGGGACAACUUUACACGAAUAGGGGGAGAAGACAAGCUAAUGGACAGGAAGUUCACCCUGACUGGACUUAAGGAUGGCUCGAGCCAUGAAUUUAGAGUUUCAGCCAUCAACCAGGUGGGGCAAGGAAAACCGUCCUUUGCCACCAAACCUGUGCAGUGCAAGGAUGAACUUGUGCCGCCAUCUCUGAACUUGGAUUUUCGAGAGAAGAUCAUAGUGAAGGUGGGAGACAGCUGCACCCUGCCAGGAUGUUACAGUGGCAAACCAGCACCUUCUAUUACCUGGAGAAAGAAUGAUGAGGAGCUGAAGGCAGAUGAGGAAAUCAGCCUGCACAGUACUGCCCGUCACCUCAACCUCAACAUCAGCAAAGUCAAGAGAGAACACAGUGGCUGCUACUGUGUAAGUGUAGAGAAUGCUGCUGGAGCUCGCAGAGGAAUCUGCACCAUCACGGUGGUUGACCGUCCUCAGCCCCCGCAAGGCCCUGUGGUGUUCAACGGGAUCUACAGGAACUACAUGGAGAUCUCCUGGAGCCCUCCCCUGGAUGAUGGGGGAUGCGCCAUCUCCAACUACAUCAUUGAAAAGAGAGACACCAACAGAGAUCUGUGGAUGCCUGUCACCUCAUCCUGCACCAGGACCAGCUGCAAGGUUCCGAAACUGAUUGAGGGUCGUGAGUACAUAAUCAGGAUAAUGGCUCAGAACAUGUACGGCAUCAGUGACCCCCUGCUGUCUACAGAAACCAGAGCUAGAGACAUCUUCAAGGUGCCUGAUGCUCCUAAACAGCCGACAGUGAAAGAGGUUCAUCACGACUCUGCUCUAAUUAGCUGGGAGCCACCUGUUGAUGGAGGAAAACCAAUCACAAGCUACAUCGUGGAGAGAAAAGAAACAAUGGCCAACAGGUGGAUUCAGUGCAACACAGAAAAAAUCCAUCCAAAGGUGGAGUACUGGGUGACAGAGCUGCUGCAAGGUUGCGAGUACGAGUUUAGAGUUAGUGCCGAGAAUGAGGUGGGAGCUGGAGACCCAAGUCUACCAUCUAAACCAGUCUUUGCCAAAGAUCCAAUUGUGAAACCAGGGACACCUGUGAAUCUUAAAGCCAUUGACUUCACCAAGGAGUCAGUGACCCUGUCCUGGGAGCCCCCUGCUGACACCGGCAGAGGAAAGAUCUUUGGAUACCUCCUGGAGCUCCAAAAGGCUGGAGAAGAGGAGUGGCAAAAGGUGAACCAAACUCCAGACUCCUGCCAGGAGCCCAGAUUUAAAGUGAUCGGUUUAACAGAAGAUACUCUGUACCGCUUUAAAGUUGUGGCUGUCAACGCUGCUGGGGAGUCUGACCCAGCUUAUGUGAAGGAACCAAUCAAAGUGCAGGACAGAUUCGAACCCCCAGAACUGAUUCUAGAUGCCGGCAUGACCCGAGAGAUUAAAGCAAAGGCUGGAACCCACAUCACUCUGGCUGCCGCCAUUAAAGGUGUCCCUUUCCCUACGGUCACCUGGAAGAAAAAUGACGCUGAGGUGCCCACCAGGGCCGACAUUGAGACCAACCAGACAGGAACCCAGCUGGAGAUGAGGUUCUGUACCCGGGGUGACUGUGGUGACUACACCCUAACUGUGGAGAACCCAGCUGGAUCAAAGACUGUCACCUGCACUGUGCUGGUGCUUGACAAACCUGGUCCAAUCCAGCACCUUCGGGUGUCAGACAUUAGGAGUGACUCAGCCUAUUUGUCGUGGAAGGACCCAGAGGACAGUGGUGGCACUCGCAUCACUAACUUUGUUGUGGAGAAAAAAGACACAGCAUCCACUCAGUGGGUCCCUGUCUGUUCCACAUCCAAGAAACGUAGUAUGACACUGAAACAUCUGAUGGAGGGCAGAUCUUACACGUUUAGAGUCGCUGCUGAGAACCAGUAUGGACGAAGUGAAUUUGUGGAGACGCCAAAGGCAAUCAAAGCAAUGAACCCACUGUUUCCUCCUGGUCCUCCAAAAGACCUACACCAUGUGGAUGUUGACAAAACAGAGGUGUGGUUGGUCUGGAACUGGCCCGACCGCAAUGGUGGAAGCGAGAUUACUGGCUUUCUGGUGGAAUAUCAAGAAGAAGGAGCGAAGGAAUGGGAGGAGUGGAAGACAGUUAGCAUCCCUGAGACUCAUGUGACUGGACUGGAGGAAGGAAAGACUUACCGCUUCAGAGUGAGAGCUGAGAAUUCCAUUGGACUUAGCAGACCGGACACCACCGUGCCUAUCCUCUGUCAAGAGAAACUAGUGCCUCCAUUUGUUGAGGUGGAUGCUAAACUCACUGAAGGCAUUAUUGUGAAAGCUGGCACUACCAUCAGAUUGCCAGCUAUAAUGAGAGGAAUUCCUGUUCCUACUGCCAAAUGGUCCACUGAAGGCGAAGAGAUCAUCUCCAAGGGCAAUGUCAAGAUUGACACUGAUAAUUUCUCCACUGUGCUCAACAUUAAUGAUUGCACCAGGAAUCACACUGGCACGUACCUACUCACUGUGUGGAACCCAGCUGGGAUCAAGACAGUGGGCUUGAACGUUACUGUCCUGGAUGUUCCUGCUGCCCCCAUUGGACCUGUCAACAUCCUAGAAGUAACUCCUGACUCCAUGAUGAUUGAAUGGCGUCCUCCAAAGGAUGAUGGUGGAAGCCCUGUCUCCAACUACAUUGUAGAGAAAAGGGAGUCUAAUAAGGAGACUUGGGGAGGUGUGAGCUCAGGCAGCCUCGCAACCCAGCUCAGGAUCACACGCCUGCAGAAAGGAGUAGAGUAUGUGGUUCGUAUUCGUGCUGAGAACAAGAUGGGCAUUGGUGCUGCUCUGGAGAGCAAACCGACUGUUGCAGAACACUGUUUCAUGGCACCUAGUGCCCCCGGUAAGCCACAGAUCUCUGAUGUCUCUGAGGAUGCUGUUACAGUAGGCUGGACAAUGCCGUUGUCUGACGGUGGUAGUCAGAUUGCUGGCUACAUUAUUGAGCGCAGACACAAGGGAGGAAAGUGGAUACGUGUUAACAAAACACCAACCAGGGACCUGAGGUACAGGGUCCUGGGUCUGUUUGAGGGCAGUGAGUAUGAGUUCAGAGUGUUUGCUGAGAAUAUUGCUGGCUACAGUGGACCCUCUCCCAUCUCUGAUCCCUGUAAGCCCUGCAGACCCAUCACUGUCCCCAGUCCUCCUGUUAACCCCAAAGUUAAGGAUUACAGUAAGACCACUGCUGACCUGGUUUGGACCAAACCCACCAAAGAUGGUGGCAGUCCCAUUCUGGGCUACACAGUGGAAAUGAAAAAAACAGAUACCGAUGAAUGGAAGAAGGUCAACCUGGAUGACUUUGUAAAGCAGUGUGCCUUCAGAGUGAAGGGUCUAGAGGAGGGUGUGACUUACAGAUUCAGAAUCUAUGCCUCAAAUAUGAUUGGAGAUGGAGAAUCUAGAGAAAUACCAGAGUCCAUGACUGCCCAGGAUAUUCUCAUCCCUCCAGAGAUUGAAAUGGAAGCCACAUGCCGUGAGCGUGUAACUGUGCGUGUUGGGCACAAUAUAAACAUCAUUGGCUACAUAAAAGCUCGUCCUGACCCUGAAGUACUUUGGCUAAAAGAGGAGAAUGUUCUGGAAAAGAGCAAACGUGUAACCAUUGUUCAGAAUCUCCCUGUGGUCCACCUUAGGAUCAAGGAGGCCACCAGAGCAGACCAUGGCAAAUACCUAAUAAAGGCUUCAAAUGAGGGUGGCGAGGCCUCCUGCACAAUUACAGUUAAUGUACUAGACAGACCCAGCCACUGCCAGAACCUGCACACAACAUAUGUCACCAGGGACUCGUCCAUGAUCAACUGGGAAGCCCCUAAAGACAACGGUGGAUCUGAAAUCACUAACUAUAUAGUUGAGUGCCGUGAGCCCAGCAUUAGCAUGUGGUCUAUGAUCUCCUCCAACUGCACUAAUCGCAAGAUCAAGGCUAAGCUGAUGGAGGGCCAUGAGUAUCUUUUCCGUGUUUGUGCUGAAAACAAGUUAGGACCGGGACCCUCUGUGGAGACUAAGUCUCCUGUGCUAGCUAUUGACCCCAUAGAGAAACCUGGUGAGCCUGAGAACUUCAGAGUCACUGACAUUGGUAAAAACUAUGUCUUUCUGAGAUGGAGGAAGCCUGACUAUGAUGGUGGCAGCCCUAACAUUUCUUACAAUCUUGAGUGCAAGGCCAAAGAUACUGAAGAAUGGAAGAAACUCAAUACUGGAAAUCUAACCAACACCUACUUCCUGGCUGAUAAGUGUGUGGAGAACCAGACAUACACUUUCAGGGUGCAGACUGUCAAUGAAGGAGGUGAGAGUGCCUGGGUAAGACUGGCAGAUAUUUUGGUAAAGGAGGAGAUCCAGAAGCCAGUCAUUGACUUGAAGCUGACUGGAACUUUAACAGUGAAAUCUGGUGAAUCAGUCAGAAUCGAGGCUGCACUGAGAGGAAAGCCACAACCUGAGGUCAAAUGGACAAAGGAUAAGGCUGUUGGGGACAACCCUAGAAUAAGCUGUGAGACUGGCCCAGACUACUCAAAGUUCCUUCUGACUAAAUCCAAGCGCACUGACACUGGAAAGUAUACAAUCAGUGCCACAAACCUGGCUGGCACCUUCACUGCAUAUGCCAGUGUUAACGUUCUGGAUGUCCCCGGGCCAGUAAGGAACCUUAGAAUCACUGGCAUCGGUCCAGACAAGUGCAGAGUUGUGUGGGACGCUCCAGAGGAUGAUGGAGGUUGUGAGGUGGACAGUUACAUCCUAGAAAAAUGUGAAACUAGGAGAAUGGUCUGGUCCACAUACUCUGGGUCUGUGGUCACACCAUACUGCAGUGUCACUCGGUUGGUGGAGGGCAACGAGUACAUUUUUAGAGUAAGAGCUGAAAACAAGAUGGGAACUGGACCAGCCAUGGAAAGUAAGCCAGUCACUGUCAAGACUCAAUUUAACCGACCUGGACCUCCUGAUGCCCCAGAAGUUACAAAGGUUAGCAAAGAUGAGAUGACAGUGGUUUGGGCUCCUCCUGAGAAUGAUGGAGGAAAGUCAAUCACCGGUUACAUUCUAGAGCGUAAAGAGAAGAGAGCAGUGCGAUGGGUGCCAUGCAAUAAGAGCCCCAUUCCUGAGAGACGCAUGAAGGUCACUAACUUGAUUCCCAACCAUGAGUAUCAGUUUAGGGUGAAGGCGGAGAAUGAGGUUGGCCUGGGAGAGCCCAGCAAACCCUGCAGACCUGUAGCAGCCAAAGAUCCUAUUGAGCCCCCUGGCCCCCCUGCAGGCCUUAAGGUGGCUGAUAGCACCAGGACCUCUAUCACAUUGUCCUGGUCUAAACCUGUGUAUGAUGGAGGUGCCCCCAUCAUCGGCUACAGCUUGGACCUAAGGUUGAAAAGUGAUGCAGACCCUGAAAAACCUACAGAGGGCUGGACAAGAAUUGACACUCGUGGCCCAUUGGUACUAACAGAGUUCACUAUCGGCCAGUUGGAUGAGAAGCAAGAGUAUGAGUUCAAGGUGUCUGCACAAAACCAGGUGGGCUGGGGACGUCAUGCCUACCUUAAGGAAGCUGUUUCCCCCAAAGACAUUGUAGAGUCACCAGAGAUAGAACUGGAUGCCAGUCUAAGGAAAGGUUUGGCUGUCAGAGCUGGCUGUCCAAUCAGGCUUUUUGCUGUUAUCAGAGGAAGGCCAGCUCCCAAAAUCACCUGGAAACGCCUGGGAGUAGACAACGUGGUCCGCCGAGGUCAUGUGGACCAGGUGGAUACCAUGUCUUUCUUGGUAAUCCCAGAAAGCACCAGAGAGGAUUCAGGGAAAUACGCUCUGACCCUGUCAAAUUCAGCUGGAGAGAAAGCUGUGUUUGUCCGUGUCAAGGUCCUAGACACUCCUGGUGCUGUUGGUGGCUUGGAAGCAACAGAUGUCACAAAGACCACAGCUCAACUAUCCUGGUUACCACCAGAGAAUGAUGGUGGCAGUCCAAUCCUAAAUUACAUUGUGGAGAAAAGGGAAGUGGAUAGGAAGACCUGGACCAAGUGUAUAGAGGACCAGAAGAAGACCAGCUUCAAGGUGACAAACCUGACGCCUGGCAUUGAGUAUUACUUCAGAGUCAUGGCCUGCAACAAGUAUGGUAUUGGAGUUCCUCAGGACUCACCGAAGUCCUACCUGGCUGUUGACGCCAUAAGCGAACCAGACCCUCCAAAGAAGAUGGAUGUCUUAGAGAUCACCAAGAACAGUGCCACGCUGGGCUGGCUGAAGCCACUUAGAGAUGGAGGAGCCAAAAUAAAUGGUUAUGUGAUAGACUAUCAGGAGGAGGGUUCACCAGAAGACAAAUGGACACCUUAUUCAGUGGUUAAAGACCUGAUCAUUGUAGUUGUUGGUCUAAAGGAAGGAAAGAAGUACAAAUUCAGAGUGGCAGCCAGAAACUCAGUGGGCGUCAGUCUAGCCCGAGAGGCAGAAGGAGUGUUUGAGGUCAAGGAGCAGCUAAUGGCUCCUAAGAUCAUCAUGCCUGACAUUGUAACUGUUAGAGCUGGAUCCAAGAUGGUAAUUGAGGCAAUUGUGUCAGGUAAACCUGCUCCAUUUUGCAAGUGGAAACAGGGAAAUGAGGAUGUGUUGACGUCUGACCGUCUGUCCAUCGUAAAGACACUGACAACCUGCACACUAAUCAUCAAGAAUGUGACACGAAUGGAUAGUGGCUACUACAGCCUAUCAGCUGAGAACAGCACUGCCAAGAUCAACCAGAUUCUUAGAGUCACCAUCAUGGAUAUCCCUGGACCACCUGAAGCUCCUCUUAAAAUCACAGAGCUGGACAUUGACGCUUGUACACUGCUCUGGAACUCUCCACAGGAGGAUGGUGGCAGCAACAUUACUAACUACAUUGUAGAGAAGUGCGAUAUCAGUCAGGGCGACUGGGUCACUGCUUCGACUUCCUGCACCAAAACCAGCUUUAGAAUGAUCAAACUGACUCCUGGCAAAGAGUACUGUUUCCGUGUUCGUGCAGAGAACAGACUUGGCAUCUCGGAACCCAUCUACUCUGAGAAGAUGACUGCCAGAUAUCCGUUUGAUCCACCAAGCGAGCCUAGAAACCCACAGAUCAACAAGGUCAACAAGGACUUUGUCACCGUGUCAUGGGAACAUCCUAGCAGUGACGGUGGCAGCCCAAUCACUGGAUACUGCAUCGAAAAGAAGGAAAGGAACAGCCUUUUGUGGAUGAAAGCCAAUGAAUCCAUUGUCAAAACCACCAAUUAUACAUGCACCGGCCUGAUAGAGGGCUUGGAGUACACCUUCAGAGUGUCGGCACUCAACCAGGCUGGACAGGGAAAACCCUGCAAACAAACAGAUUUCAUUACGGCCAGGACAGCUGUCGACCCACCAGGAAAACCUGAGCCCAUGGAUGUGACCAAGAACUCUGUGUCAUUGGUAUGGACUCGUCCUAAGCAUGAUGGUGGCAGCAAGCUGACUGGCUACUACGUAGAAUACAUAAAGCUUCCUGAAGAGAAAUGGACGCGCUGCAAUGCCAACUGCAUGGACAUCCUAACUGAGAGCUAUGUGGUGACGGGCCUGGAGGAGGCCCAACAGUACCAGUUUAGAGUCAUUGCCAAGACUGCCAUAAACAUCAGUCAGCCAUCGGAGCUCUCUGACCCUAUCCCUGUCAUUGCACAGAAUGUUGCUCCUCGUGUAGAGCUGAGUGUCAACAUGAAGAACCUGAUUAUAGUAAAAGCUGGAGAAAAUGUCUUCCUGGAUGCUGAGGUUUAUGGGAAGCCACUUCCCAAAGUGAACUGGAAGAAAGAUGGACUGCCUCUGGGCCUUGCUGAAGGAAUGAAGAUGACCCAGAAGAAACACCUUCACCUGCUAGAGCUGUACUCAGUGACCAGGAAAGAAUCUGGAGACUAUACCAUCACUGCUGAGAACAUCAAUGGCGCAAAGUAUGCCACCAUGAAGGUCAAGGUGCUUGAUAAACCAGGCCCUCCAGCCUCAGUGAAAAUCACUAAAGUGUUUGCAGAUCGUGUUAGGCUGCGCUGGGAGCCCCCACUUGCUGAUGGUGGCUCUGAGAUCACCAACUACAUAAUCGAAAAGCGUGAGACCAGCAGAGCAAACUGGGCACUGGUCACCUCCAACAUCCAUGGACAUGUCACAGACUGCUCAGUAGAGAAACUCAUUGAAGGACAUGAGUACCAGUUCAGAGUCAGUGCAGAGAACCAGUAUGGUGUGGGAGACCCCAUUAUGACUGACGCUGUCAUGGUCAAGAACCCAUAUGAUGUUCCUGGUCCAUGUGAACCGCCAGUCAUCACCAACGUCACAAAGGACUCGAUGACAGUCAGUUGGAAAGCCCCAGCCAAUGAUGGCAAGGCUACAGUCCUGGGCUACAUGGUGGAGAAACGUGAGUCUACUGAGCUGACUUGGGCUAAGGUCAACCGCAAACCUGUGAUUGACAGGACCAUCAAGGCAGCACAGUUGACAGAGGGGUCUGAGUAUGAGUUUAGAGUCAUCGCCAUAAACAAGGCUGGCCUGGGAAAACCUAGCGAUGCUUCCAAAGCGUUGCUGGCUGUUGACCCUGUCUAUCCUCCAGGUCCUCCUGCAUUCCCUAAGGUGGUGGACUCCACCAAGAGCUCCAUCAGUCUUAGCUGGACCAAACCUGCAUAUGAUGGGGGCUGUGAGAUUAUUGGAUACCUGGUGGAGUGUAAGAUAGCCACUGCCGAGGACUGGACCAAGUGCAAUGUCCCGAAAAAACUCCAGGCCACCAAAUUUGUGGUUACAUGUUUGUUGGAUGGCACAGAGUAUCAGUUCAGAGUCACUGCUGUCAACAAGAUUGGCUUCAGUGAGCCCAGCGAUGUCCCUGGAAACCACAUGCCCAAGGAGAUUCUAAUUGCUCCUGAAGCUGAGCUGGAUGCUGACCUGAGAAAGGCUUUGGUUCUUCGAGCUGGUGUCACCAUGAGGGUGUAUGUCCCGCUGAGAGGACGCCCAGCACCGAAGGUCACAUGGACAAAGAUGGAUGCUAACCUGAAGGAGAGACAGGGUCUGCUGAUCAAUACAUCAGACUGGGACACACUACUCCUCAUCGAGGACAUUAACAGAUAUGACGCUGGCAAAUAUGUUUUGUCACUGGAGAACAGCAGUGGCUCAAAGAACUACACCAUCAUUGUAAAGGUCCUUGAUUCACCUGGCCCGCCAUUAAACCUGACUGUAAAGGAAACCUCUAAAAGCCAUGCUUGGAUCACCUGGGAUGCUCCUUUUAUUGAUGGUGGCAGCCCUGUCAAGAGCUACAUAGUAGAAAAACGCCUAGCUGAGAGAAAGGCCUGGACUUGUGUAUCAGCUGAGUGUCAUAAAACAUCCUUCCGCAUCACCAACUUGGAGGCAGGACAGCCCUACUGCUUCAGGGUGCUGGCCGAAAAUGCUUACGGUAUUGGAGAAGGUUGCGAGACUGGAAGUGUCCGAGCUUCAGAGCAACCUGGUCCCGUGACAGACUUCAAAGCCCAGAAGACCACCAAACAUUCUAUUACACUGGGAUGGAAAAAGCCCAUCAGCGAUGGUGGAAGCCACAUUACUGCUUACAUCCUUGAGCAGAGCGAGGGUGAAGAUAAGUGGAAACAGAUCAUGAAGAGCAAGAGCACCUCACACACCAUCAGUGAGCUGACUGAGGGCAAGCAGUAUUUUUUUAGAGCCAAAGCCCUUAAUGAGUCUGGAGAGGGACCACCUACUGACCUCACUGUUGUUGCCCAGGACCAGUUUGUGCUACCUGACUGUAAUCUGAGCAGCCUCCAUGAUGGUGGCUAUGUGGUUAAAGAGGGCAGCACCACACGUAUUCACAUCCCUAUCAUCGGAGUGCCCUACCCAUCAGCCACCUGGAAGAAGGGUGAUGUAAUGCUUGGAGACACUGGCCGGAUGUGUGUGGAAGCGUCUCAGGGGGUCACUACAUUGCUAAUCAGAGACUGCCAGAGAGGAGAUGCUGACACAUUCACUAUCAAUGUUAAGAACAGUGCUGGCUCAAAGGAAUGUAAGCUCCAGCUGAAAGUGGUCGGAAAGCCUGGCAUUUGUACGGGUCCCAUUAAGUUUGAUGAAAUCACAGCUGACGGCAUCACCCUUGAGUGGGGGCCUCCCACAGAUGAUGGUGGGGCAGAGGUGUCCAACUACAUAGUGGAGAAAAGGAGGACGACGGAUAACAAGUGGGCUACAGUGGCCUCAGCCAUCCAGAAAACCACUAUGAGAGUACUAAGGCUCCAUGAUGGGAUAGAGUACAUCUUCCGAAUAUUUGCUGAGAACAAGUAUGGUGUUGGGGAGUACCUAAGAUCAGAUCCAGUUAUUGCUCAGCAUCCAUUCAAUGUACCCGAGGCACCAGCUCCACCAGAAAUUGUGAGCAUUCGUCAUGAGUCAGCCAUCCUGACAUGGGCUGAUCCAAAAGACACUGGUGGCUCCCCAAUUACUGGAUAUCAUGUGGAGUUUAAGGAGAGGAACAGUUUGACCUGGAAGCGGGCUAGUAAAACUCCACUGAGAGUGAAGGAAUGCAGAGUUACUGGUCUGAUAGAAGGACUAGAAUAUGAGUUUAGGGUGAUGGCCAUUAACAUGGCUGGUCUAGGAAAGGCGAGCAGAGUCACUGAGGCUGUGGUUGCUUUGGAUCCUAUUGAUCCUCCAGGGAAACCAGAAGUAAUUAAUGUCACUAGGAGCGCUGUCACUUUAAUUUGGAGUGCUCCCAAAUACGAUGGUGGCUACAAGUUGAUUGGCUAUAUAGUGGAAAAACUGGAGGCUGGUGGUAAGGCCUGGAUGAAGGCCAAUCACAUCAACAUCCAGGGAUGUGCCUUCACUGUCACUGACCUGACAGAGGGUUCUCUAUAUCAAUUCAGGAUCAGGGCCAAGAAUGCAGCUGGGGCUAUUAGUGUUCCUUCUGAGCCUACUGAGCUUUUGACCUGCAAGGAUGAGUAUGAACCACCAACUAUAACUAUUGACCCAGAUAUAAAAGAUGGUGUAUCAGUCAGGGCAGGAGACACCAUUGUGAUCUCGGCAUCCAAGAUCGCUGGCAAACCUCCCCCUACUGCAGUUUGGUCAAAAGGAGGUCGUGAGUUGAAAAGCUCUGAUAUCAUAACCAUCACCAAUACCCCCACCUCCUCCACUCUGGCUAUUAAGUAUGCAAGUCGGAAAAACACAGGAGAAUAUACCAUCACUGGCAGCAACCCAUUUGGCAUUAAGGAAGAGCAUGUCAAAGUGAAGGUUCUGGAUGUGCCUGGACCACCAGGUCAUAUUGAAGCAAGUAACAUUUCAGCAGAGAAAUGUACCCUUACAUGGCUUCCUCCAGAAGAGGAUGGAGGCUGCUCUAUCAAGUCAUACAUUCUUGAGAAAAGAGAAACCAGCCGCCUGCAGUGGACCAAGUUAGCUGAUAACAUUGUUGACUGCAGACAUACAGCAAGCAAACUGAUUAAGGGCAAUGAAUACAUCUUCAGAGUUUCUGCUGUAAACCAGUAUGGCAUUGGAGACUCAAGCCAGUCUGGCCCAGUCAAAAUGGUUGACAGUUUUAGCCCACCAGGCCCACCCUCAACUCCAGAGAUUGAUAAUGUCAGUAGAAAUGCUGUCACCAUAUCAUGGAAGAGACCAGCAAAUGAUGGGGGAAGUGACAUCAGAGGAUACUGUGUAGAAAGGAAGGAAAGGCGAGGAUUAAGAUGGGUUAGAGCCAGUAAGAGGACGAUCCCAGAUUUACGCUUCAAGGUGCAAGGCUUGAGUGAAGGAAUAGAGUAUGAAUUUAGAGUCACUGCUGAGAAUAAGGCUGGAUUUGGAGCACCAAGUGAACCAUCACGGCCUGUGAUGACCAAGGAUAUUGUGUAUCCCCCUGGUCCUCCAUCCAACCCUAGAAUUACAGAGACCACAAAAACCUCAGCAACCUUUACCUGGGGCCGACCACACUAUGACGGUGGUCUUGAAGUACAGGGUUAUAUUGUUGAAUACAAAAAGGAGGGACACGAUGACUGGGAGACUGGGACACAGUACCUGUUGAAAGCUAAUGAAUAUGUUAUUUGUAAACUUCAAAAAGGAGGCAAAUACCAUUUUAGAGUCAGUGCUGUAAAUAUUGAGGGAGCUGGUGAACCUGCAGAGGUGGACAAAGUUACUGAACUGGUGUAUCAGGAGACACUACCAGACUUUGAGCUUGAUGCUGAACUUAGGAGAACCCUGGUUGUAAGGUCCCGUUCUUCAAUCCGUAUGUUUGUUCCCAUCAGAGGCCGUCCAGUUCCAGAAGUAACGUGGCAUAAAGAUGAUACAAACCUGAAAACACGAGCACACAUUGACACCACAGAGUCCUACACUCUACUGGUUAUUCCUGAAUGCACAAGAUAUGAUGCUGGAAAGUAUCAUCUUUGUCUGGAGAAUGUUGCUGGAAAGAAGACUGGGUUUGUUAAUGUAAAAGUUCUGGACACCCCAGGGCCACCAGUCAAUGUCAAACCAAGAGAGAUCACUAAGAAUAGCAUCACUCUCCAGUGGGAAAUCCCCAUAAUUGAUGGGGGUUCAAAGAUUCACAACUACAUUAUUGAAAAGAGAGCUGCCACCAAAAAGGCUUACACUGUGCUUAGCACCACAUGGCAGAAGUGCUCCUUUAACGUUCCAGACCUUGAAGAGGGUGCCUACUACUACUUCCGUGUUUCAGCUGAAAACAACCUAGGCAUAGGUGAACCUGCUGAAACACCAGAGGCAAUCAGAGUGUCACAGGCUCCAACCGCUCCAGAUAAUCUAUAUGUUACAGAUGUUACAGCAGACAGUGCUUGCCUUGCAUGGCCUAAGCCCCUGCAUGACGGUGGAAGCCUGAUCACUGGAUAUGUCAUUGAAGCCCAGAAGAAAGAUACUGACCAGUGGGUCCAUGUGACAACAAUUAAGGCGCUUGAUUACACUGUUACCGAUCUGACUGAGGGUGCAGAAUAUAUUUUCCACAUAAUGGCUGUAAAUGCAUCAGGAAGGAGUGACCCUCGUGAGAGUAGACCUGCUGUUAUUAAAGAGCAGACUUCUCUUCCUUCCUUUGACCUACGUGGAGUAUACCAGAAGACUGUUAUUGUAAAGUCUGGCGACCGUGUCAAGGUGGAGAUUCCAGUACUUGGAAAACCAAGGCCUUUGGUUUCCUGGAAAAAAGGUGAUACAGUGCUUAAGGAGACACAGAGAAUCAACACUGAAACCACGCCGACACUGACAAUCCUUAACAUUAAUGAGAUCAAAAGAACUGAUGAAGGCCAAUAUUCAAUGACUGGAAGAAAUAUGCUGGGCACAGUAACAGAGACGAUAACAGUUUUAGUCCAUGAUAUCCCUGGUCCCCCCACUGGCCCCAUCAAGCUGGAUGAGAUCUCAUGUGAUUAUGUUCUUAUGUCUUGGGAGGCACCAGAAAAUGAUGGAGGUGUCCCUAUCAACAACUACAUUGUUGAAAUGCGUGAGACUACUGGUACUUCAUGGUUAGAGUUAGCAGCUACAGUGAUCCGCACUACAUUUAAGGCAGCCCGACUGAACACUGGAACCCAGUAUCAGUUCCGUGUCAAGGCACAAAACAGAUAUGGCAUUGGACCAUCCAUUAUAUCUGAACCAGUAGUGGCUGCCUAUCCAUUUGAAGUGCCAGGCCAACCAGGAACUCCUGAGGUUACAUUUUUCAACAAAGAUUCUAUGACUGUGAGCUGGAAUGAGCCAUCCUCUGAUGGAGGAAGUGUCAUCCUUGGCUACCAUGUUGAAAGAAAAGAGAAAAACAGCAUCCUCUGGCAGAGGAUCAGCAAAGCUCUUGUUGUUGGAAACAUUUUUAAAUCAACAGGCCUUGUUGAUGGAAUUGAAUAUGAAUAUCGUAUUAUUGCUGAGAACAUGGCGGGUCUCAGCAAACCAAGCAAACCUUCUGAACCUGUGUAUGCUUUAGACCCAGUCGACCCACCAGGCAGGCCUAUGGCACUGAAUAUUACCAGGCACGAGGUGACUUUGUCUUGGACUAAACCUGAAGGAGAUGGUGGGUUUUCCAUCACAGGAUAUACCGUUGAGAGGAGAAAAAUGCCCAGCGGUCGCUGGCUGAAAGCAAAUUUCAACAACAUUCUGGAAACCAUAUACACAGUCAGCGGUCUGACAGAGGAUGCAACUUAUGAAUUUCGUGUAUUUGCUAAAAACUCAGCUGGUAGUGUUAGUACUCCAUCCCAGUCAUCAGAGGCAAUAACAUGCAGAGAUGAUAUUGAAGAGCCCAAACUUGAUAUUGAUGCAUCAUACAGCAGCCCUGUUGUUGUCAUGGCAGGGGAGGUAUUCAAACUUGUAGCUAAUGUGAUUGGUAGGCCAAUUCCAUCUCUGGUAUGGACAAAGGAAGGAAAGGAGCUUGAGGAUACAGGAAAACUAGAGAUAAAGACAUCUGACUUCCACACAACUCUAAUUAACAAAGAUUCCCUGAGGAAAGACGGUGGUGCUUACACUCUAACCGCCAGCAAUCCAGGAGGCUUUGCUAAAUUCACAUUUAAUGUCAAGGUACUUGACAGACCUGGACCACCAGACUCCCUUACCGUUACUGAUAUCACUGCUGAGAAAUGUGUCCUUAACUGGCUACAUCCCACACAUGAUGGUGGUGCCAAGAUAGAGUACUUUAUCAUUCAGAGACGUGAAACUAGUAGGUUGGCAUGGACAAACGUGGCUACAGAUCUCCAGGCAAACAGGUUCAAGGUCACUAAGCUUUUGAAGGGCAAUGAGUACAUCUUUAGGGUCAUGGCUGUUAACAAGUAUGGUGUGGGUGAACCACUGGAAUCUGAACCUGUCAUAUGCGCCAAUCCCUAUGUUCCCAGUGAUCCACCACAACAACCAGAAGUCACUACCAUUACCAAGGACUCCAUGGUUGUCUGCUGGGAGCGCCCUGAGCAUGAUGGAGGCAGUAGAAUAAACACGUAUAUAAUUGAGAGAAGGGAUAAAACUGGUCUGCGUUGGGUGAAGUGCAACAAAAGAACUGUUACUGACCUUCGAUUCAAGGUUUCUGGCCUCACACUUGGACAUGAGUAUGAGUUUAGAGUUCUAGCUGAGAAUAAUGCUGGUCUGAGUCAACCUAGUGCCUCCAGUCCACUCUACAAAGCCAUAGACACAAUAUUCCAACCUGGACCUCCAGGAAAUCCCAGAGUGUUGGACACAACAAAGUCUUCCAUUACUGUUGCAUGGAACAAACCUGUUUAUGAUGGCGGUUCUGAAAUCACCGGAUAUAUUGUGGAGACCUGCUUGCCUGAGGAGGAUGAGUGGACUAUUCACACUCCCAGGAAGGGAUGGACAGCCACUUCAUUUACUAUAACUAACUUGAAGGAAAACCAAGGGUAUAAAAUUAAUAUUUGUGCAACUAAUUGUGAAGGAGUGGGAGAACCUGCUGCCAUUCCAGGAACCCCCAAAGCUGAAGACAGACUUCUUCCUCCAGAAAUUGAACUUGGUGCAGAGCUGCGAAAGGUAGUCUGCAUAAGAGCAUGCAGCACACUUAGACUCUUUGUGCCAAUAAAGGGCAGACCACCACCUGAAAUAAAAUGGUCAAGAGAGCAUGGUGAAUCUCUGGACAAAGCCACCAUUGAAAUAACCCCAUCAUUCACCACUCUACAUGUUGACAAUGUUGACAGGUUUGAUGCUGGCAAAUAUAUUGUUACAGUAGAGAAUGUUUCAGGAAGCAAGACAGCAUUUGUGAAUGUCAGAGUUUUAGACACUCCUGGAGCACCUCAGAAUCUCAUAGUCAAGGAAGUCACAAAAGAUUCAGUUUCCCUUGUUUGGGAUGCACCUCUCAUUGACGGUGGCUCUAGAGUCCGAAACUACAUUGUAGAGAAGCGUGAAUCCACCAGAAAGGCCUAUUCAACUGUUUGUGCUAGUUGCCAUAAAUCUAGUUGGAAGGUUGGAGACUUGCAUGAAGGAAAAUUGUACUUCUUUAGAAUCUUGGCUGAGAAUGAGUAUGGCAUUGGCCUCCCAGUGGAGACUGUUGAACCAAUUAAAGUGUCAGAGAGGCCUCUACCACCAGGCAAAGUGUCCCUUUGUGAAGUCACCAGCAACAGUGUCACACUAAGCUGGGAAAAGCCUGACCAUGAUGGUGGCAGUAGAAUCACUGGCUAUAUUGUUGAGAUGCAAGGUAAAGGCAGUGAAAAGUGGACCCAGGUAAUGGCAGUAAAGACCAAUGAGGCUGUUGUUACUGGUCUUACACAGGGAGAGGAGUACAUGUUCCGUAUCGCAGCCACUAAUGAAAAAGGAGUGAGUGACCCACGUUCUCUAAAUGUCCCUGUAGUGGCAAAAGAUCUUGUAAUUGCUCCAGUCUUCAAAUUGCUUUUUAGCACUUUCAGUGUACUAGCAGGAGAUGAUCUGAAGAUCGAUGUGCCAUAUGCUGCCUGCCCUAAGGCAUCAACAACCUGGCUUAAAGAUGGUGUUGUUCUUAAAGAGACAACACGAGUUAAUUCUGAAGCUAAUGAGACAAACCUUCUGAUGGUCAUUAAGGAAGCUUGCAGAGAUGAUGUGGGAACAUACACUAUCAAACUGACCAACACAGCUGGAGAGGCAUCUACAGACAUCAGUGUUCUAGUUCUAGAUAAGCCUGGUCCUCCAACUGGCCCAAUUAGGUUAGAUGAGGUCACCGCUGAUGGUGUGGUUCUGUCCUGGGAUCCACCAGAGUAUGAUGGUGGUUGCGCCAUCAACAAUUACAUUGUCGAGAAAAGAGACACAUCUACCACUAAUUGGCAGAUUGUGUCAGCUACAGUAGCCAGAACCACAAUAAAAGCAGCACGUCUCAAAACUGGAUGUGAGUACCAGUUUCGAAUUGCUGCAGAGAAUAGAUAUGGCAAGUCAACUGCUCUGCUGUCUGAUACCAUUGUUGCUCAGUAUCCAUUUGAAGUGCCAAGCUCACCACGUUCUGUUGUGGUCCAGUCAGCUACCAAGGAGAGCAUGGUAAUUGUUUGGGAGAAACCAAGCAACAAUGGUGGGAGCAAUAUUUUGGGCUACCAUUUGGAACUCAAAGAAAGAAACAGCAUAUUAUGGGUAAAGCAGAAUAAACAAUUAAUUCCAGAUACAAGAUUCAAGGUUAUGGGCCUUGAGGAGGGUAUUGAAUACGAAUUUAGAGUCUAUGCUGAAAACAUUGUUGGCCUCAGCAAAGCAAGCAAACUGAGUGAAAUGCAAGUAGCCAGAGAUCCAUGUGAUAGACCAGGAAAACCAGAGGCUGUUAUUGUGACAAGAAAUCAGGUCACACUUAGGUGGACCAAACCAGAGUAUGAUGGUGGAAUCAAGAUCACAGGCUAUGUGGUGGAAAAGAAGGAGGGUGCUGGCCGUUGGAUGAAGGCCAGUUUCACCAAUAUCAUUGAGACAGAUUUUGUUGUCUCUGGACUUACUGAAGAUCAGAUUUAUGAGUUCCGUGUCAUUGCCAGGAAUGCUGCAGGUGUCUUCAGUCAGCCCUCUGAUUCUACUGGACCCAUCACUGCCAAGGAUGAGGUGGACCCUCCCAAGAUAGAUUUGGAGGCUAAGUACUCCCAAGCUGUGGUGGUAAACGCUGGGGAAACAUUCAAGCUUGAGGCUUCUAUCUAUGGUAAGCCUGUGCCCACAUUGUACUGGCUGAAAGAUGGCCAAGAGAUUAUUGAAGCAGCUCGAACAGAGCUCAAGAACUCUGAAUUUAGAGCUUGUAUAGUGGUUAAAGAAGCCAUUCGUGUUGAUGGAGGUCAGUACACGUUGGUCGUAAAGAAUGUUGGAGGUGAGAAAAUUGUUAACAUUAAUGUCAAGGUGCUUGACAGACCAGGUCCACCUGAAGGCCCUAUCUCCAUCUAUGGGGUGACCAGUGAAAAAUGUUCCAUUGCCUGGAAACCUCCCCUGCAAGAUGGAGGUAGUGAUGUUUCUCAUUACAUUGUUGAAAGAAGGGAAACUAGCAGACUAGUUUGGACUGUUGUUGAGUCAAAGGUACAGACACUAAACCUGAAAAUCACCAAACUGCUUCCUGGAAAUGAGUAUAUCUUCAGAGUUAUUCCAGUCAACAAAUACGGAGUUGGUGAGCCUCUAGAAUCUGAACCAAUGAUUGCCAGAAAUUCAUUUGUCACUGCCAAGCCACCAACAGACAUCCAAGUGUCAACAGUCACCAAAGAUUCUAUGGUAGUUACCUGGGAGAGACCAGGUGAUGAUGGUGGAAGCCCUAUCCAGGGAUACAUUGUUGAGAAACGUGACAAAGAUGGUGUGCGGUGGACCAGAAGUAACAAGCGGACAGUGAAUGAGUUGCGCUUUAGGGUGACAGGGCUCAUAGAAAAUCAUAGCUAUGAAUUUCGAGUUGCUGCUGAGAAUGCUGCAGGUGUUGGCCCACCUAGUGAACCAUCAGUAUAUUACAAAGCACUGGAUCCUGUCUUCAAACCAGGCCCACCUAAUAACCCAAAAGUCAUGGACAUGUCUAGGUCAACGGUAACUCUGACAUGGGGCAAACCAAUUUAUGAUGGUGGCUGUGAGGUUCAGGCUUACAUUGUAGAAGCCUGUGAUGGGGCAUCUGAUGAAUGGUUUAUGUGUACUCCUUCCACUGGAAUUUCAGACACUAGUUUUACUGCCACUAGACUUCUGGAAAAGCAUGAGUACCAAUUCAGAGUGUGUGCUAUUAACAAAGUUGGUGUUGGUGAGCAUGCCGAUGUUCCAGGAAAGAUUCUUCUGGAGGAGAAGCUUGAGGCCCCUGAUCUUGACUUGGAUACUGACAUGAGAAAGAUGAUCAAUAUUAGGGCAGCAAGUGCUCUGAGAUUGUUUGUUCCUGUGAGAGGCCGUCCAGCUCCUGAGGUUAAGUGGAGCAAAACUGAGGGUGAGAUCAAGGAAACUGCCUUGAUUGACAAUACAGGCAGCUAUGCAUCACUUGCUAUAGACAAUGUUGACAGAUACGACAGUGGCAAGUACACCCUAACUGCAGAAAACGCCAGUGGAGUAAAGUCUGUCUUCAUUAGUGUCAGAGUCCUGGACUCACCCAGUCCACCAGCUAACUUCAUGGUCAAAGAGAUUACUAAAAAUUCUGUCACUCUUACAUGGGAACCUCCACUUCUUGAUGGUGGUUCGAAGAUUAAGCAAUAUAUUGUUGAAAAGCGUGAGAGCACCAGAAAAGUUUAUUCUCACGUCACCACUUGCAAUAAAAUGUCAUGGAAAGUUGAGCCUCUUCCAGAAGGUGGCAUAUUCUUCUUUAGAGUACUGGCAGAGAAUGAAUAUGGUAUCGGUCUUCCUGCAAAAACAAUGGAGCCAAUUAAGAUAUCUGAAAAACCUCAACCACCUGGUAAAGUCAGUGUUGUUGAUGUCACUCAAAGCACUGUAACUCUCGCUUGGGAGAAGCCUGAACAUGAUGGUGGUAGUAGAAUCAGUCACUAUGAAGUCGAACUAGCUCCCAAAGAAAGUGAAACAUGGUCUGUGUGUGCCAGUAUAAAAGGACUGGAGACAGUAAUAACAAACCUUCUCAAAGGAGAGGAGUACCAGUUCCGGGUUGUUGCUGUCAAUGACAAGGGAAAAAGUGACCCCAGACAGCUGGUCCAGUCGGUUGUAGCUAAAGACCUUGUGAUUGAGCCUUGUGUUAGACCCAAAGUGAGCACCUACAGCAUCCAGGUAGGGUACGACCUCAAAAUAGAGGUACCAGUUGCUGGACAUCCAAAACCAACAAUCACCUGGACCAAGGAUGGAGCUGCACUUAAGCAGACCACUAGAGUCAAUGUCACUGACUCAGCUCAUCAUACCAUCCUCACUAUAAAAGAUGCUAUCAGAGAGGAUGGUGGCAUGUACAGCAUCAAUGUUUCCAAUGUCCUAGGAUCCAAGGAUGCUACUAUUGAAGUGAUUACUCUGGAUAAACCAGGCCCACCAACAGGCCCUGUAAAGCUUGAUGACAUCAGUGCCGAGAAUAUUACUCUUAACUGGGAACCUCCUGCUUACACCGGUGGUUGCCCAGUCUCUAAUUAUGUAGUAGAGAAAAGAGACACAACCACAACUAACUGGGUGGUUGUAUCUGCUACUGUGGCUAGAACCAUGCUUAAAGUGACCAAUCUAAAGACAGGUACUGAAUACCAAUUCAGAAUCUAUGCUGAAAAUAGAUAUGGAAAAAGUUACGCAAUAGAUUCAGAUCCUGUUGUGGCACAGUAUCCAUUCCAGGAGCCUGGUCCACCAGGAACACCAUUUGUGUCUUUGUAUACUAAAGACUACAUGAUUGUUGAAUGGCACAAACCCCCAUCUGAUGGAGGCAGCGCCAUCUUGGGCUAUCAUCUAGAGAGGAAAGAAAGGAACAGUAUUCUCUGGACCAAGAUAAAUAAAAUGCUCAUCCAAGACUGCAGGUUCAAAUCUACUCCUCUUGAGGAGGGCAUUGAGUAUGAAUACAGAGUCUUUGCUGAGAAUAUUGUUGGCAUUGGAAAAUGCAGUAAGGUUUCUGAGGUGUAUGUAGCUCGUGACCCUUGUGAUCCACCUGGUUGCCCUGAGGCUGUGAUUGUGACCAGGCACUCAGUGAAGCUGAGGUGGAGCUCGCCAGUGUAUGAUGGUGGAAGCUUAAUUACUGGCUAUGUUGUAGAGAAACGUGACCUUCCUGAAGGAAAGUGGAUGAAGGCUAGCUUUGCUAACAUACUUGAGCAUGAAUUUACAGUUGGCGGCCUUACAGAGGACUGUAAAUAUGACUUCAGAGUUAUUGCAAGAAAUGCAGCUGGUGUCAUUAGCAAGCCCUCCGAGAGCACAGGAUCCAUAACAGCCAAAGACGAAGUUGACCCACCAAAGUGCGAGACAGAUCCUAUGUAUAACCAAACACUUGUUAUUAAUGCAGGAGAGACUUUUAACUUGGAGGCCAGUGUGUAUGGAAAGCCUAUCCCCACAGUUCAAUGGUUCAAGGGAGAGGUUGAGGUUGAAAACUCAGCGAGAACAGAGAUAAAACAUACAGAUUUCAAGGCUUUGCUUGUUGUAAAGGAUGUGAUUAGAGUGGAUGGAGGACAGUACACAUUGGUUCUGACUAAUGUGGCUGGAACUAAGACAAUCCCUUUCAGUAUAAAGGUACUUGACAGACCGGGGCCACCAGAGGGACCUCUCACUGUUAGCAACGUUACAGAGGAAAAGUGCUCAUUGUCCUGGCUGCCACCAAGACAUGAUGGAGGAGCUAGCAUUUCUCAUUAUAUCAUUCAGAAGCGAGAAACCAGCCGUCUGGCAUGGACUGUGGUCUCUGGUGACUGUGGAGCUACCAUGUUCAAAGUUACUAAAUUGCUCAAGGGCAAUGAGUACAUCUUUAGAGUCCUGGCUGUGAACAAAUAUGGUGUGGGUGAACCACUUGAAUCAGCCCCAGUUAUCAUGAGAAAUCCAUUUGUCCCUCCUGGUUCACCUCAGGAGCUUGAGAUCACAAACAUUACAAGAGACUCAAUGACUGUUUGCUGGAACCGUCCUUACACAACGGGAGGAAGUGACAUUGUGGGUUACAUUGUUGAAAAGAGAGACAGAGCGGGUGUAAGGUGGACCAAGUGCAACAAGCGCAGAGUGACAGAUUUGCGAUUCAGAGUAACAGGAUUAACGGAGGACCAUGAAUAUGAAUUCAGAGUAUCUGCUGAAAAUGCAGCUGGAGUUGGUCAGCCAAGCCCACCUACAUUCUAUGUCAAAGCCUGUGACCCCACCUUUGAACCAGGCUGCCCUACUAAUGUCCAUGUGGUUGACACAACAAAAGACUCCAUCAGUCUCUCGUGGCACAGGCCAAUUUAUGAUGGCGGUUGUGACAUCCAAGGAUAUGCAGUGGAAAUUACUAAAGCUGAUGAGGAGGAGUGGACCAUAUGCACUCCUCCUUCUGGCGUCAGUGCUACAAAGUUUACUAUUAUUAAACUGGUAGAGCACCAGGAAUACAAGGUGCGCAUCUGUGCUAUUAACAAGUUGGGUGUUGGUGAGCCCUCUGAGAUCCAGGGAACUGUGAUACCUGUUGAUAAGAUAUAUUCUCCAGAGGUGAUUUUGGAUUCAGAACUCAGAAAAGGAAUAGUUGUGCGUGCAGGAGGGUCAAUGAGAAUCUGCAUUCCCUUCAAGGGCCGUCCUACUCCUGAGAUCAGCUGGUCAAAGGAAGAUGGAGAGCUGCCCAGUAAAGUUCAGAUAGAGACAGGGGAAGAAUACACACAACUCUCCAUUGACAUUUGUGACCGAUAUGAUGCUGGAAAAUACAUUCUCAAUCUGGAAAACAGUGCUGGCACCAAAUCAGCCUUUGUCUCUGUUAAAGUUCUGGAUACUCCAGGAGCUCCUCUGAAUCUAAUAGUUAAAGACAUUAAGCGGGAAAGUGUUACUCUAACCUGGGAACCUCCUGUUAUUGAUGGUGGUGCAAGAAUUAAGAAUUACCUGGUUGAAAAGCGUGAGUCUACCAGGAAGGUUUACUCUAAUGUGGACAACAAAUGCACAAAGACAAGUUAUCGUGUCACCGGCCUUACUGAAGGAACUAUCUACUAUUUUAGAGUCUUAGCUGAGAAUGAGUUUGGAGUGGGACUUGCGACUGAGACAGAAGAGUCUGUAAAGACUUCUGAGCCUCCCUUGCCUGUGGGUAAGAUCAUUUUGACUGAAGUCACAAAAACAACUGCCUCAUUGUCCUGGGAGAAGCCAGUCCACGAUGGAGGUAGCAGGAUCAUUGGCUACCAUAUUGAAAUGCAGCCUGUGGGCUCAGAGGAAUGGGUAGUUGCUGCUACAAGCAAAACUUGUGAGGGCACCGUCACAGGCCUCAGUACAGGACACGAGUAUCUGUUUAGAGUUUCCGCAUUCAAUGAUAAGGGAAAGAGUGACCCAAGGCCUCUGGCAGCGCCAGUCACAGCUAAAGAUGUAACGAUUCAGCCUGGAUUCAAGAUGACAUUCAAUACUUACAGUGUACAACAUGGUGAAGAUUUGAAGAUUGAGAUACCAGUCAUAGGACGCCCUGUUCCCAGGGUUGAAUGGAUGAAAGAUGGGCAAGCUCUUAAGGAGACAACAAGACUUAAUGUGUCCAGUACAUCAUCAUCUACAAAACUAUGUAUCAAGGAUGCAAAUAAAGAAGAUUCUGGAAAAUACUCUCUCAUAGCAACAAGCAAUAUUGGAACAGCUAUGGAGGACAUUACUGUCAUUAUACUUGAUAAGCCUGGUCCCCCUACGGGCCCUGUAAAGAUUGAAGAAAUUAGCUCAGAUUAUGUAACACUUUCAUGGGAGCCACCAGAGUAUACAGGAGGCUGUCAGAUCAACAAUUAUAUUGUAGAGAAAAGAGACACCACUACAACUGCAUGGCAAAUUGUAUCUGCUACAAUUGCCAGGACAACCAUUAAAGUCUCCAAGCUCAAGACUGGAGUUGAGUAUCAGUUCAGAGUAUCUGCUGAGAACAGAUAUGGAAAAAGUUCUGCUAUUGUCUCUCCAGCUGUUAUUGCUCAGUAUCCAUUUAAAGAGCCUGCUGCCCCAGGAGCACCAAUUAUUUCAACUGUAACAAAAGAUAGUAUGAUUGUUGAGUGGAAACCUCCCACCAACAAUGGAGGCAGUCCCAUCCUAGGCUAUCACAUUGAGCAAAAGGAGAAGAAUAGCCUUUUAUGGACUAAACUUAACAAACUCCUAAUACCAGACACACGUUUCAAAACUACUGACUUGGAAGAAGGUAUUGAAUAUGAAUUCAGAGUUUAUGCUGAAAAUAUUGCAGGAGUCAGCCCAGCUGGCAAAGUGUCAGAAAGCACAGUGGCCAGGGACCCAUGUGACCCACCUGGCCCUCCUCAAGCCAUUGAAAUCACCAGAAACCAUGUUACUUUACAGUGGACCAGACCUCAGUAUGAUGGAGGCAGUGCAAUCACUGGCUAUAUAAUUGAGAGGAGGAAGCAUCCAGAUACUCGCUGGAUGAAGGCCAGCUUUACUAACAUCAUCGAUACCCAAUUUACAAUCACUGGCCUGACUGAAGACUGUAUCUAUGAAUUUAGAGUAAUUGCCAAGAAUGCUGCUGGUAUUUCUAGCCGUCCUUCUCAGAGCACAGGAGAAAUUACUGCCAAAGAUGAAAUUGAGGCUCCAGAAGCAACUAUGGAUUCAAAAUUCAAGGAUUUGACUGUUGUUCCUGCUGGCGAGAAUUUCGUUAUUGAUGCUGACUACUCUGGCAAGCCUCUGCCUGAGGUCAUUUGGUUAAAAGAAGGAAAAGAAAUUGACAAAGCAACACCAAGAAUGGAAGUCAAGACCACACUCACACAUACCAUGCUCACAGUCAAGGACUGCAUCAGAGUCGACGGUGGCCACUUUGUCCUCAAACUUGUUAAUGUAGGAGGAAUCAAGAUGAUCCCAGUUAAUGUUAAAGUUCUGGAUAGACCUGGUCCUCCAGAUGGACCACUAGAAGUCAAAGGUGUCACAGCUGAAAAAUGUUACCUGCACUGGAAUCAUCCAUUGCAUGAUGGGGGAGCUGGCAUUUCUCAUUACAUAAUCGAAAAAAGAGAGACCAGUCGUUUGUCAUGGACAGUGGUGGAGCCCAAGAUUCAGGCAAUCAGCUACAAAGUUACAAAACUGCUGCCUGGCAAUGAGUACAUCUUCAGGGUCACCGCUGUAAAUAAAUAUGGCAUAGGAGAGGCUUUGGAAUCUGAGCCUGUUAUUGCUCGUAACCCAUUUACCACUCCAAGUGCCCCCUCUGUUCCAGAGGUCAGUGCUGUUACUAGAGAUUCAAUGGUGCUUAUGUGGGAGAGGCCAGAAAACAAUGGAGGAGCAGGAAUUGAAGGAUAUAUUCUUGAAAAGCGUGAUAAGGAUGGUAUCAGAUGGUCUAAGUGCAACAAGAAGAGGCUAAAUGACCUGAGGUUUAGAUGUACUGGCCUCACAGAAGGACAUUCAUAUGAAUUCAGGGUCUCGGCUGAAAACGCUGCAGGUGUGGGAAAAUCUAGUGCACCAACUCAGUAUAUCAAAGCCUGUGAUGCGAUUUACCCACCAGGACCUCCAAAUAGUCCAAAAGUCAUAGACCAUUCAAGCACCACCGUCUCACUUUCUUGGUCUAGGCCUAUCUAUGAUGGCGGGGCAGAAGUUAGUGGAUAUAUUGUAGAAAUGAAGGAGGCAGCCGAUGAUGAGUGGGUUGUGUGCACCUCACCAACUGGUGUUCAAGCUAUGCACUACACAGUCAAAAAACUAAAGGAAAAUGCAGAGUACAACUUCCGCAUCUGCGCUGUUAACUGCGAGGGAGUAGGAGAGCCAGUAGACCUAACUGGGUCUGUGAUUGCUGCAGAAAAAGUGGAAGCUCCAGAAAUUGAACUGGAUGCUGACCUGAGGAAGAUGGUCAAUGUUCGUGCAAGUGCCACAUUGCGUCUGUUUGUGACUAUCAGAGGAAAACCGGAGCCUGAGGUCAGAUGGUCCAAAGCUGAUGGCACUCUAAAUGAGCGUGCCCAGAUAGAAGUCACAAGCUCUUACACAAUGCUAGUGAUUGAGAAUGUUGAUAGAUUUGACACCGGCAAGUAUGUAUUAACCCUCGAGAACCUCAGUGGCUCCAAAUCAGCCUUCAUCAAUGUCAGAGUUCUGGACUCCCCUAGUGCUCCUAUUAACCUUGAAGUUAAAGAUGUAAAAAGAAAUUCUGUCUCCAUCUCCUGGGAGCCUCCUGUAAUUGAUGGUGGGGCCAAGAUAUCACAUUAUAUUGUAGAAAAGAGAGAGCAGAAGAGAAUGGCUUUCACCAGUGUUAGCACUAAUUGUGUGAGAAAUUCUUACAUCAUUUCUGACCUACAAGAGGGGGGACGAUAUUAUUUCCGCGUCCUGGCAGUGAAUGAGUUGGGAGUGGGACUGCCUUCCUUCACAGAUCAAGUUAAAGUGUCUGAGGCUCCGUUGCCUCCUGGUAAGGUUGUUGUGGUUGAUGUGACCCGUCAUACUGUUACCCUUUCUUGGGAAAAACCUGAUCAUGAUGGAGGCAGCAAGAUUACAAACUACAUAGUUGAGAUGCAGCCCAUGGGAGAUGACAAGUGGACCGUGUGUAGUGAAGUCAAAGCACUGGAAGCUACUAUUGAUGGGCUCACAACUGGAGAGGAAUAUUCUUUUAGGGUGAUUGCUGUGAAUGAUAAGGGCAAGAGUGAUGCCAAACCGCUGGCUACACCAGUAAUGGUAAAGGAUAUUACGGUGGAGCCCAUCAUCAAUCUGUUAUUCAACACAUACAGUGUCAAAGCAGGAGAUGACCUAAAAAUUGAUGUCCCUUUCAAGGGAAGACCACAGCCUGAAGUGUUCUGGAAAAAGGAUGGUCAAGUACUUAAGCAAACAACCAGAGUGUAUGUUCUUACCUCUAAAGCCUCAUCAAAGAUUGUUAUUAAGGAUGCAACCAAGGAUGAUGUAGGAAAGUAUGAGAUCACUUUGACAAAUUCCAUUGGCACCAGGGCAGUGGAAAUCUCUGUUAUAAUCCUGGACAAACCUGGCCCACCCAGCAACAUUAAAAUGGAUGAAGUGAGUGCUGACUUUGUUUCACUGUCUUGGGAUCCUCCAAUUUAUGAUGGUGGAUGCCAGAUCAACAACUAUGUUGUGGAGAAGAGAGAUACUACAACAACCACAUGGCAAAUAGUUUCAGCCACAGUAGCAAGGACAUCAAUUAAAGUACCUAAUCUCACUCAGGGAACAGAGUAUCAGUUUCGUAUUGCAGCUGAAAACCGUUAUGGCAAAAGCCUUGCCAUCGACUCUGCUCCUGUUAUUGCUCAAUAUCCCUUUGAGCCUCCUGGCCUUCCCACUAACCUUCAUGUUGCACAUGCCACCAAGACUAGCUUGCUUGUUGUAUGGAGCAGACCUACCAGCGAUGGUGGAAGCCCUGUUAUUGGUUAUCACAUUGAAUGCAAAGACCAAAGCAGCAUUCUGUGGACCAAAGUUAACCGAGGUUUACUGACUGAAAGUCAAUUUAAAAUGACAGGUAUUGAAGAAGGCCUGCUUUAUCAAUUUAGAGUUUAUGCUGAAAAUAUUGCAGGCAUUGGCCCAUGUACUAAGGCCAGUGACCCAGUGGCAGCCAGAGAUCCCUGUCUGCCUCCUCGUAACCUCAGAGUCACCAACAUUACUAGGACUUCAGUGUCCCUUUUCUGGGAGAAACCAGAGUAUGAUGGGGGAGUAAAGAUUACUGGCUAUGUUGUUGAGCGCAAGGAACUUCCCAGUGGUCGCUGGCUGAAAUGUAACUUUAACAACCUGCAGGACACUUACUUUGAUGUCACAGGUCUCAUAGAAGAUGUCCAGUAUGACUUCCAUGUCAUUGCUAAAAAUUCAGCUGAACUGUUGAGCGCUCCUUCUGAGAGUACCGGUCCUGUUACAGUCAAGGAUGAUGUAGAUCCACCUACUAUUAUCCUGGAAGAUAAGUUUAGACAGUUGGUUGUCAUUAAGGCUGGGGAGAUAAUUAAAAUUGACGCUGAAAUUACAGGUCGUCCACUCCCUGUUGUCUCGUGGUCUAAGGAUGGAAAGGAGAUUGAGGCCAAGGCAAGAUGUGAAAUUACUUCCACUAACUUUACAACCACCUUGAUUGUCAGAGAUGCUAUCAGGAGGGACUCUGGCCAGUAUAUUUUGACUCUUCACAAUGUAGCAGGAACCAGAUCUGUGGCAAUCAACUGUAAAGUUCUGGACAUACCUGGACCUGCUUCAGGACCUUUAGCAGUGUCUGGUCUCACAGCAGAAAAAUGCACUCUAUCGUGGGGUCCACCUCAGGAAAAUGGUGGUGCUGAAGUCUUGCAUUACAUUGUGGAGAAACGUGAAACAAGUCGUCUUGCCUGGACUCUUGUCUAUGGAGACAUGAAGGCAACCACAUGUAAAGUGACUAAGCUACUGAAAGGAAAUGAAUACAUCUUCAGAGUCAGAGGAGUCAACAAAUAUGGUGAAGGUGAGACCUUGGAGAGUGAUCCAAUAAAGGCCCGGGAUCCUUUUACUGUUCCUGCAGCUCCCACUAACAUCCAGGUUACCUCAGUUACUAGUGACGCAAUGACCAUCUGUUGGGAAAGGCCUGAUUAUGAUGGUGGCAGCAGCAUCUCUGGCUAUGUAAUUGAAAAGCGAGAGAAAACUGGCCUUCGCUGGUGCCGUGUUAACAAGAAACCUGUUUAUGACCUCAGAGUCAAAGCCUCAAACCUUCGUGAUGGUUGUGAAUACGAAUACAGAGUGUUUGCAGAGAAUGCAGCUGGCCUUAGUGCCCCUAGUGUCCCUUGUCCACUCACUAAAGCUGAGGACCCACAGUUCCUGCCUUCACCUCCUGCUAAGCCCAAGAUUAUUGACUCUACAAAAACCACAGUAACCUUGACAUGGAAUAAGCCACUAUUUGAUGGUGGGGCACCUGUGACUGGUUACAGAGUAGAAUACAGGAAGACCUUAGAUGAUGAAUGGAUUGUUGGUGUCCAGAACACCCAAAACACAGAGUUCACAGUUGUGGGGCUGACACCUGGAGCAGAAUAUGUAUUUGUUGUCAAGUCUAUUAAUAAGAUUGGAGUCAGUGAGCCGAGUCCAGAGUCAGACAGACAGAUUGCCAAAGAAAGGGAGGAGGAGCCCGUAUUUGAUAUCAAUAAUGACAUGAGGAAGACAAUUAUUGUGAAAGAUGGAAGCUCAUUUACUAUGACAGUACCCUUUAGAGGCAAGCCUGUCCCCAGCGUUACCUGGAGUAAACCUGAUGUUGACCUAAGAGUUCGUGCUGUCAUUGACACCACGGACACUUUCACUUCCAUAACCUUGGAGAAAGCAACUCGGGACGACUCUGGAAAAUACACUGUUACUUUGUCCAGUGUGGCUGGAACUGCAUCCUUGACGCUCAGUGUCAGGGUUCUGGAUUCCCCUGGACCCCCUGCACGUUUAGAAGUCAAAGAAGUGACCAAGACCUCUGCUACUAUAAGGUGGGACACCCCUGAGAAUGAAGGAGGAGGACCAGUCAAAAACUAUCUUGUUGACAUUCGUGAGGCCAGCAAGAAGGGCUGGAUGAGGUUGAAUGACACAUGCCACAGACUGACAUACAAGAUGACAGAUCUACAGGAGGGAGGAAUCUAUUACUUCAGAGUCACAGGCGAAAAUGAGUAUGGCGUAGGUGUUCCUGCUGAGACCAAAGAAGGAACCAAGAUCACAGAAAAACCAAGUUCACCACUAAAACUGGGGGUAACUGAUGUGACCAAGGAGAGUGUGUCUUUGGCCUGGGCCAAACCAGAACAAGAUGGAGGCAGCAGAAUUACUGGCUACCUGGUGGAAGCUUUGGAGAAAGGACAGGAGAAGUGGGUUAAGUGUGGCGUAACCAAGUUUGUCCACUUCACUGUGUCUGGUCUGAGGGAGAAUUCUGAGUACCUUUUCAGGGUCAGAGCUGAAAAUCAUGCUGGAUUCAGUGAUGCUAAGGAAAUGGUUACUUCUGUGAUGGUCAAAGACCAACUGGAAUGUCCAGAAAUCAACAUGAAGGAUUUUCCACAUAACACAGUUUCUGUUAGAGCCGGCUCCACCCUCAAGUUUGAGAUCCCACUGACAGGCAGGCCGUUGCCUAAAGUCACCUUGUCCAAGGAUAAUGUGCUGCUUAAGUCAACAAUGAGGUUUAAUUCAGAAGUAACCCCUGACAGCAUCAAAAUCACUUUACGUGAAAGUGUAGCUGGAGACUCAGGACGAUAUGACAUCACUGCUUCCAACUCCAGUGGAACCACCAAGUCCUUUGUGAACAUUAUAGUUCUGGACCGACCCACUGCUCCUCUUGGGCCUGUGGAGCUGUUUGAUACAACAGAAGACAGCGUAAGCCUGAAAUGGCUUCCACCAGAGUAUGAUGGUGGUAGUCCUAUCACUAACUAUGUCAUCCAAAAGCGGGAAACAACCACAGCAAACUGGAUAGACGUGUCCUCUGCUGUGGCUCGCUGCACUAUAAAGAUCAUGAAACUCACCACUGGUCUUGAGUACCAGUUCAGAAUCAGGGCUGAAAAUAGAUAUGGAAUCAGUGAACACAUCGACUCACCACCUGUCACUGUCAACCUUCUGUAUACUAUUCCUGAUGCACCAUUGACUCCAGAGAUCACAGCUGUAACCAGGGAGACAAUCACUGUAUCUUGGAAGGAGCCAAAGUCAGAUGGUGGCAGCCAUGUGUUUGGCUACCAUCUUCAGAUGAAAGACAGGAACAGCAUCCUUUGGCAGAGAGUUAACAAAAUGGUGAUCCGCGCUACUCACUUCAAGGUCACCAACAUUAAUGCUGGACUUAUUUACGAGUUUAAGGUGGCGGCAGAGAAUGCUGCAGGAAUCGGUUCCUUCAGCAAGGUUUCUGAUGCAGUGCUGGCUAUUGAUGCCUGUGAGCCACCAAUCAAUUUACGCAUCACUGAUAUCACCAAGAAUUCCAUUAGCUUGGCGUGGAAGAAACCCAACUAUGAUGGUGGAUCCUCCAUUACUGGUUACAUCAUUGAGAAAAGAGAAGGCGUUAGUGUAAAGUGGUCGAAAGCGAACAUCACUAAUGUCACAGACACUCGAUUCACUGUGACAGGCCUAACCCAGGAUGAGACUUAUGAAUUCAGAGUCUUGGCCAAGAACGCUGUGGGCUCAGUUAGCAACCCAUCAAUACCUGCUGGACCAGUUACCUGUGUCGACACCUAUGGUGCUCCAGAAAUUGAAAUACCACAGGAGUACUUCAGUGAGGUCAAACACAAGGCUGAGUCUACUGUAGAGCUCAAAUUUAAUAUUACAGCCAAACCUUCUCCUACUAUUGAGUGGUUUAAGGAUGGAAGAGAACUAGAGCCCAGUGCCCAGCUCUCUUUUAAACACACAUUUGAGUCCACUAGUUUGCUUCUCAAAGAAACCACUCGUCUCAACUCUGGAACCUAUGAGAUCAAGGUGAAGAACUCCCUUGGGUCAGCAUGUGCCAUUGUCAGACUACUCAUUCAAGAUAAGCCAGGCCCUCCUACCGGAGACAUUCAGUUUAAGAAGGUUACUGCUGACAAUAUCACCAUCAUGUGGUCCCCACCAGCUGAUGAGGGUGGUGCCAUGGUAACCCAUUACAUUGUGGAGAAAAGGGAGACCAGCAGGGUCAUGUGGUCUAUUGUGUCUGAAAAACUGGUGGACUGCAUUGUCAAUGUGCCCAGACUCAUCCAGGGCAAUGAGUACAUUUUUAGGAUUCGUGGUGUCAACAAGUACGGCAUCGGAGACCCGUUAGAGUCACAGCCAGUAAUCGCAAAGAAUCAGUUUGUUCCUCCUAGUGAGCCAUCUAAGCCUAAAGUGACAAUGAUCACCAAAUCCACUAUGACUGUGAUCUGGGAAAGACCAGCCUUGGAUGGAGGAAGCGAUAUUGAUGGAUAUUAUCUGGAGAAGAGGGAAAAGAAGAGUCUGCAGUGGUUCAAGGUGGUGAAGGGCACCAUUAGAGAUACCAGGCAGAAAGUCACAAACCUUGUGGAGAACAGCGAAUAUCAAUACAGAGUGUGUGCUGUCAACAAAGCUGGAGCAGGAAAUUACUCUGAGCCUUCUGACCUCUUUAAAGCAUAUGACCCCAUUGAUCUACCUGGUGAGCCAUCCAAGCUGCUUGUCAUGGACUCCACAAAGACGUCUGUCACCCUUGGAUGGGAGAAGCCUGUCUAUGAUGGUGGUAGUAAAAUAACACAUUACAUUUUGGAUCAGAUGAAUGCAGAGGACAAAGAAUGGGUGACCAUUAACCCACAGAUUAAAACCUGCGAGUAUGUGGUGCCACACCUUAAACCUGGAACCUACUACUACUUUAGAGUCUCUGCUGUCAACAGCAAGGGCAAAGGAGAGGACAUUAAAAUGUACCAGCCUGUGCAGGCCAAGGACAUCCUGGAGGAAGCUGAUUUGGACCUGGACGUUUCCAUGACUACCCAGUACACAGCUAGGGCUGGUCGUGAUGUGGAAGUAUUUAUACCUUUAAAGGGGCGUCCCGCGCCGAAUGUUACCUGGCGGCGUGGUGAUCGCAACAUGGCUGGUGAUAACCGGUACACUAUCACCAGCACUGAGAGAGCCACCACACUUCUCAUCCCCAAGGUCACUCGUGAUGAUUGUGGCAAGUACCUGCUUGAAAUUGAAAAUGGCGUUGGAGAGCCCAAGAUUAUCACAGUUUCCCUCAAGAUUUUGGACAGUCCGUCCUCCUGCCAGAAACUGAUCAUCAAAAAUGUAACAAGAGGAAAGCUGACCCUUAGCUGGGAAGCACCUCUUAUUGAUGGUGGGUCACCUGUCACUAAUUACAUAGUUGAGAAGAAGGCCUCUACCAUGAAGGCUUACCAAGUCAUUACAGCUCAAUGUUCCAAUACAUCUUACAAAGUGUCAGGUCUGGAAGAGGAUGUAGCCUAUUUCUUCCGUGUGUCUGCGGAAAAUGAGUUUGGUGUUGGUGACACUUCUGAGACCACUGAGCCUGUCAGAGCCACAGAAACUCCAGGAGCUGUUAAGGACCUAGUGAUGUUGGAUUCCACAAAGAAUUCUGUGACUUUACAGUGGGCCAGGCCGGACCACGAUGGUGGCAGCCACAUUACUGAAUACAUAGUUGAAAAGAGAACUAAAGAAGAUCCUGCCUGGACCUUGGGUGCUACAUGCAAACGCUGCAGCUGUGAAGUGAUGGGACUCAAAGAGAACUCUGUCAUGGACUUCAGAGUAUUUGCGAAAAAUGAAAAGGGCCAAAGUGACUUCUCCCAGAUUGGUCCAAUAUCAGUAAUAGACUUCAUCAUUCCACCUGAGGCUAACCUCAGCGACUACCCCAAUGGAGAGCUUGCUGUUCGUAUUGGUAAAAAUAUUCACAUUGAGCUGCCCUUUAAGGGUAAACCAAGACCUGCAAUCAGUUGGUUAAAAGAUAAUUUACCUUUAAAAGAAAGUGACAAGGUUCGCUUCAGGAUCACUGACAAUAAGGCAGCAGUCACAGUUAGAGGAGUCAAGAAGGAGCAUGCUGGCCAGUACACCUUGGUUCUGGACAACAGAGUCAUUAAGAACUAUUUUGAUAUUAAUGUUAUUACUCAAGGACCCCCUUCUGUCCCUGUUGGUCCCAUACGCUAUGAUGAAAUUAAAGCUCAGAGUGUUGUUAUUUCUUGGGAUGCGCCAAAAGAGGAUGGAGGUGGUGAGAUUACUUGCUACAGUGUGGAGAAGCGGGAAACCUCUCAGGCCAACUGGAAGAUGGUCUGCUCAAGCGUCGUGAGAACUACUUUUAAGAUUCCUAAUCUGGUCCAAGGAAGUCAAUACCAGUUUCGGGUUCGUGCAGAGAACAAGUAUGGAGUCAGUGAACCACUCACCUCUGUAGAUGUGGUUGCCCAGCACCAGUACAAGCCUCCAGGGCCUCCAGGAAAGCCAGUGGCCUACAAUAUUACCAGUGAUGGCAUGACCAUCAAGUGGGAGGCCCCAGACUUUGAUGGAGGAUCCCCCAUUUUGGGCUAUCAUGUUGAGAAAAAGGACAGGAAUAGCCUGUUGUGGCAGAAGGUGAACGCCACACUCAUCUCUAACAGAGAGUACAGGAUCAUGGGUCUCAUGGAGGGCCUGGAGUAUUCCUUCAGAGUCUACGCUGAAAACAAUGCCGGAGUCAGCCUUGUUAGUGAGCAGAGCAAACAUGCGCUUGCUAUCUCGCCUGUUGAUCCACCUGGUACGCCUAUCAGCAUUGAUGUAACCAGAGACUCGGUCACCCUGCAGUGGGACAUUCCCAAGAGGGAUGGUGGCAGCAAAAUUGUUGCCUACAGCGUUGAGCGGCGUCAUGGCAGAGGCAAAUGGCUGCGGUGCAACUUCACUGAUAUUACAGAGACCCAGUUCACUGUGACUGGUCUGUCACCUGGAGACAGAUUUGAGUUCAGAGUAAUUGCCAGAAAUGCUGUGGGAACAGUCAGUCCACCAUCUAACUCGUCAGGGUAUUUUAUGACCAAGGAUGAGAGCGUUGCUCCUGAGAUUGUGUGGUCUCCAGACCAGGUUCUGACUAUAAGGGCUGGAGAGAAUGUUAAGCUUGACUGCAGCAUCACUGGACGGCCUGUUCCACAGGUUGUCUGGUACAAAGAUGGCAAAGAGAUUGACAAAAGGACCAUGAUUGACAUUGAAGUUACCACUGCCAUUGGCACCAGCAGUUUGUUUAUCCGUGAUGCUGACAGGAACCAUCGUGGAGUUUACACUGUGGAGGCUAAGAACAGCUAUGGCACCAAGAAGGCUGAUGUCAAUGUCAGAGUGCAAGAUACACCUGGGCCUGUUGACGGUCCUAUCCGUUUCACUGGUAUCACGGCUGACAAGUGCACUGUGUGGUGGAAUCCGCCAGAGAAUGAUGGAUGUGCAGCCAUUACCCACUAUGUGGUGGAGAAAAGGGAGACAUCCAGAAUCUCUUGGGCUUUGGUCACCUCCAAGUGUGAAGCCUGUUCUUACAAUGCAACAAAUCUUAUCAAGGGCAAUGAGUAUCAGUUUAGAAUUUCUGCUGUCAACAAGCUUGGUGUUGGUAAACCACUGGACUCUGAUCCUGUCAUUGCACAAAUGCAGUACACUGUGCCUGAGGCUCCUGGGACCCCAGAUGCCACCCAUGUGACUGGAGACAGUAUCACCCUGUGCUGGACCAGGCCAAGGUCAGAUGGAGGCAAUGAGAUCAAACAUUACAUCCUGGAGAGGAGAGAGAAAAAGAGCCUGCACUGGAUUAAAGUUUCAUCUAAGAGGCCUAUCACAGAGCUCAGGCACCGUGUUACACACCUCACUGAGGGCAACGAGUAUGAGUUCCGUGUCAUGGCUGAAAAUGGUGCUGGUGUUGGACCAGCCAGCAGCACUUCCAGGCUCUUCAAAUGCAGAGAGCCAACCAGUCCUCCCAGCGCCCCGACAGUAAUCAAGGUAAUCGAUUCCACCAAGUCAUCUGUCACAAUGGAAUGGACUAAGCCAGUGUUUGAUGGCGGCAUGGAAAUCAUUGGCUACAAUAUUGAUAUGUGUAAGGCUAGCCUGGAGGAAUGGCACAGAGUCAACAACCAGAUAUGUAUCCAUACCAGAUACACGGUUAAGGGCCUGGUUCCUGGAGAGCUCUACAAGUUCCGCAUCAGUGCUGUCAAUGGAUCUGGAGAAGGUGACGCCUCAGUGAUGCCCAACCCUGUUCAGGCUCUGGACAGACUUACAUCUCCAGAAAUUGACAUUGAUGCAAACUUUAAACAAACUCACAUUGUGAAGAAUGGCGGCACCGUUGCACUUCAUGUUCCUUUCCGUGGUAAACCUACACCUCUUGCAACUUGGUCUAAGGUAGAUGGUGAGCUGCCUGUUAUGGCAGAUGUCAAUAGCACUGAUUCGUUUUCAACACUGACCAUUGAGGGUUGCACUAGGUAUGAUGCUGGGAAAUACACCCUCUCCCUGGAAAACAACAGUGGGCGUAAAUCUAUUACAUUCACUGUCAAAGUGUUGGACACGCCUGGACCUCCAGGAGCCAUUACAUUCAAAGAUGUAACCCGUGGAUCCUUGACAGUAAUGUGGGAUGCCCCAAGCAAUGAUGGCGGAUCCCGAAUACACCACUACAUUGUGGAGAAGCGCGAAGCCACCCGCCUGGCCUGGCAAGAGGUCACUACCAAAUGCUCUCGCCAGAUGAUCAGGGUAACUGGUCUGGAUAUCGGUGUGCCAUAUCUAUUCAGGGUGGCUGCUGUUAACCAGUAUGGUCAAGGAGAACCUCAUGAAAUGACAGAGCCUAUCAUUGCCACGGAACAACCUGCACCACCGAAAAGAUUGGAUGUUGCAGACACCACUAACUCCACUGCAUCCCUGGUGUGGCUGAAGCCUGAGCACGAUGGAGGAAGCCGCAUCAGAGGCUACAUUGUUGAAUUCAAAGCUAAAGGCACUGAUCGCUGGGUUGUUGGUGGAGAGACUAAGUCUCAGAGGAUGUUAGUGGAGGGUCUCAUUGAGAAUACAGAGUAUGACUUUAGAGUCAGGGCAAAAAACGAUGCAGGAAUCAGUGAACCUCAGGGAACCUUUGGUUCUGUUGUCAUUAAGGAGCCUCGCAUUGAACCAACCGCUGACCUUAGCAGCAUCACCAAUCAACUCAUCACCUGCAAGACCUCGAACACCUUUACAAUAGACAUCCCUAUAAGUGGCAGGCCUGCUCCCAAGGCCACCUGGAAACUAGAGGAGAUGAAGUUGAAGGAAACUGAAAGAGUCUCGAUUAGGACCACAAACGAGAGAACCACUCUAGUAGUUAAAGACAGCAAAAGAAGUGACAGUGGCAAGUACUUCUUGACUCUGGAGAAUGCUGCUGGUGUAAAGACAUUUGCAGUGACUGUUGCUGUUGUUGGCCGACCUAGUCCACCGACAGGUCCUGUGAACAUUUCUGGAAUAUCCUCAGAGUCCUGCACUCUGUCUUGGUUGGAGCCAGCGGAUGAUGGAGGAACUGAAAUCACAAAUUAUAUAGUUGAAAAACGAGAGUCUGGCUCUGCUUCCUGGCAAGUGGUGAAUUCCAGUGUCCAGAGAACCACUAUCAAAGUUACCCAUCUCACCAAAUACAUGGAGUACACUUUCAGAGUCUGUGCUGAGAAUAAGUUUGGAGUUAGUAAAUCCAUUGAGUCAACCGCUGUUGUCAUUGAGCAUCCAUUUGUUCCACCAAGUCCUCCAACUCGUCCAGAUGUGGUGUCUGUGUCUGCGAAUGCCAUUGGUAUCAAAUGGGAUGUUCCAUAUGCAGAUGGAGGCAGCAAGGUGACAGGCUACUGGAUUGAGAAGAAGGAGAGAAACACUAUUCUGUGGGUGAGGGAGAACAAACUGCCCUGCCUAGAGUGCCACUACAAGGUGUCCAACCUGAUUGAGGGCCUGGAGUACCAGUUUAGGGUGUACGCCAUGAACAUUGCUGGGCUAAGCAAGGCCAGUGAGGCCUCCAGACCUAUGGUGGCACUCAACCCUGUUGAUCCUCCUGGUAAACCCGAAGUGACAGACAUCAGCCGCUCAUCUGUCUCCCUGUGCUGGACUGUGCCGUUUAAUGACGGUGGCAGCAAGAUUGUCGGUUACGUGGUGGAAAGGAAAGUCUAUAGCACAGACGAAUGGGAUGACAACCGCUGGCUCAAGUGCAAUUACACCACCAUCAGUGAGAACUAUUUUACCGUAACCAGCCUGGGAGAGGGCGAGACCUUUGAGUUUCGCGUCAUUGCCAGGAAUGCUGCCGGUGUCCACAGCAUGCCCUCAGAGUCGACUGGGCCGGUAACAUGCAAGGAUGAAUACUCUCCUCCCAGAGCUGAGCUUGACAGCAAGCUGGUGGGUGAGACAGUCACCAUCGCUGCUGGGUCAGACCUUGUCCUGGAUGGAGCUGUAGGGGGAAAACCAGAACCUACCGUCUACUGGUCAAAGGGUGACAAGAUCUUGGAGCUUGGAGAGAAAUACUCACUGACUUACACUUCUACCAGAGCCAUGGCAGUCAUAAAGAACUGUGACAGAUUUGACACCGGCAGAUACCUCCUGACUGUUAAGAACGCCAGUGGAAUAAAGACUGCCUCAGUCAGCGUCAAGGUUCUUGAUACUCCUGGACCUCCAGCUGAUAAGAUCAUAAUCAGCAGAGUGACAGAGGAGAAGUGUACGGUGUCCUGGAAAAUUCCUUUGGAGGAUGGUGGAGACACUGUCAGUCAUUAUAUUGUAGAGCGGCGUGAGACCAGUCGCCUCAACUGGGUUAUAAUGGAAGCCGAGUGCAAGACUCUGUCAUGUGUCAGCACAAGACUGAUCAAGAAUAAUGAGUACAUCUUCAGAGUCAGAGGAGUCAACAAGUUUGGAGCCGGAGUUCCUCUGGAGUCUGAGCCUGUCAUUGCCAGGAAUGCCUACACCACCCCCUCACAGCCAGGUGCACCUGAGGCCACUGGAGUUGGUAAGGAACACGUCAUUGUGGAGUGGCUGAAACCUGAAAGCGACGGAGGCAGCGAGAUCAAGAACUAUAUUGUGGAUAAACGAGAAAAAAGCAGCACCAGGUGGACCCGGGUUAAUAAGACUUACACCAUAUACGACACCCGUUUGAAGAUCACAAGCUUGUUGGAGGGAAGCGAGUACCAGUUCAGAGUCACCGCUGUCAAUGCCGCUGGAGAUAGCCAGCCCAGUGAUGCAUCAUCGUACAUCCUCUGCAGAGAUCCUACAUAUACACCAGCUCCUCCAUCAAUGCCUCGCAUUACUGACACAACCAAGCACAGCAUCAGCAUGACCUGGACAAGACCCAUGUAUGAUGGAGGAGCAGACGUGACAGGAUACGUAGUUGAGAUCCUAGAGGAAGACUCUGGGCAGUGGUACCGUGCCACUGCCAAACCGCUUAAGAUCAAUGAGUAUGUGGCCGCUGGCCUGGCAGCCAAUAAGAAGUACAGCUUUAGGGUCGCUGCCAUUAACAGGAAUGGCACUGGCGAGUUCAGUGAACCUAGUGCCCAGACUGAGCCGCUUGAAAGAAUUGAAAUGCCUGACCUGGAGCUGGCUGAAGACCUAAAGAAAACCGUGUGUCUACGUGCCGGAGGGACCUUGCGUCUGUUUGUGUUUGUUUCGGGCCGACCGACACCAGUUGUAGCUUGGAGGAAGAUGGGUGUGGAGCUGCAAAGCCGUGGCUACAUAGAUACCACAGGGAGCUCCACCUCGUUAAUAGUGGAGAAGGUUAAUCGCUAUGACUCUGGAAAAUAUAUUGUAGAGGCAGAGAACCCAUCUGGCAAGAAGACUGCCACUAUCCUGGUUAAAGUCUACGAUACUCCUGGACCUCCUGGUUCUGUUAGGGUGAAGGACUACACCAAAGAGUCAGUCGUCAUCACCUGGGAUGUGCCUAGCAUUGAUGGUGGGGCUCACGUCAGCAACUACAUUGUAGAGAAGCGUGAAGCCAACAUGAAAUCAUACAAGACUGUCACAACUGAGUGUAGAAAGACCCUGUUUAGGAUUACUGGGCUGGAGGAGGGCAUGCACUACUUCUUCAGGGUCCUGCCAGAGAACAUUUAUGGUGUUGGUGAGCCCCGUGAGACGACCGAGGCUGUGCUGGUGUGCGAUGUGCCGUCAGUACCUCUGGACUUCCACAUUGUUGAAGUUAACAAAUCAUCUGUCACACUGCAAUGGGAGAAGCCGCUGCAUGAUGGAGGCAGCAGACUUAUAGGUUAUGUCAUUGAGACCUGCAAGGUUGGCUCUGACAGAUGGAGUACCGUCGCAACACUGAAGGCCACAGUUUCCCAGCACUCUGUCCAAUCCCUAAUGGAGAAUGACCAGUACCUGUUCAGGAUCAGGGCCACCAACAGUAGAGGGUCCAGUGAGCCAGUGGACAUUGUUACUCCUGUUACAAUCCAGGAGAUCAAGGUGCUACCCAAGAUCGAUAUGGCCAACAUUCCUCAGAAGACUGUUUAUGUGCAUCGUGGCAAACCCAUCGAUCUCAAUAUCCCCAUUAAAGCCAGGCCGCAACCUGUGUGUACCUGGUUUUUUAAAGGUGUGAAGCUGAAGGACAGCCUAGACCGUAUUAAGAUUGACAGUAAUGGCAAAUAUGCCCACCUCAUCAUUCGUGAUACCACCAUCAAUGACACCGGAGACUAUGCUCUGGAGGUGAAGAACACAAUCGGCAUGGCAAGUGAGGUUAUCAAGGUCAUCAUCCUUGACAAACCUGGCUUUCCAGUUGGUCCAGUGAAGAUUGAGGAAGUUGACGGUGUGUCUGUGACGAUCAGCUGGGACCCUCCAGAGAAGGAUGGUGGUGCCAGCAUCAGCGGAUAUGUGGUUGAGCAGCGUGACGCCCACCGGCCAGGCUGGAGCACAAUCUCAGAGUCAGUGACCAGACCCUGUUUCAAAUUUAACAGACUCUCUGAGGGAACAGAAUAUGUGUUCCGUGUUGCUGCCAUGAAUCGCUUUGGCAUUGGUGGAUUCCUGCAGUCAGAAGUGGUGGAAUGCAAGAGUCCCAAGACCAUCCCUGGAGCUCCGAGCAGACCAGAGGUUCUUGAUGUCACACAUGAGGGCAUGACCCUGACCUGGUUACCACCUGAGGACAAUGGUGGCUCCACUAUUGCUGGCUUCAUCAUCGAACGUAAGGAAUCGCAGUCUGACAGGUGGAUGAGGAUCAACAAGAAUCCUGUCACUAUGACCAGGUAUCGCUCCUCCGGCCUGAUUGAAGGCCUGGAGUAUGAAUAUCGCAUCACGGCCAUCAACUCCAGAGGAGCUGGAAAACCCAGUGAAAGCUCUGCUCUUACCAUUGCCAUGGAUCCUAUUGAACCUCCCAGUCCUCCAGUUCAGCCUCGAGUGACAGACAGCACCAGGACUUCAGUCUCUCUGGCAUGGCUGCCACCUGAACAAGAGGGUGGUUCUGUUGUUACUGGCUACUUUAUUGAGAUGCAAAAGGUGGACCAGGUGGAAUGGACCCUGUGCAACACCACACCCAUCAAAAUGUGCGAGUACACUCUCACCCACAUGCCCCAGGGUGCUGAGUACAAGUUCAGGGUUAUUGCCUGCAAUGCUGGUGGUUCUGGAGAACCUGCUGAGAUUCCUGGGAUAGUUAAAGUCCAGGAGAUGCUUGGUUACCCCGACUAUGAGCUGGAUCGUAAAUAUGAGGAGGGCUAUGUGGUACGGCAGGGUGGAGUGAUUCAUCUGUCUGUACCCAUCAAGGGUAAACCCAUUCCUAUAUGUAAGUGGACCAAAGAUGGUCGCGACAUUUCCCACCGUGCAAUGAUUGCUACUCAUGAUGACAUCACUGAGUUGGUCAUCAAAGAAGGACACAAAGAUGACGCCGGUACCUACGAACUGGUGCUUGAGAACAAAUGUGGCAGAAAGGCAGUGUACAUUAAGGUCAAAGUAAUUGGCCGCCCUGAACCCCCAGAGGGCCCUCUGGAAUUUGAUGACAUUCAGGCCAGAUCGGUCCGUGUAAGCUGGAGGCCACCAUCAGAUGAUGGUGGCUCUGAUAUUCUUGGAUACAUUGUGGAAAGGCGGGAGGUGCCCAAAGCUGCUUGGUACACAGUGGAUGCAAGGGUAACUGAGAGCUCACUGGUGGUCAGGGGGCUGAAGGAGAAUGUGGAAUAUCACUUUAGGGUUUCUGCUGAGAACCAGUUUGGCAUAAGCAGAUCUCUCAAAUCUGAUGAUUGCGUCACACCAAAGACACCACUUUGCCCACCAGAACCUCCAAGCAAUCCACCAGAGAUCAUGGACGUAACCAAGUCAACUGUGUCUCUGUCCUGGGCUCGACCUCGUGAUGAUGGAGGGUCUCGCAUUACAGGAUACUAUGUGGAAAGAAGAGAGGUUUCAACAGAAAAGUGGGUGCGCCACAACAAGACUCACAUCACCACGACCAUGUACAAUGUGACUGGUCUCAUUCCCGAUGCAGAGUACAUUUUUAGAGUGGUGGCCCAGAAUGAUAUUGGGCAGAGUGAGCCGAGUCUUGCAUCAGAAUCUGUGGUCUGCAAAGAUCCAUUUGACAAACCGAGCCAACCAGGUGAGAUUGACAUCAUCUCCAUCACCAAGGACUCCAUCACUAUCCACUGGCUGAGGCCUGAACAUGAUGGUGGCAAAGAGAUUCUGGGCUACUGGAUUGAAUUUAGGCAGGCUGGAGAAAGUGCAUGGAAGAAAUGCAACAAAGAGCCCUCCAAGGAUCGACAAUUUACUAUGGGUGGAUUGAUGGAGGCAACCGAGUAUGAGUUCAGAAUUUUGGCAGAGAAUGAGACUGGCCUUAGUCGACCUCGUCGCACACCUAUGGGCAUAAAGACCAAACUUAGUGUUGGUGAAGCUCCAGCUUUGAAAGAAGAAAUGCAAGACACAACAACCAAGCUUGGGGAGUCUGGCACUCUAACCUGUGGCAUCAUUGGUAGACCUCUGCCUGAGAUCAAAUGGUACCGCUAUGGCAAGGAACUGAUCCAGAGUCGCAAGUACAAGAUGAGUUCCGAUGGUCGCAAUCAUUCCCUCAGCAUCUUGUCAGAUGAUCAGGAAGAUGAAGGCCUGUACACCUGCAGGGCCAUCAAUGAAGCUGGAGAGAUUGAGACUAGUGGCAAGUUGCGCCUGCAGGCGCCGCCUCAGUUCCACCCUGGCUUCCCUCUCAAAGAGAAGUAUUUUGCUGGCGCUGGCACCAGCCUCCGUCUCCAUGUUGUCUACAUUGGCCGUCCCAUUCCCCAAAUCAUGUGGUUCUAUGGCAAGAAGCCUCUAAACCCAUCUGAGAAUGUGAUUAUUGAAAACACUGAAAGUUACACCCAUUUGGUUGUGCGCAAUGUCCAGAGAAAGACCAAUGCUGGCCGUUACAAGGUGCAACUCAGCAACAUGUUUGGAUCUGUUGAUACUGUACUACGUGUUGAAAUUCAAGACAAACCUUGCAUCCCUGAAGGCCCACUGGUUGUUGACGCUCUGCUGAAGAGCUCAGUUGUCAUCAGCUGGAAGGCUCCCAAGGAUGAUGGUGGUGCUCUUAUCACCAACUACAUUGUUGAGAAACGUGAAGCCAAAGAGGGUGAGCAGUGGCAUCUGGUAUCUUCCUCCAUCUCUGGCACCACCUGCCGUGUUCCAAACUUGACAGAGAAUGCUGGAUACUACUUCAGAGUUUCUGCUCAGAACCAGUAUGGUGUCAGUGAACCUCUGGAGAUCCCAUCUGUCGCUAUCAUCAAGAGUCCAUUUGAAAAGCCCGGCAUCCCACAGCAACCCUUCAUAAUCACUUCCACAAGAGACUCUUGUGUUGUCUGCUGGAAGCCUCCAAGCAGUGAUGGUGGAGCAAAAAUUACCAGCUACUACCUUGAAAAACGUGAAAAGAAACAGAACAAGUGGAUGUCGGUAACCAGCAAAAAGAUUGUGGAGACCAAUUACGAGGUCACUGGUUUGAUUGAGGGCUUUGAGUAUGAAUUUCGUGUCAAGUGUGAGAACAUGGGAGGUGAAAGCGACUGGAGCGAAAUCUCUCAGCCUAUCGUUCCUAAAUCCGACCAGCCUCCCCGUGCGCCUACAUUCAGGGAGGAGAUUAGAGACAUGACUGUGAAAUACCACGCCAGCGCCACCUUUGUUACAAAGGUUAUGGGACAUCCCAAGCCUGUGGUGAAAUGGUACCGAAGUGGAAAGGAGAUCCUGGCAGAUGGAACAAAGAUCAAAGCCCUGGAGUUUAAGGGAGGUUACUAUCAGCUGGUGAUAACUGCUGCAGAUGAAAAUGAUGCCUCAGUUUAUCAAGUCAGAGCAACUAACUCCUCAGGAUCAAUUUCUGCAACAGCCAACUUGGAGGUGGAAGUUCCUGCAAAGAUCCACCUGCCGAAGGAGCUCCAAGGAAUGGGAGCAGUCCAUGCUGCCCGUGGUGAUCACAUCACAAUCAAGAUCCCUAUCUCUGGCAAGCCUGAGCCAGCAAUCACUUGGCAGAAAGGUCAAGAAAUCCUCUCAAAUUCUCCUUAUCAUCAAGUCAUCACUACCAGGUCUUUCACUUCCCUCGUCUUCCUGAAGGGAGUUCAGAGAAAGGACACUGGGUACUACAUCAUUAGUGCGAAGAACAGGUUUGGAACAGACAAGCAAACAAUUGAGGUAAAUGUGGCUGACAUACCUGAAGCGCCUAAAGGACUUGUGGUUAGUGACAUUGCACGAGACUCUAUCACUUUGAGCUGGGAGGCCCCUGCCAGUGAUGGUGGAAGUGAAAUAAUUAGCUACAUAGUGGAGAAAUGUCCCACUACUGGUGAUAGAUGGAUCCGUGCUGGACACACCAAUGACUGCAGCAUCACCAUUAUCAACAUAUUUGGAAAGACCAAGUAUCAGUUCCGUGUCAUUGCUGAGAACCAGUUUGGUCUGAGCCCUCCUUCUGAUCCCACUGAACCCAUCACCACAAAAGAGGACAAGUCUGUGAUUAGGAACUAUGACGAGGAAGUGGAUGAAACCAGAGAGAUCACUCGGGAGGAAGCUCUGUUCUACAAGGUGAAGGAGCUUUCCUCCAAGUAUAUUAUCUCUGAAGAGCUGUCUCGCUGCCAGUUUGGAACAGUCCACCGGUGCAUAGAGAUUGCUACAAAGAAAACCUUCAUGGCUAAGUUCAUCAAGGUCAAAGGAACUGAUCGUGAAUUGGUUCUCAGGGAAAUUGAAGCGCUAAAUUUGGCAAGGCACAGGAAUAUUAUUUAUUUGCAUGAGUACUUUGAAAGCAUGGAGGAGAUAAUUCUGAUCUUUGAGUUCAUUUCAGGAGUUGACAUCUUUGAGCGCCUUGGAACCAGCCACUUUGAGUUGUCUGAACAGGAGAUAGUCCGCUACUUGAGGCAGGUGUGCUCUGCCCUCAUGUUUUUGCAUAGCCAUAAUUUUGGUCACUUUGACAUCCGCCCGGACAACAUUGUCUAUACGACAAGGAGAAGCACCAACAUAAAGAUCAUUGAGAUGGGCCAGGCUAGGCUCCUAGUGCCAGGGGAAAACAUUAGAAUGUUGUUUUCUGCACCGGAAUAUUAUGCUCCUGAGGUCCAUCGCCAUGACCUGAUCACAACAGCCACUGAUAUGUGGUCUGUUGGUGUUGUGGCCUAUGUUCUGCUCAGUGGUCUUAAUCCAUUUGCUGCAGAGUCAACAACAAAGGUGAUUGAGAACAUUUCCAAAUGUGAGUAUAUCUUUGACAGUGAAGCCUUUAAGGACACCAGCUUGGAGGCUAUGGACUUUGUAGACAGACUUCUGGUCAAGGAUAUGAAGCUUCGUAUGACAGCCCAUGAGGCUCUUGAGCAUCCAUGGCUCAAAAUGAAGAUUGAACAUGUCAGCAACAAGCCCAUUAGGACACUGAGACAUAGGAGGUACUAUCAGACCCUGGUGAAGAGGGUGGACACUAUUAUAUCUGCAGCUCGUGUGGCAUAUGGUGGUGCAUUUAAAAACCAAAGAGGACUGGCUGUGGGUAAAGUCAAGAUUGGAACUGAGUAUCGUGGUCUUCGAGCUGGUCCAGUCAUGCAUGCCUCAGCUGAGGAAGGUGGCUAUGUGAGGUUCACAUGCAGCCUUGUCAACUAUGACAAGAGUACACAGGUUUUAUGGUACUUUGGAAACCGUCAACUUCACUCAAGCCAUAAGUAUGAGAUUACUUACAGUAACGGUUUUGCCAGCAUUUAUGUAAAAGACAUUGAAAACGAUGAUGAUGGUGUCUACAAAUGCAAAGUGGUGAGUGAUGAUGGGGAGGAUGUUGCCUACGGUGAGCUAUUUGUUGAGACCAUAAGGAACAUUAGAGAGCACUACGUUAGCCGUUCCAUCAAGAAACUAAGAAGGAGAGUUGACAAAACUACACUCUUGCAAAGACCACCAGAGUUCACUUUGCCACUUUAUAACUGCACUGCCUAUGUUGGCGAAGAUGUUCGUUUUGGUGUCACCAUCACGGUGCAUCCAGAGCCCCAUGUCACAUGGCUGAAGAAUGGAGAAAGGAUUAACCCAGGUGACGAUGACAGCAAGUACACCUUUACCAGUGAUAAGGGUCUGUACCAGCUGAUAAUCCACAAUGUGGAUGUGAGUGAUGAUGCAGAAUUCAGCGUUGUUGCUCACAACAGGUUUGGGGAAGACAACUGUACAGCCCGUCUCACUGUGACACCUCAUCCUGUAUCAGAGGAAACAAUGAGGCCAAUGUUUAAGCGUCUCUUGGCCAACAUCGAGUGCACUGAGGGACACAGCAUUUGCUUUGAUCUCAGAGUCUCAGCAAUUCCCAUUCCCACCCUAAAAUGGGAGAAGGAUGGAAAACCUUUGCAGUUUGGUCCCAAAGUCAUUGUCAUACAGGAAGACAUUGAUUAUUAUGUCCUGCACAUUAGAGAAACUCUCCUCGAGGACUCUGGCGUGUACAAGGUUACUGCAAGCAAUCCUGCUGGGUCUGCAAGCUGCCAGGCUACUCUGAAAGUAGAUCGGCUGACAUACACCAGGAGAGAGUACAAAAGUGAAGAGGAGAAAUACAGUCACAUACAGAAACAAAUUGAGAAAACCAACAAGUUGGCUCAGGAGAUUGUUGCUACUGAGGAACUUGUACCCCUCAACCCAACAGCCCAGGAGGCUCUCAAAUUCGCUGCAGAGAUGUACAAACCUGCAGUGAGCACCAAGAACAUUGAAGGGGAGUUUGACAUUACUGUUAAGACAUCUGAGACAAAGAGACUGGAAGAAGAAAAGAGAAUUUUUAUGCCAUACAAGAUCCCUGAACCUGUGGUUCAUGAUCCUCGAGUUCUAGAUGAGGACAAAGCCAUCAAGCAGUUUGUUCCCCUGUCUGACAUGAAGUGGUACAGAAAGCUUAGAGACCAGUAUGAAAUUCCAGAAAGGAUGGAAAGAAUUUUGCAGAAGAGACAGAGGCGUAUUCGUCUGUCUAGGUGGGAGCAGUUCUAUGUCAUGCCACUUCCAAGAAUCACCGACCAAUACAGGCCAAGAUGGCGUAUUCCGAAACUCACUCUGGAUGAUUUGGAGACUGUUCGACCUGCAUGUCGUUCAGCCUCUUCUGAAUCUGAGGCCUCUUUCAGGUCCAGGAGGAGAUCUCUGGGAGACCUUAGUGAUGAGGAGCUUCUGAUGCCUGUGGACGAUUACCUCUCUUUGAGAAGGACUGAAGAAAGGAAAAUCAUGCCAGAGGAUGAACUGGAACUCGGCUUUUCUGCCUCCCCUCCUGGAAGUCCUCUCCGAGUUGAGCAACAUGCUGUGGAACGUGAAGAGAAGAGGCUGGAGGGCAAACAUGUGGCAGCUGAGGUUGUGGAGACUAAGAAGAAACGUACUGUUUCUCAGUAUAUGAGAAGGAGAAGAUCAUUGUCGCCCACUUAUAUUGAGCUUAUGCGUCCAGUGUCAGAGCUGAUUAGACCAUGUGCCAGGCCUUCUGUGCAAGCAGAGGGAGACAUUGUGGAGAGGAGGUCCCCAACCCCAGAGAGAACUCGCCCACGCUCUCCUAGCCCCAUCAAGUCUGUCGAGAGGUCCUCACGCUCCUCCUCCAGGUUUGAAAGAUCUGCACGGUUUGACAUCAUGUCCCGCUAUGAGGCCAGAAAGGCUGCUUUGAAAUCUGAGAGGAAAUAUCAGGUGAUCAGCCAGACACCAUUCAGCCUGGACCAUGCUCCGCGUGUGACUGUCAGGAUGCGCUCGCAUCGCAUACCCAUUGGCCAGGACACCAAAUUCACGCUGAACAUCCAAGCCAAGCCGGAGGCUGAGGUUAUAUGGUUUCACAAUGGAACUAGAAUUUCUGAAAGCAGUGACAAAUAUGUCUUCAUGAACAUGAGCGGGGUUUUGUCUGUAGCUAUUCUGAACUGCCAGGAGGAGGACAGUGGCACAUACCGCUGUGUGUGCUCAAACUCCAAGGGAGAAGCUUCAGACUAUGCCACUUUAGAGGUAUGUGGCGGUGGCUACACCACUUUUUCCUCUCGUCGAAGAGAUGAAGAAGUCCCCAAACCAUUUGUUCCGGAGUUGGCUCAAGUUGACCACUAUCAUAUCACUCAAUUUAAAGCUGGCUAUGCUUCUAAGUCCCAUUUUGAGGUGGAAGACAGCAAAUCAAAGCUGACUGAAACACACAAAGUGAUCACACAUGAAAGUUAUGCUGCCUCCUCUGAGAGGUCCUCAUCUGCAGAGAGGUAUGGCUCCUGUAUCAAGUAUUCUUCUGCUGAAUACCUGUCCUCUGGCUCCUCCUACUCAUCUGACAAGUUUUCUGUGGCUGAAGCUAAACUUAAGUCAUCUGUUGCGGAGGCCUCUGAUUUUUCUGUUCACAAGGUGAAGUCUUCUCUGCCUGCUAGAAUCCUUAUCAAACCUCAGUCUGUAACAGUUGCAGAGGGAGAGACAGUCAGAUUUGCUUGUGAUAUUGAUGGAGAUCCUGCACCAACUGUAUCAUGGAUUCAUGAAAGCAGAACCCUAAUCUCAUCUCAUCGCAUUCAGGUCACAACAACACAGUACAAGUCCAGUCUAGAGAUAUCCUCUGUGACUGCCUCAGAUGAGGGUAGUUAUAAAGUUGUAGUAGAAAACUCAGCAGGUAGACAAGAAGCUCACGCCAGAUUGACAAUCCAAAGACCCGGCUCCAAAGAGAAGGUCAAGGCUGUCAAGUCCCCUGAGCCACCUGUAAAAGCACCUACUUCAAGUAUCAAGUCACCAGAACCUUCAGUUACAUUCACAGUCCCCAGUGUCAAGUCGCCAGAAUCCAGCAUCAGAUCCCCAGAGCCUUCAGUGAAAUUACCAGCUCAAAGUAUUCAGUCUCCUGAACCAAGUGUCAAAUCUCCAGAAACAGCAGGAAUUAAAACUACAAGAAGUGACAAGUCUCCAGAGCCAGUGACACCCUCUCCAGCAACUGUCAAGUCGCCUGAACCUGAAGGAGUUAAGUCACAUCGGGGUAUAAAAUCUCCUGAACCGAAACAUAAGUCAGCGGCUCCCCUCAAGUCCAAUGAAACUGAGGAAGUGAAAGCUCCCCGUGGUGUAAAGUCCCCGGAAACCCCAGGAAUCAAAACACCAAGAGGGGUAAAAUCCCCAGAACCAGCUGGAAUCAAAACACCAAAGGGUAUCAAGUCCCCUGAACCUUCAGGCAUUAAAUCACCAAGGGGUGUGAAGUCUCCUGAGCCUGAAGGAAUUAAAUCACCCACUAGGAUGAAGUCUCCUACUCCCAUCAUGUCCCCCAAAAGAGUUGUGUCUCCAACAACCAUCAAAUCCCCAACCCCUAAACCUCCAAAGGUCCUUAGUCAGUUAAGAGCUGAAGCCUCGGAGGGUUCAGUACAGAUUGCUUGUGUCUGUGAGAGCAGUGUGACGGACGUAAUGUGGUACGUUCAUGGCAGGAGGCUUUCACAGAGUAGCCGCUUUGAGAUGCAUUACUCUGACGGUUCAUGCAGCCUGAAGAUUCAUGACCUGACUGACAGUGAUCAGGGCGAGUACACCUGUGAAAUGAUAUCAGAGGGAGGAGUUUCCAAGUCUUCAUUCUCCCUCACUGGACAGUUGUUCCAGUCCAUACGCAUGAAGGUCACAGCCUACCAUGAGCAGCAACUGGCAAUUAAAGGAUCAUCAGUGAUGAGUCAUAAAGAGACGUCAUCCUCCUUGAUGCAGAAGAAGGAAAUUCACAAAGUGGAGGAGUCAUCGUUCGUCUCUUCCUCUGCCCAGCAGUCACUGAUGUCCUCCAUGAUGGAGUCAAGCUCCUUCAGCAGCAUGGCAGCUGAGAUGAAGUUUGAGACCAUGUCCAUGUCUAGCAUGUCCUCUGUGGCAUCUGAGACAUAUGCUAGGAGCUCCAGCAGCCUGACAGAGAUGGCCUCUCACAUGGAGGGAUCGUCCUUCAGAACAAUCAGUUGUGCUCCCAGGAUUGAGGCUCUGCCAGAGGACAUCAGCAUUGAACCAGGCAAAGUCCUGACAGUUGCCUGUGCCUUCUCUGGUGAUGCUCAACACAUUGAGUGGUCUCGUGGAGGAAGAACCAUUGAGGUGACAGCUGGUGGUCGCUUCCACAUAGAGACCACGGAGGACCUGACCACCCUCAUUAUCACUGGGGUGAAGAAGGAAGAUGCUGGAACUUACACCCUCAAACUGUCCAGCGAGCUUGGAUCUGACACAGCAACUGUUCACAUUAGUGUUCGAUCAGUGUAAAAACACAGUCUACCUUCCUCUCCUCCCUUUUCACUGCAUCCGUGGCUUUUUGUUUAUGAAUUCAGCAAAUUAAUCUAUGUGGUAAAGACCUUAUUUCUCUUUCUGUAAAUAUGAACUAUUUUUAUACCAAACUUGACAUUAAUUUAUGCCAAACUAGACUCAAGUCUAAAGUUGUAGUAACAUGUGCCAUAUUGGACAACGAAGACUGUGACAUGUACAUAAUGUAUAUAGCCGAAAUGAACGGUUAUGGAAAAUGUUAUGAAUUGUUAUUUAUGACAAUUAUAUUAACUAAAACUAAAUGAAACUAAAUGUGGUUUAACAGGAGAAAGUUCUAUUAGGAACGAAUACCCUGUUAAACCCAGAAACUAAACUCUGUGCCUCAACCAUGUGUUGAAGUCCUAAGAUUGCCUCAGCAGGUAGAGAGGCUCCCUGCUGACGUCACCUCAAUCCGAGACUUACUAUGAAAGCAGCGCUGCAGAGUCCGAGCAGUGCUGCUUUAUUGUAAUAAAGUCACGAGAUCCUGAGUGGUGUUUGCAUUUACCCUCAUGCAAGCAGGACGACUGGACCUUGUGUUCUGACUGAUUAUAUCACGACGCCUUUUCGAUGACGUGCUCACAGUGCAAGCGGCCUGCACUCCCUGAGCAUAAUUGUUUGUUGUUUUGUGCUCUGCUUCUGGCAAAUGACCAUCCACUGGGCUCCUCAGUUGUACCAUCAGCCUGGCCAAUCACAUUAUUGAGAAUCUGCCUCGUGCUUGUUUGCAGAGGCAGAGCUGUCUCUUGGAGGCCUGCAGUGUGUGUUUGUGUUUUAUUUUAGUCAAGCAGGGCAUUGUCAGUCAGGUCCACCAUCACUGUUCUGCAUUCAGAGGCCCUGCUCUCUGGUUUGACGGAAGAUAGAUUGUAGCGUUUUCACAGCCUCCUUGAGUGUUUUUCCACUUGGAAUGAAUAAAGCAUGAUUGCAGCACUA
Betta splendens (Siamese fighting fish) is the source of this 96499-nucleotide messenger RNA. It is a transcript of the gene ttn.2, whose product is annotated as titin, tandem duplicate 2. The record is from RefSeq and is a predicted model, not a curated record. Gene Ontology annotation, biological process: protein phosphorylation. NCBI's taxonomy places the organism in Eukaryota, Metazoa, Chordata, Actinopteri, Anabantiformes, Osphronemidae. Bases 227 to 95536 code for a protein of 31769 amino acids. The transcript is spliced from 256 exons. Gene Ontology annotation, molecular function: protein kinase activity; protein binding; ATP binding.